GCCUUGAAAGAGCUGCAGCCAAUCCCAGUGCUGGAGGAGGUGGGUUGGGCUGGGCCAGGGCUCCCCCUCCCCUGUAGAUACUGAUCUCUCACUUGGUUACAUUGUAGCGCUGGCUCCACGUUCUGGAUCUGCUGUUGCUGCUAGGGGGUCCACAGAACCACCACAAAGUCCUCAAAUCGGAGACCAGAAGGCAAGCAGGGGACAGGGAUGGAUCAUCAUUACGACGGGCAGCACAACGAUUAUAUGCAACCAGAGGAGGAUUGGGAUAGGGACCUCCUGCUGGAUCCAGCCUGGGAGAAACAGCAGAGAAAGGUGAGAUCAGAGGGAAUGAGGGAAGGAUUGCAGUGAUCCGGCCCUGCUCCAUGAACCUACAUAGCAGAAGGAAGCUCUGGGGUUCUGAACAUUCUCUAAACCGAUCUAGAAUGUAUCAGAUCAGUGCUCACAGUUCUAUCCUAACAUUACUGGUUCUGGAUCCCUUUUAAUAAUAUAUUAUAUGUGCAGGGAGACACAUGGUUGUGAUCAAUAUAUGUCUCUCUGUUUAUUCUAGUUUCAUUACAGUUGAGAAAGUAAUUCAUAGAACACUGCAUUCAACCAUCAUAGUUCAAGGGGAUGUAUUUUAUUAUCGUUAUAGAUUUUCUAUAUCACAAUCAUAGUUGAAGAACAUGGCUUUUUUUCUAGACAUGAGGGUAAUUAAUGGAAUUAUAUCGCCCCCUUUCUGGUCAGGAUGAGCAGAAUUUGAUGUAAAGUUAGUUAGAGAAGAAAAAAAAAAAAAAGCUGCUGUGAAAUUGCAGACAUAUCCUGUCUUUCUAGACUGGAGGAGGGAGGGUGUGAAUUUGAGCACAGGUAAAUGUGGCAGCUGCUCUAGAGCUGUUACUGAUUGCAGCUAUGCAGGAUGAUUCUAGAGGGCAGCUUAUGGAUGAAUGAAACUGCCUAACUGUGCUAUGCUUCAGAGGUGCUAGAACUGCAACCAAGAGGCUUUUAACACUAAUCCAGUUUCUGGGUAGAUGCUGCUAUCAUCUAGAUUUUGUUAAGGCCUCCAGUAAUCACCUUUUUGGCUGAGGAUGAUGGGCAUUUCAGUGAAUCAGCUGACUGGCCCAGCUUUCUCAGUAAAGCCUGGUUAAUUUUAAUGUAAUACUUUCUAGAAUAAACAACCAAUAGGGUAUUCUCUAUAAUGUGAAUUGUCUGGAAUUUAAAAAAUUUACCCCAAAAUAACCGAAAAUGUAGCAGAUUUAGCAAAUAUUUCAAGUUUGGCAACAUGGCCUUAGAACUUGAAAAACACUUAAAAAUUUCAACCAUUUUAUAAUUAAAUCCAUAAUCCUGAGCGUAUUAUCAGCUUCUAGGCCUGUUGAUAGGGUAGAUAUUAGUCAGAGUUCAUGAAGUAAGUGUCCUAGAUGAAAGGGGUUGUUAUAAUUAGGUUUCUGUAGUUUGUUUUAUGUGGUAAUACAGUUUGGCAUCUGGGAAUAUAAAAGUUAGUUCUCUGCAGUAUGUGGAAUAAAGAGAUUUUAAAUGGAGUCUAUACAACCCUUCUUGUUACAGGUGUAGCUACUCCUAGAUCAAAGAGAUAUUAUGUCAUUUAUAUUUUUGAGGUAAAACCUACAGAGUCAUAUGCUUAACUGUGCCUUAUUUAAAAUAUAAUGAGAAUAUACCAAUGGCUGAAGAUAAAAGUUGGCCAAAAGUCAGCCAUUUUAUUUUGGUAACAUUUGCCACUCCUUUAUGAAUUCCCAUUAGUUUACAGUUUAAUGUUAAGAUUAUUUGCUGAAGUAUGACUACAACAAACACUGAAUAUUAUUGAAUUGAAAACUAAAUUGCAAAAUUCAAAAUCAAAACAGACAACUCCUCCCCCAAAAAAAAAUCUGUUAUUUUGUCCUGCAUCUUACAGUUUAGAUUUCAACAGUUUAGUGAAUAAGCCAUCUAGUGUUUUUAUAAAGAUGUGAUGAAUUUGCCUCUCUGUUGCAAUCUUUAGGUCAAAAUUUUUUUUACAAAAUAAAAGGGUCUGGCUUCUAGCCACCAUUUUCCUAGAUUUGAAAAAAAAACAAAAAAACAUAUUUUUGAAAAAAAGUCUAACUUGAACAGACACGUUGAAUAGAUAGUCUAGAAAACUGAUGGUAAAGGAAAUCACUAUCUCUGUUCCGUUAAUCAUUGCUGGCGAUUUUAUAUAUGAAGGGUGUGUGAUUGGUGGUAAAGUCUGAAGCCUGGGUGUGUUACUGAGUACAUACCUUGUAACAGUACUUUGGAUAUUGCUAACAGAACACAAGGAGUGAUUGUGUUUUAUUGUAUGAAGUUAUCUGUAGCAGGAGGGGUAGAAACAUGCAGUUGAGUUAUUGCUGGUUUAUGGCGUUUUGCUUACUACUACAUCUGGUAUAUUUGUAUAAAUUAAUGACUUGCUGAAAUAAGCCCAAAUCCUGUAAAAGAGUUUAAUGUUAAAUAAUAAAAAUUCAAUAGUUUUUAACAGUCCAGACUUCUGACUCUGUAUGAAUGUAUAUAUAAACAAAUACAUUUGUAUAUCUGUCUAUUGUCAAAUGGGGGGGGGGGAGGGACUUUUUAUGUCACGCCAAUUUGACAAAUUUCACCAGUAAUUAAAACUCAGGGGUUGCACAAACCCUAUUUAUAUUAUGAUCUAGGUAGUACUUGGUUGGUACUUUAAAGAACACUCCAGGCACGAUAGCCACUACAGCCCGCUGUGUCCUCCUACCUUUUAAAAAACGGUUUGACAAAUUACUUUGGGUACACCGGGCACCUGUCAUCAACGCCUCUGCAGCAGGGACCUACUGCACUGAGCUUGGCCUAUUCUGUCUAAGCACAAAUUAAGCAGAUCCCUCGGUGUGAAUGUGUCAAACUGUGUAUUUGAAUGGAUUGAUAAACACAGGGGGUCCCUGAGGCACUCUGUCGGUCCCCUCACUCGCAGUAUCGCUAAUGCUAAAUUUCAGCCAUGGGCAACCUUCGGCACUCCAGAUGUUUUGGACUACACUUCCUUUGAUGCUUUGCCAGCCUUAUGGGUGUAAGAGCAUUAUGGGGGAUGCAGUCCACAACAUCUGGAGUGCUGAAGGUUGCCUACCCUAACCCUAUCACUGAUGUUCAAUUAUGGCUGUAAUUGUCUUUGCUAAUGCCAAACCUUAAUUUACAAAUUAAAAUAUGACCAGCAAGGGGCCAGACUGCCAGUGCCUGGGGACCAAAUUUUAUUUAUUUAAUUAUCUUUUGCUUGAAAGCCUUUUGAAUGGGUUGGUUUGAAAGAAAUUACCAUAACCACUACAAUGUGUUAUGACGCUUUACUAAAUGACCUGUAAUUUCCAUAUGAAGAUGGAAGCAUGUUAGAAUUGCAUUACAGCUGCUGAAAUACUCUUACACACGUUUUUGUUUAAUCUUUUUUUUUUUUUUUUCUGUUCAAUCUUCCUAGCUAUGUAUGAGAUUGUGAGAAUUGUACCUCUCAAUUGCAUUUAUCCUUCUUAAACCUGCAUAGAAACAAUGACUUCUUCAUCAUGUACAUGUAUGCUCAUUCAUGGUAAAAUAAUAGUUUUGUUGUCAUAGCAACAAAAUACCAACUUUUUUGUGUGUGUGUGUGUUCAUUCUACAAUUGUUGAUUGAAAGUAUGCGCUGAUGGAUCUGUUUAAAUUCCUUUUUAGGGCUGCAGCGCUCAAUGUCUGUUUCCUGAAACCCAUUUCUUCAUCUGUGUAUUAUGCUAGCUGAAACGCUAGGAAGUGUACAGAUGUUAUGUUGCAUAUAUUUAGUAUUUUUAAAUAUUUAUAUUAAGGUUGCUCAAGGUACUGGCCACAGUUGUUGCUGCAAUGAUAGUUUAAGUGAGAUUCUAGCGUCCCAUCUCCCUUAAAUUUAGCUGAUUGGCUAGCAAUGUUUAUAGAUUAUAUUCUAGAAGUUAAAGGUUUGUAUGUGCAUAGUGUUUAAUGAGAGAUUUGCAGCUUACAUGAUUGGACACAAAUUAUAUUCAUCCGUAAAUGCCAUAGGUGCCACCAAUGAGCUUAAAUAGAAAAUUAACAGCUGUACCACGUAGCCCGUAAACCACUUUAUGGUAUGUGUACCUCACUCCCACUGUAAAUGGCAGGAGAGUCUGGAGUGGUUAAGAGGUCUCGUCCAUUUCCUGAUUGCUGAAGAAUCUGGAGAAUCACAGCAAAUUAUUUUCAGAGGCAAGUAUUCUCCCUCUUCCAUACGGCAUAAAAAAUAAAUAGAGGUAUGUGUGUGUGUGUAUAUGCCCAUCUAUCUUUGUAGAAAAGGGUCCACGCUCAGGUGUUUGUUAAGGUGUUUUAUUCAAAUUUGUGCGUUCCAUACAGUUAUGCAAAAGAUCAACGUUUCAACCUGUUUUGGCCUUCUUCACGAUCGGGCAACCUGGAAGAUGCAUCGAAAACCACGUGACAGACAUGACAGGUUGCUUGUGUUCCAUCAUGUGCUAGGUUAUUACUGUUACCACACCAGAGUUUCACAUACCGUAAUUAACAUUGAGAAGUGCUUCAUCACGUUAUCACUCUCUAGUUUUUAUUUUUUAUUUUUUUUUGUUGUAAAUUCUUUAUUUUGUCAUACAGGUGAGUACAAUAAACAUAAGCAAACGCUACAACAGCGUACGUGUGCGUGUGAACAAAUCGAGCAUUAGUUCUGAUAAUACAAGUGUUGAUCAUGCGCGAUCCUGAAUACUCAAUAGUCGUCAAGCGCCAUAUCGUUUAACAGGAAAAUGAAUACAAUAGUAACAUCGGUGCAUAAGAACGCAUUUACAGAACAGAUAAACACUCUAGAUUGAAUAGCUUAGUAAAAACGUGGCAACGCUUCCUCUCUAAAUUAUAGUAUGCUGCUAUAGAACUAUCAGUAGAACUAUCUACACGUCAUGGUAAUAUCUUGUGCGUCAACGUGUUCGAGCCCUCCCGGUUCCGACCCCCUCGGCCGCAAGCCGCACCGCCCCCGCGGUGUCCCUUAGUGAAGUUACACGUAAGCAGUAGUUGUAGCAGGUAUAAAAAGGGGGAAGGAGUAGGAGGAAAAGGAAGGGGGUGUGGAAGGGUCUGUGAGCAGUUUACACCGGAGUGCGCCCGGGCAUCCCCAACCCCCGGGUGUCGCAGUGAGCUCGUGCCUCUCUAAGUUCUGGUACGGGAGAGAUAAACAUACCAUGGGGUCCAGUUGUCGACAUGUCUGGUGCUUCUCCCUAGUAGUUCUGCGUAUCGUGCCUCAGCUGUGUGUAUUUCCUCAACUCUCUGUAGCCAUUCUGCUACGGUUGGUGGGUGGAUCUGCUUCCACUUAGCUGGUAUAGACGCUUUCGCAGCAUUGAGCAGGUGUCUCAGUAUCGAUCUCUUAUAUUGGGCUAUCGAGCUUUCCGUAAAGUGUAGUAAGGCCAUUUCCAUGGUAAAUUCUGGUAAGUCACCCACGAUUGUCGUUAUCUCCCUCUUGAUGUCUUCCCAGUAUGGUUUAAUCCGCGCGCAGUCCCACCAGAUAUGUCGUAGGGUGCCUGUUUGGGAUUCGCAUCUCCAGCACGUAUCUGUCGUUCCCGGGAAUAUCCUGUGUAAUAGAGAUGGGGUUCUGUACCAGUGUGAGAGUAAUUUGAAGUUGACCUCCUGAUACCUUGUGCUUAUGGAGCUCUUGUGUUGUAAUAUUAAUAUCUGCUCCCAUUGCGCCUCUGUGUACGUCCUUGCCGUCAGUUCUUCCCAUUGCCUCUUAAAUGCAUUUUUACGUGUGCGAUCCCCUGUGAUCAACUGCUGGUAAAGGAUUGAUACUCUGCCGUCUGUGUCGGUGUUUGUCACGCAGAGGUGUUCGAACCACGUCUGUUCUCUGUGGAUCGCUUCACGGUUGGGAAGGUUGUAGUAGAAGUGCCGCAAUUGUGUGUAUCGAAAUCUGUGCAUCAGCGUGUGUAGUGUCGCCGUGCUCCAUUCUGGCAGGUUUCUCAUUCCUGUGUUGCUCAGGACCUUGGACAACGGGAUAUAAUCUCCGUCUCCAUCUAUCGGCCAGGCAGAUCGGUGUAGUCCCCCGCCUAUCAUGCUAUUGUGUGUUAUCGGGAUCAAGGGGCUUGGUUGUGGGGAGAUAUAUUGGUUUCGCCUCAGGGAAGACCACGUCUUCAGCGUUUGUACGAUGGGUGAUUCAUUGCCCAGUUUUGGUGCCGCGUCCGCUGUGCCUUGCCAUAUAUACAUGUGGAGGGCCUUGUUCGUACUCUCCCUGUCCAAGGCAGCCCACAAUUUGUGUUCAGGUGCUGUGUGCCAAUCUCUAAUCCGUUGUAAAACCGUGGCCUGAAAAUAUUUGCGAACGUCGGGCAGCGCCAGUCCGCCCCAGUUCUUGGGUAGACACAAUUUGUCGUAGCUGAGUCGUGCUCUCUCUCCCUUCCAGACAUAUUUUAUCACCGCCGAUUUAAGUGUUGUAAAGAAUUCUGGGGGUACGUGCCAGGGGAUGGUGUGAAAAUGGUAAAGCAACCUUGGUAGAAUAUUCAUUUUAACCACCGCUAUGCGUCCCUGCCAGGAUAUGUGGUCAAAGUUCCAAUUUUUGAGGUCGAGCAGUAUUGUGCGUAGAAGGGGCGUGUAGUUUCUGGCAUAUAUCUCUUUCGGUUCGCUGGGUAUCCAAAUUCCCAGGUAACGCAUCUGGCCUGGGCACCAGUGGAAGGGGAAUUCGCGUUCGAUCCGUUCCCUUACAGCUGUUGGGGCCGACACGUUCAACAGUUCGCAUUUAGUUUGAUUUAGCUUCAGUCCCGAUACCCGGCCGUAUAUGUCAAAUUCCUCCAUCAGAGCCGGCAUGGAGUUGAUAGGGUUGUCGAUAAAAAAGAGCAUGUCAUCCGCGUAUGCGGCUACCUUAUGUUCCUGGUCCUUAUGUCUAAACCCCCUAAUCUCUGGGGUUUGCCUUAUCCUGUCCAAGAACGGCUCCAACGAGAGGGCAAAUAGGAGCGGCGAUAGCGGGCAGCCCUGCCUGGUGCCAUUGUGUAUGGUAAAGCUGUCUGUGAGCGCGCCAUUCACCCUCACUCUGGCACUAGGGUUAGCGUAGAGCGCCUCUAUCCAGGCUAUCAUUCCCGGUCCUAGGCCGACCUUAUGCAGUGUUGCCAUCAUGAAGCUCCACGUUACCCGAUCAAAUGCCUUUUCAGCAUCUGUGGAGAGCAUUAGCAACUCCGUGUCUCCCUUAAGGGCCAAUGCCUGUAUAGAGAAUGCCCUUAGAGUGCAGUCCCUGGCUUCCCGGCCUGUCACGAAACCUGUUUGGUCAGGGUGGAUUAGGCGCUGGACAUACGUUUGUAGUCUUGUGGCGAUGAUUUUGGAGAAGAGUUUCACAUCCGUGUUAAGGAGUGAGAUCGGCCGGUAACUGCCGCAAUUUUCGGGAUUUUUGCCUGGCUUGGGUAGCACCGUAAUUGUGGCAGCUAGUGUUUCUUGGUGGAACUUGUCACCCUGUUGGAGUCGGUUGAGGGCUGCUGUUAAGUGUGGAUUCAAAAUGCCUCCAAACAUUUUAUAAUACCCCGCCGAUAGCCCAUCCGGACCUGGCGCUUUCCCCCUCUUCGCUGCCUUAAUUGCCGCUUGUAUUUAUUCUAUGGUGAUCGGGGUUUCCAGCAUUUCCGCUUCCUCCGGCGUGAGGGCGUCCGGUCGAAAUCUUUGUAAAUAGCGCGUUGUGGCUUCCUGCAGAGCGGCACGUUGAGUGUCGGGCGUCGACGAGGUGUUGUAUAGUCGUUGAUAAUAAUCACGGAAUUCGUUUGCUAUAUCCUCCGGGAAUUGUGUGAGGGUGCCAUUGGUCCUUCUCAGUGCAUGUACCUGCGCCCUGGCUUGUUGCGGUCGGAUCAUGUUGGCCAGGAGUCUCCCACUUUUAUUGGCAUGGAUGUAGAAGAAGGCUUUAGAUUUCUGCGUCGCUCGAUGGUGUUUGCGUGCUAUCAGUUCUGUCAAUUGUCGUCGUGCGUCUAAAAGACAGCGAUAGUGUUCCUCGAGUUGUGACCGUUUGUGCAGAGUUUCCAAAUUGGAAAUCCGGCCGGUAAGUUCCAGCAUGUGUUGCUGUAUUUCCUUCUUCUUCCGUGAUGCAAUCCUUAUGAGGUGGCCCCGAAGCACACUUUUGUGCGCUUCCCAGAGUGUCACUUUAGAAACGUCUUCCGUAUCAUUCUCAGUGAAGUAGUUGGACAGGUGUUCCGUCAGGAGUGUCUUUACUCCCAAGUCCAACCAUGGUGUUGGUUCAAUUUCAGCUGAUCGCAGACGUUGUAACCCUUCCUGCUGAAUGAGGAUGUAGUCGAUACGCGAAUGUCUCCUGUGAAUGGCCGAGUAGUGCGUAUAAUCUCGAGUCGUCGGGUGUAAGGUUCGCCACGCAUCCACCAGUCUCAGGUCUAACAGUGUCUUCCUUAUCGCCCUGAUCGCGGUUUGUGGUAUGCUGCUGUGUCCGGUCGAUGAGUCGGAUAGUGGGUCGAGUGGCGCGUUAAAGUCCCCCCCUAUGACAAGCGAACCUUCCGUGAACGUUGCCAGUUGGCGAAUCGUUUUGUUCAGAAACGUCGCCUGCUUUGCAUUUGGCGCAUAGAUUGAUGCGAAGGUGUAAAUUCUUCCAGAUAUAGUGCCUUUGAGAAAAAGGUAUCUGCCGUUUGGGUCCGUGAGUUGGUCUGUCUGGGUGAAUUGGAUAUUAGCGGCUAUCAGUAUCGCCACUCCUGCCCUUCGGUCAGUAGGGUGGGUGCUGUGGCAGUUGGUUGGAUACCGUCUGUCCUUCAGUCUGUUGGUGUCCACCGAUUUGAGGUGCGUUUCCUGCAACAGAGCCACUGAGAUCCGCUUACGGUGAAGUUCCCGUAAGAGAUGUGAGCGCUUCUCAGGUGCGUUAAGGCCCCGACAGUUCUGUGUUAGGAUGCUGAGGGGUUCGGCCGUGUAAGCCAUAGAGAGAGAGUGAUUGCGUGUACAAUUCCUGCGGUGUUUGGUCUCCCGUGGGGAGAUCUAGGUGCCCGUGCGCACUCCUACUGCAAUAAGUGGGGGGGGAUGAGUGAGCGCUACAACGGGAAGUGGGUCGGCUAUGACACCCAGUCGCAGGUCAGCGGCUCGGCCCGCGCCCGGUUUGGUCCGACCCGGGAGGUCUCUGAUUGGAGGCCACAAUAAUGUGGUCUCUGUGUGGUAUAUCCCUCAGUAUGAGGGGAACCUGUGUAGCUGGGCGGAGUUCAAAGCCGUACCGUCUCCUAGUUGGGCUAGGGCAGCCACGGAGUUGGAUCCCCCAGUAAUCAGGUCUAAACAGGUCUGGUCGGGGUUAGUGGAAUUGGCUAGUCCAGCGUGUUGCCUGCUGAGUAGCAGGAGUAUACUAUCUAGUGUUUACGGUAAAGUAUGAGGGUUACCUAGUGAGAUGUCCGUGUCCCACAUGUUCCAAACUGACGUCAUUGGCUAUUUUUCUUAAAUGAACGGUCUGUAUGUCUCGUGACAAUGGGGCGUGGGUGGUUGUCCAGGAGUCUUACCCUGCGUGGAAGGUUAUCGGUGUGUCUCGGGGCGUCUACCCGACAGUCCCCCCUGAGUCGCCUACCGUGUUGUAUGACCAGUGUAACGCAAAGGUGGCAUGCGGUGUGCAAUGGGUCGUGCCGGUGCGGCCGGGGGAGGAGUCGUCACCACAUGAGCCUGCGUCACACGGGGAGGGCCUUGGGUGGACGUCUCUAGGAUAGUUAGCGUUGCGUGACCUGUCCGUUAGGGGGUCAGAUCUUUCGUGCUUAGGUUUACCAUGCCGUAGGAUGUGCAUGUGCAUGUGGAGAUGGUAAUAACACUGUGUCAGGGGGGAUACGUGUCCUGUAAAGUGUGCAACGUUUUAAAUAUACAGUGCCCCACCAUUGAGUGUGCAUCUCCCAUCCCCACCCUCAUCAGUCCCAGCCCAUCCCCCAAGUGCCAUCCACAUAAACAUGGUGAUACCUUAGGCAGCACAGCUAGAGCCCCAGCCCCCACCCCAUCCCGGCCCGACCCCUAGGCCAUUCUACUAGCAUAACCUAUACAUACAUCACCCAUAUUACAACCUGGAAUAACAGUGCCUAGGUGCAUGUUCCCUCAGGCCCCUUCUUUUCCCCCCCACUCCCGCCACCCCCAGACAAAAGUCCAGUUAUCGGUGUAGCACGGCAAGUUCGCUCUCGCUUCGCCCGAAUGGCUUGUGUGUUGGGGUGCCCGCAGAUGACCAGCAAUCCAAAGCAGCUGUGCGGCUUGUAUGUGGCAGGCAAACCUAAACUUAGUCCCCCACUUUGGGCCGCUUCUAGCUUGUCCAAUGUUCCUCACCCCCAGUAGGCCCCCCUCCCCAUUCAACUUGGAGAUGCUGUCCAACCCAAGGGGUGUGCUAUCAUGUUGCCACUAGGCCUUGCUGUGGGUGUCCGUGUAUAUGACCCCACUCAUGUAUGUGUGCAAGCAGUACUUAUCUAUUUUCUGCGGUACACAGGACAACGGUAGCGUCCAUCAGGGUCUGCCAUCUCGGGUAGAGCGUGUGUGCCAUGGUGGAGCUGUUUUGCCUGGUGGGUGUGGUGGGGAGCUCCCGCCUCUACUCCUCAGGAUCUGAGGGUGCUAGUUGUCUGCGGGCCUGUGGGCGUCUUGGCGUGGUGUCUCGUCUUCUGCGUUGUUGGCCUGGGGUCUGAUGGCCUUGUCUCUGCUCCGGUGGGCCCAGAAUCCAGUUAGUGACUUCCGUCGGUGGUAGAUUGAGGCGCUGUAAGAAUCUGGGCACUUCUUCUGGCCAUCUUAACGGAAUCCAUUCACUUUGAUGUCUGGCUAAGAGCAUAAAGGGAAAACCCCAUUUAUAUGGGAUCCCUCUGUCUCUAAGGAGUGUCGUGACGGGUCUCAGGGCCCUGCGGGCUUCAAGCGUAAGGGGUGACAGGUCUUGAUACAGGGCCACUUCUGCGUCGCGGAAUCGCCAGGUAGGUCUCGAGCGGGCCUUGUACAUUAUUUUUUCUUUUAGUUUGUAGGCGUGCAGGCAGCAAAUAAUGUCCCGUGGUGUGUUAUCAGCUGCACGCGCUCUGUUUGCUCUGUGCGCCCGAUCAAAAAUCAUGGACUCUGGUGCCUCCUGUCCCAGUAUGUCGCGGAAUAGCAUCUGCAGUGUUGCCUCUAUGUCUUCGUCCCCUUCAGGUUCAGGUAGGCCGCGGACCCUUAUAUUCGAUCUGCGGCCCCUGUUGUCUAGAUCUUCAGUUUGUCUCCUGAGGGUUAAAAGGAUAUUGCCUUGCCUGUUUAUGGCAAGGUUUGUGGCUUCCACUCUGUCCCCCAUGGCCUGCACAGUCAUGUCAGUUACCUGGAGCUUGUUUGCUUGUGUGGUGAGAUCAGCCCUGAGUGCAGUCACUUCUGUGCGGAUCGCUGCGUGCAGGUUGUCAGACAGGAUCUGCAGAUCGUUUUUGGUCACCAUUGCCGCUGCCAGGGCUCUAAUGUCCGCCCUGAUAUCUGUUAAUGAGGGCCCUUCCUGAUCAGAGGUGAGAGGGCGGGUCGGGGAGUCGGCCAUGCUUGCGCCCGCCACCUCGUGGUGCCCGGCCUUCGAAGGUGCAAGAUACCCAUCCAUGGGUCCCGUCUGGGAGCUGCUUGGGUGAGCCCUGGGUGUUUGUGUGCCCUCCGGGCGUUUUGUGCGCCCCAUUAGCACGCUGUGCUGCGGUGGUAGCCGGCUGUAGGAGCUGUGUGGGACGGAGCUCUCCUCUUAGGCAGCCAUCUUCCCUCGCGGCCAAACCACGCCCCCACUCUCUAGUUUUUAUAACACAUUCAGUUAUUGAUCCUUCAGCAUUUACACGCACUUUAAUUUGCUAAGCAUUUCCCCAAAUUAUCCACACAUCUCACAGGUUUGGCUACUGUCCUCUUUACUGUAUAUAUCUUUCCAUGUUAAUUCAUGGUGUCAAACUUUGGUUCUGUAAUGUAUACUCAUUUCUCGGUAACCUGAAUCAUCAUCAUGCCUCUCACGUGGUUAUCCACGCACUUCCGAAUUUCGAGAUCUGUCAUUAGCUGAGCGCACGCUAUUGGUUAAUCACUUUAUUCCUUUUAGUCUUUUAAUUGCCAUUAUCUGCUUUAUAUUGGUGAUCUUGAGAGGCCCAAACGGGUUGCAACAUCGAUUGUUUGCAUAACUGGAUAUAAUGCACAAUUUUUGAAUAAAACACUUUAAUGAAAACCUGAGAAUGGACCCUUUUCUACAGAUCUAUCACAACGCAGGUUUGGGCAUAUAUAUAAUAAUUUAGUUUUUAUUCCAGCAUUGUAAUAGUCAGGUGGAUCCUUCUCCAGGGAAGUUAUCAUCCCUUAUUACUUUUAUUCAUUCAGAUUCUUCCCUAUGGGCAGCAUUGAGGGCACCCAACAAUCUAGGGGAUCCGCUAAUCACAUACCUUGCAUGCUGCCGCUGGACAUGAAAUUGAUAUUCAUCUGGAGCUCACAGUGGCUGUCUGUCAGCUUCGAGUAGGCAGGGAAAAUGCAAAGAUGCAUCUGUGGACCAAUAUGGCUUCACUAAGGGGGUCUGUCACCCCAAACUUACAUUUCUUCAGUUGUUUCAUCAUCUUGUUCCUUUUCCCCAGUUCUGUUCUUCUUUUCUUCCUUUCUGAUCUAUUUAUCUUUAAAAACAGAAGACUAAGUAGAGAGUGCCAAUAAUUAUAAGAUGGUGGCAUCUGGAGUGAGGGUCCAGCGCCAUGAAUUAUAAAGAAUAUAAGGUACACACAAGUGAUAUUUGGUUAAAGGGACACUAUAGGAACCUAGAUCAUUUCAUCUCAUUGAAAAGGUUUGUGUGAAGCUUCCCUCUCUGUUUCACCCUGUUCUGAGAAACUGCGAUGUUUACAUUGCAGGGUAACAACGUCCUCCAGUGACUGUCUUCCUAACACCAAACUGAGUUUUACUCUGUGAGUCGACAUUGGAUAUCCUCAAGCUUUGCAAGAAGUAGUCGAACAUUUUUAAAAUUCUCUAUAGGAAACCAUUGAUUUAUUGCUUCCAUAUGGGGGAGCUUCAAUGCAAGAGGUAGACCUGGAAAGAGUUAAGUGAAAAAGGGUUUUUAACCCUUUUAUUCACCAGGCGGCGGAUAGUGACCGAAAAAGUUUUUUUGAACAGAGACUAGCAUUAGGAAUACAGGCUCGUGUUCCAUUAAAAUAUACAAUUACACCAAUUGCGGAACUAAAGUAGAUAAGGGCCCUGGUGCAAGAAUGUUUAUGGAGCACCAUUAUCAGAAGGGUGGCCAAAUUGUAGAUCCCUAUCAGUUGCCCGACUCCCACAGGGCUUUGCCAGCUCGGGAUCUACCUUUUCACACAUUCUUGCAGGGUUGUAUUUAGCACUGAUCCGUGUUUGUGUGUUGGAUUGUAAGUGUUUUUGUAUGGAGUAUGUGAGAGUGAAUGUAGCGGUGUGUUUUGUAUGUAGUGUUGGUGUUUUAAUGCAGGCCUGCAUUUUUUUGUGUGUGUAGUGUUGGUUUUAGAGGCAGAGGUGUGUUGAUGUUUGAAUGCAGGUGUGCAUUUGUGUGUGUGUGUGUGUGUAGUGCUGUGAUGUAUGCACAUAUUUACGUACACUGCCACACACACACUGAUACUCAUGCAGAAACACAUACAGAAACACACACAGACACACUGACAGACACAUAUAUGCUGGCCAAUAUUUUAGCAAUGCUCCAGUUUUCUACCGUUUGGAUGCAAGAGGCUGGUUUCUGCUGUCUGAGGCUGUUGUGAGUUAGGGGCUUGGUGUGUUUUAGCAGGGAGGAAGCGAAUGUCCAUCAGGUGGCCCUAAGUGCAUGGGCACACAAUGGGCCCCUCUCGGCAUGCAGGCCUGGGUGCAGCCGCACUGGCAAUAGUUCCGCUGCUGAUGAUACCCCACAUGUAAUUUCCCCAAAUCCACCUCAGUGAUUUCAUAGCUAACAGUACAGCACACUCUGUAAGCAUUCUGUAAUGUGGGGAUGCAGCAUGCAAUCUCCCUCUCAUGCUGCAGCUUGUGAAUCAAUCAGUAGGCACGGAGACCUGACUCUCUUUAUGCGGAUACACUCAGAAUCACUGAGCAAUUGUGCUUAGCCAUGGUAUUUAAAUUGACUUCACUUUGAGCACUGAACAAAUCUCAUCUGUCAGUCUGACAGAGGGUACCCUCAGGUAUUCAAUGAUUUUUGGGACUCCUUUGUACCAGCGGGGAUUCUACCCAGCUGGUACCUUUUAAUGCAUGAGAGUCUAUGCCAUCAAUGGGCGUUAAACCGUCAUGUGGUAUACCCACUAACAUUUUUUAAUUGAGCUGCUGUGGAGUUCAGAUUGUAGUGGAUUUUAGAGCAUAUGUUUAACCUUGCCCAUAUUUGCUAACUAGAAGACAUAUAAAAUAUUAAAAAGAAAAAAAUACAAAUGAUAUAAUUUGCAAAAAAGUGUCCGGAUGAUUGCUGGAAAGCAUUGUUCCAAGGACUGGUGACAAGGUAUGUACCUUUCUAGAGUCAGAGGCCUUUAAGAGGCAGAGAGUGUCAGCCGAUUCUCAAGACUAUUACCGAUGCCCAAUCCAAAGUUUUUCCAUUGAAGCUGGGCCGUGAGGAGGAGACAGCGGCACCUUGAGGACUGGCCCCAUCUGUGGCACUUUGGAGUUAAACAGCUCAUUUAAUCCAUUAGGGUAAGGUGGCGCCCAAGAACUCCAGGCACCAUACCAACUGAAUUGAUAUUAAGUUGUUAUAGUGCCUGGGAUGUUCCUUUAAGCAUUAACAUUGUACUUCUGCAACAGUGCAGGGAUCUCCCUUCUGGCCACCCCUGACAUAUGGAGUAUAUUACUGGUCAUGGUCAAUAAUGGGGCUAAAUAACCAAGAAUCACUGUGUGGCCGUUUUCCUAUUUGUGACAUUGCAGCUAUACAGAGAUGCUUAUAAGUGAACAUCAUGGUAACUUUUUACAAAUUGAUGACCCAUGCAAUUACAUGUCCUCAAAGACGUUCUGCCAGCAUAAGUCUCCUACUUAUCUUGUAACUGGAUGCUUUACACAGGCCAGCAGUCCCUAAAAGAGUAAGACAGUUCUUUUUGGAAUAGGAUCUUAAUAGUCUGCCAUUAACGGGUUAAGAAAAUCCAAGGAUGGGGUCAACUCCUUUUAUGGACACAUCCAGGUGUCCUCUUACACUGAGGAUCUAGUUACCAGAUUCCAACACCUGACCCCACCAGGUAGAGCCUUGCAGCUGUACAAGUAGACACAGCACACAAAUGUCUGCAUGUCAAGACACAUUUAUAGAGUAAGAUGCUAUUCCUACAAUCGGAGUGAUAGGUGUGUGUUCAUGCACUCUGCUGGAACUGGAAUGCAAUGCAUGGAUAGCGAACGGUUGGUGGCUCUUGUCAAACGUGCGUCCUGUGGGGGGGGACACUAGGCACAGCCCACUGCACACUUCUCAAAACUGUAGGAACUGUAUUGGGAUUAAAUGUACGUGUAGCAUAUGUGUUAAUAGUACCCUGGGCUGAUUGUGUGAGGUGUGUAAAUAUUUAGACAUGGGAUGGGUGUUAUUAACUGUGAUUUAUUUAUGGCACGGUUUUGUUAAGUAGAAAGUUAAAGGUGCCUGGGAAAUAUUUACAUGUAGUUUUGGUGUGUGUAUAUAUUCUGUGUUAACGUGCUGCAAAAUCUGCUAGAAUGUUAUUGUUUUCUAUGUAUAUUUAAUGUUGAUCUGAUGUGAAUCGUUCAAAUAUUUGCAGUGACUCGUGUGGCCUAUUGUAAUAAAUUGUCUUAUCUAUUAUAUAGUGCAAAUCCUGUUUUCAUUUUAUUUUUAUUUUUUCAAGCACAUUGUGAUGCAACAUUGAAUCAGAGGGUCAAACAUGUUUCAGGCUGUCUAGAGUGGACGGAAUCACACCCAGAGAUACAGCCAUGAUUUGUGGCUCUAACUUAGAUGACGCUAGUAUACUCCUUUUUAAAGAUGUAAGAGUAGGGCAAUCCCCAUGGAAACCAAUGGAACUAGUAGGAGUAUUUGAUUUUUACAAAAGAGCAUCACUUUUGGGUCAUAGUUACAUAGUUACAUAGCUGAAAAGAGACUUGCGUCCAUCAAGUUCAGCCUUCCUCACUUUUGUUUUUUGCUGUUGAUCCAAAAGAAGGCAAAAAAACCCAGUUUGAAGCACAAUUUUGCAACAAGCUAGGAAAAAAAUUCCUUCUUGACCCCAGAAUGGCAGUCAGAUUUAUCCUUGGAUCAAGCAGUUAUUACCCUACAUUGAAAGAUUAUAUCCUUGAAUAUUCUGUUCUUGCAAGUAUGCAUCUAGUAGCCGUUUGAACAUCUGUAUGGACUCUGAUAAAACCACUUCUUCAGGCAGAGAAUUCCACAUCCUGAUUGUUCUUACAGUAAAAAACCUUUCCUUUGCCUUAGACGAAAUCUUCUUUCUUCCAGUCUAAACGCAUGACCUCGUGUCCUAUGUAAAGUCCGGUUUGUGAAUAGAUUUCCACACAAUGGUUUGUAUUGGCCCCGAAUAUAUUUGUAUAAUGUUAUCAUAUCCCCUCUCAGGCGACGUUUUUCUAAACUAAAUAGGUUUAAAUUUGUUAACCUUUCUUCAUAGCUGAUAUGUUCCAUUCCUUUUAUUAAUUUUGUAGCCCGCCUCUGCACUUUUUCUAGUGCCAUAAUAUCCUUCUUUAGAACAGGUGCCCAAAAUUGCACAUCAUAUUCAAUAUGGGUCUUACCAGUGAUUUAUAAAGAGGCAAAAUGAUAUUCUUGUCCCGAGAAUGAAUGCCCUUUUUCAUGCAUGACAAUACCUUACUGGCCUUGGCCACUGCUGAUUGACAUUGCACAUUGUUGCAUAGUUUGUUGUCUAUAACAAUUCCUAAGUCCUUUUCAUGUGUUGUUAUCCCUAAUUCGCUUCCAUUAAGGGUAUACGUUGCUUGUGUAUUCUUUACGCCGAAGUGCAUAACUUUGCAUUUUUCAACAUUAAAUUUCAUCUGCCAUUUGAGUGCCCAGUCUCCCAGUCUAUCUAAAUCCCUCUGCAGCAUAGUACUUUGAUAAAUCUGUCCCUGUAAAAUAGAAUAUUUCUGUCCCUAUUUCUUGUGGUUUUUAGUUUUCCUAAAUCAGAGUGUGAAGUGAUGGGCCAAGCUAACCAUUAUAUUGAUGAUCUAAUAUUAGGUUAGUAAUCCAAUUGUUAGUUAUCUAACAUGGCAUUGUGUUGCUAGGGCAAAGAACUUGGGGUGAAGAAGCAACCUGGUUACAUUCAGUGCAGGUUUGUGGGUUAAAUGCAUAUGCUCACAUAGUAUAGUUUACAGGUUUAUGUAAUAUAGGCCAUCUUGCCGCAGUUUGUCUCCAGAUCACAUGAGUGAAAUUGCUGAGUGAGGCACUUGAAGCUGUACUUCUGUUAUCAGCCUGUUGACAGCUUUGAGAAUGGAGCUGUGACUGUGAUCACAUAACUAUUGUGACGCUUGAAUCAAUUUUUAAAGGGUAACCACCACUUCACAGCAAAUUACAAAACCAAAUAAAAAUAAAAAAAUCACAACUGCCUGUAACUUGUGUUAAAGGAACAGUUUGGGAGCCAUAACAACUUUAUUGAAAUUAAGUUAUGGUGCCAGGAAGUCCCAGGUGAUGAAUUGCCUUUUAGGAGUUACACUGUUCACGAACUGUUUAACCCCAAAGUCUCCUCUUUAGUUUUGUUACUGUCUACUGCCUCCACAUCCACUUUGUCAAAAUCUUCAGAAACCCGUGAGAGCCACAGGGCAGGGGCGCCGCGUAUUGGCUUAGAGCGGUCAGCUGACGCUCAAAGCCGAUUAGUAGCUUUCUAUUUAUAAAAACGGCUUGAAAAAGGUACGUACCUUUCUAAGCUGAUCAGUGGCGCCCCUUCCCAGUGCUGCUUGAGCCUUCUGUAAUGAAAAAUUUUGAGAAAGUGAAAGGACAUAGAGGCAGAGUGAACAGCGCUGGAGCACAUAAUUCAGGGUUAAUCUGAAUGUAAGCCAGCUCUAGGAACCUCGUGGCAUCAUAACAGCUUAGUUGUUAUGGUGCCGUGAUGUUUCCUUUAACCUUUUUUUUUUUUUUUUUUCAUGCCAUGUUCUGUGUUUUUAAAUGUAUAUUAAACUAACACUAUGGUUUUAGGAAUACAUUUGAUGUAUUCUUAAUACUAUAGUGUUUGGACUUUCUUUUAGGUCCCUGGGCCCCUCUCUGUGGAGAAAUAUGGUGAUUAAACUUAUCUUUUAUCCCUAGCACUCUGGUGUCACCGUGACUGGCCCUGCCUCAGAUCUUCAUGCUCUGAGCCAGUCCAAUUCUUUCCCAGAGGUACAAGCCGCUCUGCACCAAUCAUCUCUAUGGGGAUCAUUCAGCGUCUCCAUGCAGAGGUGUCACUAGCCAGCAAUGUAAACACUGCCUUUUCUUGGGAAAGGGACAGACUACAGACACCAGAACCAUUACAUUAAGCUGUAGUGGUUCUGGUGACUAUAGUGUCCCAUUAAAGAUUUACUAGUUGACUUCACAAUCCUGUUGUUGUAGGUACAGCCAGAGCGUAUGGUGUAUUGAUUUCUCUACCUCCACAUACUAUAUUCUGUGACAGAAAAGGCAAAGCUUAUAACAAUGAUUGAUUGACAGGGAGUUCAGGCAGAUCUGCUCUAUUCCAGGUUAACACCAAAUACAGCAAUGUGGAUUUCUACAAUUCAUUUUAUUUUUCGGACCUCAUCAAUACAUAUUUGUUCAGUUUAGAGAAAAUGUAUAUUUAAAAAUCUCGGCAAUUGACAAUCCACCUACAAGGAAGACAAGGACAACAAGCUCCCUGCCCCGUAGCCUAUACAAGGAGCCAGGUGGCUAUGAUGUGUGUUCCUUUUAUUACACUACUAAAAGGGCUGUUAGACUGUUUAGAUUGCAGAUAUUCACCUGGUUCCAUGAACCUUCAUGUAUGCCGUGGUUACAGCUUUUUACCCCUUUCCCCAGCUUUCAGUACAUCUCAAAUCUUCUACGUGCAAACGAAGGGACAUGAGACGCGGGAUCUGCUGAUUUAUUAAAUAUACACAGGCAUGAAUGGGGUGAGGACAGAAUAGCCUACUCCUGGCUUCUGUACUUGGAUUGCGGCAUGUCUUUGAAGAUAAUUUUUAUUAAUUGUUUAGUGAUGCUCCUAGAAACAGACUGGCGGUAUUACAAAGUGUGACCACAUGAGCAAGCCCUGGAGCCUCUAAUCCCAAACCCACAGCCUGUGUCUGUCUGUCUGCAGAGUAAAUCGGAAACCUGCAUUGCUUUCAUCCAUCAGUCACACUGAGGCCAGAUUUCUCGCUGGUUUCACACUUUAUUAUAAUUUUAUUAUUUAUAUAUCGCCAGCAUAUUUCGUAGCGCUCUACUUCAGGCCGUAAAGCGGUUGUCAGGCUUACACACUACAAAGCUUAUUUUUUGAGGCGCGGUAUCCAACAGGCUACUUUUUACAGGGGUAGGCAACCUUUGGCACUGCAGAUGUUCUACACCUCCCAUGAUGCUUUGCCAGCAUUAUGGUUGUAAGAACAUUGUGCGGUAUGUAGUCCACAGCAUCUGGAGUGCCGAAGGUUGCCUACCCCUGGGCUACUAUAUAAUGUACAGGCCCGUCCAUCACUAGAUUAGAGGCACUGUAUUUUACCUUUUAAAUAUUCAUACUGCAGGUCAUUACUCGUCUUAAUUCAGCCCUGCAACAUGUUUGCUGUUAGCAUCCAUCAACUUAAAGGGACCUUAUGGUCAUAAUAAGCUAUGUGUCUGUCACAAGGUUUUACAGUGUAGCAAUGCAAGUACUAUACGUUCUUUCCAAACCAUGUCGAUAACUUGGAAAAGUCAGAUUUAUUUCAGCGUAGUAAUUGCUUCAAUUGUGUUUAGUGCAGAGAGGGAACGAGGAACUGUCAGUUGCCAUUUAACUUCGUUACAGGUACUUAAUUCAUUAUUAGCAAACACCUACUGUUGCUGAACAGUGUUAAUAAAAUAAACACUGCCAGACAUAUUGUGCCAGAAAAUGAUGUAAGCAGUGUUUAGCAAUUUUAAAACAAAACAAAAUAACACUCUCCAAAGAUCUGUUUUUAAUUACCUAAAUUUGUUCCAUAGAUCCUUAAGAUAUUUUGGUAAGAUGGGUAUUUUUAACAUUUAAAAUAUUGAAAAUGUUCCCUUUUUUUUUUAAAAGAGGGACACAUUAAGUGGAUCGCUUACUUUCAGGGGUCCUUGCAUAUUUUGAGGGUGUGCAGUGGAAGGCUGGUUUAUUUUCCUGAAACUGUGCAUUGUUGCUGUAGCAGUUUUUUUUUUUUCACGGCUCCAGGUGCUUCAUUUCCCAGAUUCUGUCAGUGCUGUAGUAUUGCGCAUGUGCAAGAGUACAAAACUGAGCUUUGUGAUCUCAUGAAACCGCAGGAGCUUCCAUAGAUAUCAUUUUGCUAGGUCAUCCAUAACACAAAGUGGUCCCUUUAGAUAUUUAGAUUAUCUUUAGAGUGUGUUGAAUUUUAAUGAAAUUUCACUAUUUAUAAAAAAAUGUUUUUACUGAGAAGUGACAUAGCUGGUUUAAGACAGGAGCUAUGCGUUGGAGACUGAUAUACUAUAAACUUUAUUUAGUGCCAAAUUGUUGUAUAUUCUUAAAGGGGCACUAUAGUGUCAGGAAUACAAAUGUGUGUACAGGCACAUGCUGUUAAAACUGUGAUUUAACUCUCCUUUUUCCCAGCGCCGGGUGGGUGCUGUCUCUGCUGGCCUACCCACGCUCCGUCCCCUUGGCUGAGAUCAUCAAACUUGAUGAUCUCAGCCUAUCCAAUGCUUUCCAUUGAGAGGCUAUCGCACAUGCUCGGCAAAACACUGCUCUACGCCAAUCGGCAUCUCCUCAUAGAGAUGCAUUGACUCAAUGCAUCACUGUGGGGAACCUGACGGUGACCCAGGAAGCACCUCUAGUGGCUGUCUAAAUGAUUGCCACUAGAGGUGUUGCUAGGCAGUGACGUAAACACUAGGUUUUCUCUAAAAAGGCAGCGUUUAAAUUAAAAUAUCUACAGGGACAUGCUGUAGACACCAUAACAACUACAUUAAGCUGUAAGAGAAAGUUUAGAACUAUGACAAGAUAAAAGAGAAAAUUAAUGUUUGUGCAGACCUGUGUGUCUGUCUUCCAAUUACAUGAUAUGGGAUAUAUUGUAUCAAACUGAGAAAUGUAAUUUAGUCAAUACAAUUUGUAUAUAAAGCUGGUUUUAUUUUACUAGAAUACAUCUUGCAAAAUAAAAAAUAAAAUAUAUAUGGACAGGAGAUAAUGCUAAAUUAAGCACUAGCAGCAAUCACAAAAUCUUGCCACUCUGUAUACACAUAAUUCUAAUGGUAAUAAACAGAAAUUACUUUUUCUUUUGGUAGGUAGUGAAAUAGUAAUAAAAUGAAACCAUGUUAACAUUUAAAAAAAGAAAAGGGAAAAAAAAAAAAGGUUCUACAUAUAUAUACUUGCUUGCAGAAUUGGGUCCUUGAUGUUGAGCUCAAUCUCUUAAAGGUACACUCUAAGUACUAUAACAACUUCAUCUCAUUGUAGUGGUUAUGGUGACUGGAGUUCCAUGCAGCCAACCCGAUGUAAAGUGAUAAAACGUUUUCUGGAUAUUAACAGCUGCUUGAGUGACAAUGAACUUCAGUGAUGGCCUGAGAACUCUGGCUUUUCUCGGCUUAUCACUGGUAUGCGUUGGCAUGCCUUAGCCGUACCUCUAGCGCAGGCCACUAGAAACCUUGCUUCAUUGUUAAACUGAAUGAAUACUGUUACAAACACAACUGUGUGAUGGUAUCAGGAACUCAAUGCAUCUUAACCACUUCAAUGAGAUCAAGUGCUGGUUGGUAUGAUGCUGACAUUUAAUAUUCCUUCCACUAAUUUCUUGGAUGCUGGUUUCUGAAUACCUGCAGUAAUAAUAUUGGCGCGAACAGCUUAGCUUGUCUCAAAAUAGGAUGUAAAUGGGGAAUGAAUUGGCCCAUUGAGUACUACGUUUAGAUGUUCUGUGGCGCAUGCCUAUCAGUGAUAUUUCCCAUGUUAAAAUGUUACUCCAACCACCAUGACCACUUCUGUUUAUGUGGUUAUGGUGGUAGGAAUCUGUAUAUGCAGCGUAUCUGCUUAAAACCUUGCACAUACAAAGAGUAAUCUGCACUAAUGUGAAUUUUGUAAGAAUGUCUGCUGUUUGCAAGGGGAAGCUUCAGUGUCCCAUCCCUUUAUGCCAUCCCUCUCCGCCUCCUUCCAGUGAUAGUUAUUCAAGAUAUAUAUUAUUAUUAUUAUAUAUUUUUUUUAAUCCUCUCCUACCCCCUACCUGCCUCAGACAGAGCAUGUGCUCUGAGCUGGUGAACUGGUCCAGUCCAAUCAAAUGCCUUUUGUUGGACCACGAGAGGGCACUGGUAACGUCGGACAAGGCCUGGAGUCCGUCAAGUGGGGGUGGAGGCUUUGUCCAAUGCUGGAUUGUAGGUAAGUCUUCAGCUUGUUUGCAGAUUUAUAAGGGAGGGUGGGAUAAUGAAUAAUGCCGUUAGGGCAUUCUAAAGUGAGAGGUUUUAAUUAAGGGUUUGAGUAACCUUUAAUCACAGCUGCGUCCAAUGACUCCUACGUGCCCAUAAUUACUUUCAGUGCAUACUGGCAUAGAGAAUUCUUGUUGCCAUGCACCUGGUUGGCAUUUGAAUAGUUAUAGUUCUAUCCAUGCAAUAGCUAUGUAUCUGAAAGAUCAGACUUGGGGCAUUUUAAAAUGCUAGUUUAGUUUACCAUUCGUGAAUGUUGUUUGUGUUUAACUGAUUCACACUUUAUUUUUUUUCCUUUAUUUUAUUCCACCUUCUUUUCAAUCACGUGUCUCCAAUUACCACCAUAUUAUCUGUGCGCUGUAAAGGGUUUUACACCAGGAAUACAUCUACUGUAUUGUUCCAAAGGGUCAGGGUGUUGACACAGGCUGUUUACAUUAGAGCCAAUUACAAUUGUAAAUCAAAUAGGUGAAACCAAUACUUCUGCAAACCAUUUGUACAUAACUGCAGGGAGCGUUAUGUAGAUAGUUGCACUUUGUUCAUUCCAAAGUGGUUAUAGAAUUUUCAGGUAUCACUUUCCACAUGUAAUUUAAAUAGAAUUCAGAAGACCUGUUUAUCCUUCUCGCUCAACACUUUUGGAAACGUCCGUGUUAUUCGUUCAGAUGUAAAGUGUCAGAAAUUCAAGUCUCAGACCAAAAGUGCAAAUUGGAAGAAUCAAGUCGGCUAUGUUUUCAGUUGAACUAAUUUGGCCUAAAAUAUAAGGUUGUAUUCCUGGUAUUCAGUAAUACGGUCUGUUUUCAGUUAUCUAGUUUUUAGAUUUAUACAAGAUGCAUACUGACACAUCAUCAAAGAAACUGUAGUUUGCAGGUGUCUGUAAAAGGAACACUCCCUAAGGUGAAAAAAAAUAAAUAAAUUUGUAUAUAGUUAUUCUUUCUUUAUUUUUAACCUUGGUGUGCUUCUUUAUAUGGUGUGCUUCUACGGACUUACAGAGCAUGUGCGGCAUUUGUCAUGCUCUGCCAGUCCCAUGGCUCUCAAAGAGAAGUUUGGAAUCCGGUACUUCUCUUUGAGAAGUAAUAACCGCAUUUAGCAUCAUCAUGACCACAAAUGUAAAGGCUUUCAUUGUUCUCUGGAAAAAAGUAAACAUUGCUGUUUCUCUGAAGUUGCAAUGUUAUCAUUGCUGAACGAACUUGGUCUGUGCACCAAAGCCACUAUACAAAGAAGUAGUACUUUUGAUGCAUCCCUUUAUUCCUGGUUGCCUAACAUGGAGUAAGGACAUUUGACACCUCCAUGUCUGAGUGCCUUGAACAUCUGCAAUGAUCAUCUCUCCAUACUUUAUUUGGACUGUACCCAAAGCUUGGAUAAGCAGGAGGUAAAAGUUUAAAUGGUCUUUCUUUUCUUUUGCCUAUCCAACCCUGUUCCCCAUGACUCCUCGCUCUCUUCCUUGUUCGCACCCCAACAGAAAAGGCAUGCAGGGACAGUGAUGGGUAUGCACCUACCUCAUGAUAGCACAGCCCCAUAACACCUAGGACCUCAAAUAGGAUCAAGGUCUACACCGCUGCGUAGCUUGCUGCCAAAUGAGGGGUAUGCUUAUUGCAGAGGAGAAAAGGGAACACUCCACUAUACUUGGCUUUCUCAUUUCUUUUUCCAAGCUUUUAACACACUAUAACAAAAAACAUGAUGGCUAAAUGGAUUGUCCACAAAUAAGCACAUACACACUGUUACUGAUUUAAGAUGUCAAUGUGUUAAACGUUAUUACCCGAUGUCUGAUGUUGAUGUCAUCUUGUCGUGGAUGUUUACCAAUGGCACUGCUAUCACGCAAAAAUAAAGAAUUAAAAAGAAGAAAAAAGGUGUGUGUGCACUGGUUCUACCAGUCCAGCACAAACCUUCAAAUUCCAAGAGGCGCAUUUACUAGAUUGCCAAAGUGAAACUAGUAUAACAUUUUGGAAAUCAAGUUUCUUAGAUGACUUCACUGUCCGAAUAUUUACCUGCUCUGCUGUGAGUACCUCAGAAUUUGAAGGUGUGCUAGACUUCUCAUCCACUAAAGUCUAAACCUUUAUUGCUAUACAAAUGAGUUUUAAAAAGUUACCAGUUAUGACUUUGUAGACUUCCUAAGUAACCUAAUCAUGUAACCAAGCCAAAACGAUCUCCAGCUGUUGGGAAACACUUUAUCAUUUUACUGAAGCUGCUGAAGGUUUUAAUACAAAGCAUUUUUUAUCUGGUCACAUAGAUCAAAGUGUUGAAGAGGAAGACAUUGAUGUCAUUAUAGAAUUUAGCCAUCUUUCCUUCUCUGAAAAGAAUGUACAUGUGAAGUGAAUAGCAAAGUAAAUCAUUCGGGUGACCUCCGUAUAGAAAGCACUCUGUAAUCCUUGGUAUGAAGAAUGAUUCAGAAGGAUCCUUUUGAUUUUUUUUUUUUAACAUUUUUAUAAAUAUUUUUUACAUUUUACACAAGCUAUGACCAAUGAUAUAUAACCGAUGGACUAAACUGCUGAAUUGUGUUGAUUGAUGGAGCACACAAAGACUUUUUCGGUUUUAUUGGAUGAUUUCCAAACAAUCGACUUGGAAUUUUCAGCCGAGAUCUCAAGAUUCCAGAUAUAUUUCUCAGCAAAAAAAACUAUGCACUUCCAGACAGUGAAUGUUCCUGUUAGAAUGAAUGAUGUAACCGUUCGGCCCAUUUUAUCAUUUUACAGUUAAGGUUCAUGCAGGUUGCUGUAAAGGAACACAACAUUACUCUAUAUGGGAUACACGUUGGCUUAUUGAUCACAUUUCCAUUCAUGGCUGCUUAAAACGAUCUUGGCUAGUUAUGAAUAUACGUUAUUCUUAAACUUUUUACUCUUCAGGACUAUAUUAUGGCUUUUCUGUUUUUUGGUUUUUCAAAACAAUUUUUACAUUUUAUUCUGUUUCAUUUCACUUUUUUAAAUUGUGUGUUUUUAUAUUUUUAGAUUCUUAUGCUUUGACAUUUUACUAUCCUGAGCUGUAGUAUGAAUUAGUUUGUUAAAAUUUUAUUAAAAAAGAAAAAAAAAAAGUAAUUUUUUUUUUUUUUCUUUUUUCUUGUGCAAAUGAGCAUAAGUUCUGUUUGGCAGUGUUGCUUUAAGGCAGAACUUUUUAAAUUUGGUAUUUUUGCUCUUAAGGCAUGUUUCUAUUAAUGUUCAAACUUCGCACAGAGCUGAAUUGUGUACAUUUGCCUUACUUGUUUCUACCUCUCCCACAAGUUCCUCUCAGCUGAUCACAGCGGGAUUCAGUUUAUGUCCUUGUCUGAGUCUGUGGUUUAAGGCAGGAUUUCGACAGCUCCCUCAUGUCCUAAAAUGGAAAUGUUCAUUUUUUUUUUUCUACUCCUGGUAAACUUGAGGGGAGGUUAUUUAGGAGGGGCCUUUCCUCUAUUGCAAAGCCAAAGGAAUCCUGUAUUAGAUCACGCUCAGGAAUUCUAAGCUCUGAAACACUAUCCUUUUAGUCACAAUAUUAAACAAUUCAUUCCUGCUUUGCAAUGGGAAAUCUCCUUAUGUGGCUGUCUGAACUUACAUUGAACAAAUUCUGCAUUUUUUAAAUUUUCUUUUUUCUUUUUUUUUUUUUUUUUUAGGACAUAUUUGUACAUGCUACAUUUAAUUCUUUAUGUUAAAAAUGUAAAAUAUCGUAAUAAAAAAAAUUAUUACAAAAAUGUGUGUGCAUAUAUACACGUGUGUGUGUGUGUGUGUGUGUGUGUGUAUAUAUGUACGUACAGUAUCUCACAAAAGUGAGUACACCCCUCAUAUUUUUGUAAAUAUUUUAUCUUUUCAUGUGACAACACUGAAGAAAUGACACUCUGCUACAAUGUAAAGUAGUAAGUGUACAGCCUGUAUAACAGUGUCAAUUUGCUGUCCCCUCAAAAUAACUCAACACACCGCCAUUAAUGUCUAAACCGUUGGCAACCAAAGUGAAUAAUGGUGGCCACACAAAAUAUUUGGGCCCAAUUUGGACGUUUCUACUUAGGGGUGUACUCCCUUCUGUUGCCAAUGGUUUAGACAUUAGAGGGGACAGCAAAUUUACACUGCUAUUGUAACAGAGUUUAAUUUCUGUAGUGUUGUCACAUGAAAAGAUAUAAUAAAAUAUGUACAUUUUGGAAGUGUGUGUUAGUUAUUAUAGAGUAUGCAUUCCCAUAGGCAAUUAAAGGAUGCCGAACGGAGCACGACAGGGUAAUGAUCAUUUAAUAGCAGUCGGAAUUUCAAGAGGUUUUUCUUUCACCGUUCUGUUAUCCAGAUUGCACAUUAUUAGGGACAUUGCAAUCUCAUACUGGAUAUUUAUAAACCUGGUGAUGACAACAAUGAACCUUUUUAACUAUGUCGCUACGAUCCCAAUUCUACACUUGUGAAACAAUCUGACACCACUUUUAAUGUUUUCGAAAGCGUGAAAAUAGGCCCCAUACCCUACAUUAUGCACCACUGAUUAUUGAUAGUUUAAAGGAACACAAAACUGUAUUUCGAACACUAUACUGUCCCUCUGCCACUAUCUGCAUGGUGAUGUUAAACUUUCCCCAUAGAAAUGCAUUGAUUCAAUGGAUCUUUGAGGAGAUGCUGAUUGGUCAGGGUGGCAUUUGGCUCCAGCCUCCUUGGCUGAGAUCAUCAGAAUUGACUAUCUCAGCCAAUUUAAUGCUUUCCUAUAGGGAAUUAUAGAAUUGGCUGAGGUCAUCAAUUCUGAUGACCUCAGCCAAGGAGGUGGAUCGGGGACAGAGCCAGCACCGGUUAACCCGUGCGACUCUGGAAUAAUGGUACGUUUUUACUUUAAGGGGAGCGGGGGGGGAAGGGGAGUGUUGGGGGACGGCCACAUAAAUAGUGUUUUUAAUAUAAAAAAAAAAAAAUACACACACACACACACACACCCCUACCUACCUACCUACCUACCUACGUCUUGUGGAUGUGUCCAUUUAAAAAUGCGUGGACUGUGGCCAUGAAGGGAUUCAUUUAAUCAGAAACACUGAUUGUUUAUUCUGUUUCAUUCCAAUAAUGCUAAUUUGUUAUUAAUUGGUGUAAUGUGUGCCAAGAAAUAAAUUGCCAAACAAUGACUUCACUCUUCUGCUGUUAUUGUUAUAAGACAGGAUGGAUCCAUAGAGUCAUGAUGUCUGUGCAAAAUUCUUCCUCUUAUGUGUUGCGUCAGAGAUUAUUCAGACCAGUCGACGUCAUUCCAACCAACAAAGAUCUGGUUUUGGUGACUUGCGUUCUCUGUCCCCUCCUCUUCAAAAUCUUGGCUGCCAUGUAGAACCACUUCUGUUCUGCUGUCAGCUUGAAGUAACCUGGCUUCUCUCCAUGACCUCUUUCAACGGCUAGAUGUUUUACUGCAUUAAACUUUUGCUCAUGUUUUUAUUUUUUUUAUCACAGAGAUUGUGAAAUAUGCAGAUAGAUGUUCAGCUGUCUGAGUGGCCAGAAGCACUGUGGCUGAUACUAACCACCAUACUAUGGCCAAGUUCUCUUCAACGCUUCUCUUCUCCUGUGAGAGGAGUAUUUGGGUGUCAAAGUGAGGAGGGGGCAUGUCGUCAUUGGUUGUCUGUCACCAGCAUGCAACGUGUACACAGAUUUAACAUUAGCCAUCUCAGAAUUCGUAUUCAAGCCUGUUUAAUUUUUUUUUUUGUAAAUCUUCUUUUUUUAUUGAACAACAAGAUAAGAUUACAUAGUUGCGUCAUUACAAUAUUUUAGUCAUUGUUCAGUAAACCUAAGAUAUUGCAAAUCGAAAGCGUUGAUCCUGUACACAGUUUUGAGCAGUAAAGUUGUUGUUUCCCUUUUUUUUUUUUUUUUCACUCUGUUCUCCCCCCUACCCCCCCUUCUAGAUUCCUUUGUUACUUUGUUUUGUUUUGCGUUAUUGUGUGUUUGUGUCCCAAAGCAUAGUUUUGUUAAUUGCAUAGGGUAUCUAAGUAUAACUUUGAGACUCGCAGGUCUCUGCAUUCCAAAUGUUUAUACGGUUCAACAACAUACUGUGUGUGUGUGUGUAGAUUGAGAGGGGAUCUAAGUGCUAGACGAUAAGGCAGCUCGUGUAAGUCAGGCUUUUUGUCCAAGUUCGCCAUGUUAGGUAUGCGUCGCCGAGCGGGUGUGGUGGCGAACAUUGGGCCGUGUUUAUUACUUGUGUAAUACUUAGCUGGGUUUCCCCGCUAGUCUGUUUUGUGAGCGUGGUGGUUAGUUGCUAUGUGAUGGUUAAUAGUUUGUGUUAUAUGUGUCCCUGUCUCUGUUACGUUAUCCUAUAUGGCUAUGGGUGUUGUCGUCAAUCCUUGCAGCAGAGCCUGCGGUUCGCGUGAGUUCCCGUACGUGAUUCCUUAGUUGCGUUAUUGAUGUGUGUAUCAGUGACCUCGUAAAAUGCGUUUGGAGUGUGUCUAAGAGGUGGCGUGCCCUUUGCGUUAUAUGAGCGUUAGCUCCUCUCUCUACACUUUUCCGUGCUGGAAUGUGUAGCAAGGUAUGACUCAUGUUUCCCGAGGGGGUCGGAUUAUUUCUCAGAUCCCAUCAAGGCUGGGUGUUUAUCCUUUUAGUUUUUAAGAGGUUAAUGUUUCUUUUGUGUGAUGAUAUAUCUCCCUGAUCUCGCCUCCGCCCUCCCGGGCCUGGGGUCCGUCUGGUCAAGCCUGUUUAAUGACACUUAUGGAGGUGGGGUUACACCUCCAGGUACAACCUUGGGUAUCUAUGUAUAUACAGAAUUUCUAAUUCAAACACUCUACAUACAGACUACUAUGACCACUUCAAAACACUUGAAGCAGUUAUGGUGCUUGGAGUAACCUUUUAAUGCCUGUUUAUAUACGUGCCUUGUCCUUUUAAUUAGCCAUGUUAAUUAGUAUUGUAGAUACAAAAUGGAGAAUUAGAAUUAUUAUUAAUUUGACUUUCACUAUUUUAGAAUGUUGUGUUUUUGGAAUUUAAUCGCUUUGUCAGGCCUACAAAAUCUAUACCAUUUUAAAUUUAUUUAUUUAUUUUUUGAUCAUGUCAAUAUUUGUUUUCUAAAUUUAAACCUAUAUGGGCUCUGAAGAGAUUUAAAAAAAAUGGAGAAAGGAGCCAUCUGUGCAUAUAUAUUAUGUCUUAACCCCUUAAGGAUACAUGAAGGAAAUAUUCCGUCAUGAUUCCCUUAUAUUCCAGAAGUUUUGUCCUUAAGGGGUUAAUUACUGUACUUUCUGUUUUAUUGUGCUGUAACCUGUAAAGUUCUUAGAGUACCGGUUUGUGCUAGAGAAAUAAACGAUGCAGAGUAAAUGGUCGCGAUAAGAAUUGUAAAUGUAUUCUCUCACAGAGGUUAAUCCAAAGAUUAGCCGCUCUUGACACUCAUUCUAGCAACCAAACUUUGUCACUGCCUGAUGCUAAGGGGAUUAUUAUUCACUAACAACUGACAAGGAAAUUGUACAUUCUAGGUUCUAAUUUUUGAUUAUUUUAUUUAUCCUAUUUGUUCGCUUAUUGUCUGAAUCACAGUUGACAAUAAACUAAUUUCGUUUUUCUGUAGACGUGCUGGAAGAAUCUGUAACUUUUUAGAUUAUUUUCUUUAUUCAUAUUAACCUUUUUUGUGAAUAAUUUUUAUAUAUAUUUAAUUUUUUUUUUUUAAUUUUUUUUUUCUAAACUUUAAUCCCAGCUUAGGUUGACCUUUUUUCCUUUUGACAGCUUGUUUGUCAGCCCUGAACAACCUCUCUUUUAAAAUCAUUAUUGUCCCGGAUAAGAAAAGGGCGUGAUAAAAACACAGAUUGUAACUCUUAUCUACUUAUAGACUGUGCCCAGGGCCAGAUUUACUCUCUGCUGUCCCAAAGCCACUUUUCCCCAAUACCCCCAAGCCUGUCAUGUAUAUGAAGCCUGGUGUGUGUUUGUUUGAAUGGAUAAAUGUGACUAGUUUGGUGUGUGUGAAUUAAUGGAUGAAUGGGACUAGUUUGGUGUGUGUGAAUUAAUGGAUGAAUAGGACUAGUUUGGUGUGUGUGAAUGUGAGUAGCUUGGGGUAUGGCUGUAUGAUAAAUAUGACUAGGUGGUUGGAUGGCAAAAAAUGCAAGGUGGGUGUAGGUGACCUGUUAUGUGUAUGAAUGUGACAGGGUGAGUGGGUAUGACUGGGAGGUAAGAUGGGAUUAUCUGACUGAGUAGAUAGGAAAUAUGUUCAGGUCAGAGUAUGUGGCUUAUCGGGUGGCUGUGUAUUUAAGAGGAUAUUUGUGUUGCAUGUUAGUGACUGAAUGUGAAUUAUGUAUUUGUAUAGUGUGUGAAUUUAGUGGUGUGUUUUUAUACAUGCUGGAGUAUAUUUGUGUGACGUUUAUAGUGUGUGCGAUUGUUUGUGUAUGUAUAGGUGUGUUUGUGCACUGUUUCCCGUUUGCUUUUUAUUUCCUCCUCAAAUUAGUUCCUCUCCAUCUUUCCCCUUUUCCCAUAACUCUCCCUUUCUCCAGUUGUUCCCUCCUCUUGCUCCUCCUUUCCUUUACUUGUUCCCCUCUUCUUUCCCCAUCCCUCAUUAGAACCCCUCUUCUUUCCCCAUCCCUCACUAGAACCCCUCUUCUUUCCCCAUCCUUCACUUGAACCCUUCUUCUUUCCCCAUCCCUCAUUAGAACCCCUCUUCUUUCCCCAUCCCUCACUAGAACCCCUCUUCUUUCCCCCAUCCCUCACUUGACCCUUCUUCUUUCCCCAUCCCUCACUUGAACCCCUCUUCUUUCCCCAUCCCUCACUGAACCCUCUUCUUUCCCCACCUCAACCCUCUUCUUUCCCAUCCCUCAUAGAACCCUCUCUUUUUGAACCCCUCUUCUUUCCCCAUCCCUCACUUGAACCCCUCUUCUUUCCCCAUCCCUCAUUAGAACCCCUCUUCUUUCCCCAUCCCUCACUUAGAGACCCUCUUCUUUCCCCAUCCCUCACUAGAACCCCUCUUCUUUCCCCAUCCCUCACUUGAACCCUCUUCUUUCCCCAUCCUUCACUUGAACCCUUCUUUUUCCCCAUCCCUCACUAGAACCUCUUCUUUCCCAUCCCUCCUAAGAACCCCUCUUCUUUCCCCAUCCUCACUGAACCCUCUUCUUUCCCAUCCCUCGCCCAAUUCUUUCCCCAUCCCUCACAUGAACCCUCUUCUCCCCACCACCACAACCCCCCCCCAUCCCUCACUAGGACCCCUCAUCUUUCCCCAUCCCCUCCUUGAACCCUCUUCUUCCCCAUCCUCACUUGAACCCCUCUUUUCCCCAUCCCUCACUAGAACCCUCUUCUUUCCCCAUCCCUCACCCCAGAACCCUCUUCUUUCCCCAUCCUCACCAGAACCCCUCUUCUUUCCCAUCCCUCGCCAGACCCCUCUUCUUUCCAUCCCUCCUUGAACCCUCAUCUUUCCCAUCCCUCACUUGAACCCUUCUUUCCCCAUCCCUCACUGGGAACCCUCUUCUUUCCCCAUCCCUCACUAGAACCCCUCUUCUUUCCCCAUCCCUCACUAGAACCCUCUUCUUCCCCAUCCCUCACUUGAACCCCUCUUCUUUCCCCAUCCCUCACUAGAACCCCUCUUCUUUCCCCAUCUCUCACUUGAACCCCUCUUCUUUCCCCAUCCCUCACUAGAACCCCUCUUCUUUCCCCAUCCCUCACUUGAACCCCUCUUCUUUCCCCAUCCCUCACUUGAACCCCUCUUCUUUCCCCAUCCCUCACUUGAACCCCUCUUCUAUUCUUUACACAAUUGUUCCACUCUUAUCUCCCCCAUCACCUGUGCCCUCUAAUCCCCCCUUCAAUCACUUGUUCUCGUCUUAUGUCCCCUCUCCCUCAGUUGUUUGCAUCUGGUCUUACGUCCUUCCCCUGUGUCUCUCUUCUAAUUCGCCCCCUUGCCCAACAGUGUGGGGGCUUGAGCAGUAACUGCAGGUAUCCGGAGUUACGGGAGGUCGUGAGGGGUUAUGAUGCUAUUAUCUCCAUGCUCUCUCCUGCAGUUCCUUUGACUGCCUGCAGGGGAGAGAGAGGAUCUGCUGCCACAUGUUCCGGAUGAGAAGGGGAAAGAGCUUUUCCACUUCUUACCCGAGGUCUCAUGCUGUACCACCGAUACAGGAUUUUGAGCAGGGCUGCCCCACUCCUGUAUACAGCCUCGGCGGCUUUAUGGAAUAAGCCGGCUAUCACUGUACCUUGGCUCUUUUAAACUACUUAUUUUUACUGUCCGUUAACGAAAUCCCUCCACCUGCUAUUGCAUCAUUCCAUUAUUUAUGUUUUUGUUGUUUUUGUUUCAUUUUCAUAGAGAACCUUUUAUGUUUGCAUUGUUCGGUUACACCUAACGUAUUUAUGAAUAUUUAUCAUAUCACGCAAGUGUUUUCCAAGUUUCACAUGGUUUUAUUAGAGCUUGUCGAAAUUACAAUGACCUAGGACAGGGGUCAGCCACCUAUGGCACUCAAGGCUGCCAGAGCCAAACAGAUAUCUGCUAGUGCAACCUUAGCUUGGAUUUCAGAUGGUGACGGACAAUCCUCAAUUUAUGUAUUGCAGCACUUAGAAAAGCAUUUGAUUGGGCCAUUCUCUCCGGCUCGGAGUGCAUGCGCACGCUCUGAGCUGAGAUUGGGAGACAGGGAGUGUGGGUGGACACAGGGAUGGAGAGAGGGGAUGGUGAAAAAAACAAAACCUUUAAUAUAUUUCUGCAGAAGUAAAUGCAGCCAUGUUGACUUGGCAUGGUCAUUGGCUGCCUAUGAAUUAAAUCUUCUGCUGAUCAAAUACUGGCUUUGUGGCAUGCCUUGGUAUAAUUUUAAUUUGCCAAUCACAAGGCAUGUUCUGCAGUGCCGUAAAUUUGUAAAUCUACAAAUAUAUAAUGAGACAAAUCUGUUGUUCACAUAUACACUGUAUCUUGUGUGGUUUUCAAAAUUUCUGUGAUUAAGUGUUGCAUAACUUGCAAGAUUUGGAGUACAUAUUGGCAUGGAAACUGUAAUUCACACUACUACUAGUUGCUAUGGUAAUGAAACGAGCAUUGAAAUCUAUUGUUUGCCAUUUCAUCUCUAAAAUUAGUCUCUGGGUUCAGGAGCAUCAUUUAUUGAUCCUAAAAUGCUAAAAACAAAUGGCUAAUCUGUAACUCCUAACUUUUUAUAGAACGGCAACAGCCUUAAGGCUGGCAAUGCAUCAUGGGAGCUAUAGUCUUACAGCAGCUAACUGAUAAAUCUAUUGGCCAUCCCUGAGUUCCAGUUCAUACAAUCCACUUAAUUCGAUGGCGGGACAACCCCACUUUUUAAUGGGCAAGGAUUUUAUCCCUGGGUUGUGCCUUAUAAAAUAAUUAACCUCAUUUAGUGACUAUGCUGCUAUUCCAAGUAGUCUAUUUUCCUAUAUAUAAAAAAAAAAAAAAAAUAGUUGCGAAUCUGGUAUUCACAAAAUCAGGAUACAUUGAGAUUGAGGCUGACAAAUGCAUGGUGUCACUGCUCAGGCUGAGAGAAAAGGUUAAAAACAAAAUAAAAAAAACAAACAAUUGUGCCACUUGCCUUUAACCUCUAAUACAGGCUUCCCCAAACUCCGGCCCUCCAGAUAUUGCUGAACUACAACUCCCAUGAUUCAAUGAAUGAAAUAGGCUGAUAAUCAUGGGAGUUGUAGUUCAGCAUCUGGAGGGCCGAAGUUUGGGGAAGCCUGCUCUAAUAGAUCAAUCCUAUAGGGGUUGAUGGGUUUGAAGGUUAGUUUAAUCUGCGCACAGGCAAUUUUGAGGGCUGCUGUAACAUUUAAUGUGGGUUGUCUGGGAAGAAAAUAAGGUCCUAGACUUAUAAUUUGAUUAAAUAUUUGCCUGUCACUUAUAUAUCGAUAUCCACAGAUUCUCAUGCCUGUUAGGCUAACCUCGGGUUUACCAGCACAUACGAUGCAAAAACUAAUCAAAAUCUCAAGUAGCUCACGAAAUAAAGAACGUCAUUAAAAGACUAGAACAGUCAAACCGUACAUGUAAAUUAUCACUGUUCUGAAAGAAGAGAGGUUUAUUUUUAAAGGUGCUUAUAUUUCUGCUAAUUUAGUAUUGGAGUAUAAAUAAAGUCUGUCUGUUUUACUGCAGCGACUGAUCAAACUCUUCGAUUAAAAUUUUAAAUCACAACUUAUUUGCUGUGCAGAAAAUAGUUUGUUCAUAUCGAACUUGUUUUGUUGUAGUUAUGGACUUGUCAGUUAGUUAUUCCACUCAAAAUCAGUCUUCUAUUAAAACACUGUUUUUUGGAGUACCCCUCGCAUGCGUAUUCCCAAGCAAAAAUUACCUGUAACUCCUCACCAAGGCAAAUUUCUCCCUGCAGUCUAAUCCUCCUUUUGUGACGUCACUCCCCCCUCAAUGGAGGUGUAGGGAAAUCCCAAGAUGACGUUUAUGCAUAGAAUUAACAUUAACCUGCCAGAAUCCUCGUUCCGGGCUGGUUCAUGUCGCUGUUGGAGGAAGAGUUACUUUUCUCUGUGAAAUCACGGCACAUGCAGACUCAAAGCACCAUGUUACUGAAGUGGUCAUGGUGCUUGAAUAACCCGUUAGUUCAAUGUUUAGGAUUAUGCCCCGACAAAGGGAGACAAAGCACAUUUUAGAAGUUCUACAACUCCCUUAACAAUUUGCUAUUUUCUGGUUUCGUGAAUAAGCCCACUGGGUUAUCUAAAGCAGACAUUCAGCGUUCUUUGUACGUUUGCUAAUCAGUGCAACUUUUAAUCAGAAUUUAAAAUAAAUAAAACUCUGGCAUUUACGUUUUCUGUAACCCUGAAUAACCAGAAUGUGCUAGAAUUAUUCAUCCCGGAAACGAUAAACAUUACUUGGCAGAUUCCCUUUAACAUUCUUUUUAAAGGUUAGUUGAAUUUUGGGGGGAAAAAAGCAGAAAAGGGCAAUUUUAUUCCCCAUUACUCUUUUAGACACUAUCCCUUGUCACAAUCUUGGUCAUUAUGCUGUUGGGUCAGCCUUCGAUGUUGGAAGCCACUUUCAAACCUUAUAUGUUUGUGUUUUGAAAGAGAAACAGUUAUCACAUGCUUGGACUUGUGCAAUUAUUGCUUAAAAUGUGUUUAUCAUUGUUUCAUCUAUGUAAACACACUCAAACCUGAUCUAGGUUAAAGGAACACUACACAAACGUGUUCGGAACAAGAAGCACAUGCACAGAACUUGUCCAAUUCCCUAUGAGCAACAUUUGAUGGUGUCCGAUGUCCUAAAGGAAGUCAAAUGUCACAUGACAGAGUCAAGCUAAGUCAAAAUAGUGGGAGCUCCUCUAGUGGCUGUCGGGAAGGAAACAACUAGAGGUGUGUUUAACGCUGUAAUGUAAACAUAGUCUUAUCAAUAAAACGGCAAUGAUUUUCAUUGCAGGGCUAAAGUGAGCGGCAAGACACCACGCCGAUGGGAUAAAGUGGGCUGGGUGCGUUAAGUGUCCCUUUAAAUAUGAAACUUCUGUUGAGUUCCAUAUUCGGCCACUAAAUUUCAAUAAAAGGGGCAUCUAAAGGUAAAUUCCACACCUCCAGCUGGGGCUCCAGUUCCCAGGAACCGCUGGCAGCCAAAACCACAGAUAAAGGCUAGCAAAUGUUCUUUGGACUUCAGGGGCCUGCAAUAUUUUGCACCCCAGCCCGUAUUUACAAAACAAAUCCGGACGACCUCAACAUUUUUGCAAAGCAGUCUCCGAAUUACAGGGAAUGUAGACAGGAUGCAAGUGAAGCACUUAAAUCUGGGCCAAAUUAAGUUAAUCUGCAACUGAAUGCUCAGAUACAGUGAUAAUUAGACCGAAUUGGCUGCCUGCUAUCAGAGUGAAUUGAAAUUCUGUGUUUGCUAAUUAUGCAAAUCCUUUUUUUUUUUUUAUUCCCAUUUAUAAAUUUUUUAUUUUAUUUUUUUUUUAUUAUUCCUGGAUGAUAUUGAAUGAGAUGUGCCCUUUCAGUAUAUAUAAUAGGAUUUAACCUGGCCUUUAAUAAAAGUGAGAAUUCGGUGAGAAAAACUCAGUUUUUAUCAUUUGGAUUCUAGCAGACAACACAUUUGGUAUUUCAGAAUUUGUCCUGUAUCUGGCUAAUGUAAGAGCUUUCUAUCAGCAAACAUCAGAAUCUAAACCUUGUAACAAGCAUGCCAUUUGUAAAAGAUAAUAAGAAAAAAAUCACAAUUUAUUAAUCCCCUCCCCCCCUCCCCGACUCCUUUUUGAUGGUUAUGACCUCCAUAAAUAACCACCUUAUUUUUUUUUCACUGAAUGUUGUAAAUUACCUGAAAAUUUCCCCUCAUAUUUUCCUUUAAAAAUUUGGAAGUUUGAAAGUAACACAAAAAUAUAAAUUUAUUUGUUAUUGCAAAGUGUCUGGUCUUUUGCUUAUAUUUUUGCCGUGUAUCUGUCAAAGCCAAUUGACAAGCAAGAGUUGUGUGUGUGUGUGUGUGUGUGUGUGUGUGUAUUUAUAUUCUCGGUGAAACGUUGUAUAAAAUAUAGGAUUGGCUGAGAGUAUAUUUUUUUUAAUUUUAUUGAUUUGGUUCCAACAUUGCAAAGGAGAUUAAUUAAAAGGGUUAAUGGAAGCUCAAACUAAAUUUAGAUCAGCCCACUUUUUAAAAAAUAAUUUUACUACUCUUAUACAAAUAAGUGGAAGCAAGGCGUGGAGUUGCAUUCAUGAAUUAAUUAGCAUUUGAACAGCUAUGUGUACAAUCUGAUCAGCAGUAAUUGUUGACUAAAUUGGCAGAUAUAUUUAUAUUCUCCGCCAGCGUCCAUUAAACACAUCGAAUAUGGUGUAAUUAUCUGUUUUUGUUAAAAAAAAAUAAAAAAAAAAUUUGCAUAACUUUUAUGAAAAUAUUGGCCUCGUGUGACUAUAUGAUUAUACUCUCGUGUGUGUGUGUGUGUAUGUAUGUAUAUAUAUAAUAUAUAAUUUAUUAAAUUUUUUGUAAUUUAUUUAUCCAGUGAGUGGUCCUCUCAAUAAUGACUUCCCUUUCUGUGGAGUAAAUUUCCUGUGAUAAUCAGCAAUUCAUAAGAGGAAUGUUUUUUUUGUUUUUAUGGUUUUUUUUUUUUAUAUACAAAUCUGUGGUUACAAUCGCUACAGCGCCCAAUGUUAUACCAUCACUGAUGUAAUUUCAUUGAACAACAAACAACCCCCCACUCCACAUUAUUGAAGAAUAAAGCACUGACAGGGACAUCUGGCAAUUAACUACUUAAAGACUGUUCCUGGGAAUAAUUAUAGGUGAGCCAAGAAUUCUUCCUUCUCUGCCAUUUAGAAAUGAGCAUGUAGGGUUAGUAAUUGCAGUAAUUACACAUUAGAAUAGAAUGGAUGUGUUUUGUGUGUGUGCUUUUUCCAUGUCAAAGGGGACGUCAGUCACUCUAUAAUAGGCACAGGCAACGUUCGACACUCCAGAUGUUGUUGUGAACUAAAUCUCACCUGAAGCUUUGCCACUACUAUGGCUGCAAGUGUAUUAUGGGAGAUGUAGUCCACAACACCUGGAGAGCCAAAGGUUGCCUACCCUUGCUCUAUACUACGAAUGGGUUUUCUUUAAUUAUUCAAAUUUGCAAGGAAUUACUCAGCCAAUCAUGGAUCUCCUUUAUUUCACAGGCAACAAUGUGCAUAACUUUUUUUAAACUACUACUUAAUAGGAGUUUUUUUUGCAAUUAUAUAGUCUAAAACACACUGCAAACAGUUGCAGCUCUGUUACCAUUAUAGUUGCACAUUAUACAUAAAGUAAGCAAUUUGCAUAUUUGACUGUUGUGAAAGCUAGCUCAAGAAAGACAUUGAGAGUCCACACAAGUCAUCUAGUAGUUCUGUGAUCUAGGGGAUAAGUGUCUAGUAUCUUUAUUACAAAAAGAAUCCCAGGAAACAUCACUGGAGAGUUAAGACUUGGACUUGUCACUUUCUGAGCUGCUGUGACUGGGUAUCUUUCAAUGAUCUGUAGGUAAUGCUGAAUAUAUCAACGUUGUUGUAUUUUGUCAUUUAAGGUACCAGUUACCAAAGUCCCUGGUAAUUUCCUGAUAAGAACUGCUCACUUAAGUGAAUUAUUCCAUUAACUUGAAAGCACAUCUACUAACCCAGUCAGUGCAUGUAUAAAAAUUAAAUUGCAUAAAAACGUGAACCUAAUUUGACAGGUUUUUGCAGUCUCUAAUAAACAAAGGGAGGGCCGGGAUUGGCUCAACAAUUUUGUUUGGUUAGGAUAUUCACAUUGGAUUACAACCCACAAAUUAGGGCUCCAUUUAAUACUGACUUUUCAUGACCGGUUCCCUUUUAAGUUCGAACAUCUCAGUUAAUAAAGCGCUUGUCAUAGUGAUAAAUGAUAUACAUAACUGCAUAAGCGAUGCAUGCUGGCAGUGCCCUAUUACAGGAUCAAUCAGUGUUACGCUGAUGGUACACUCACCCUUCUGCGCCAAACACUCAAGUGUGGUUACCAUGUUUAUAAUAUAUCACAGAUUAUUGUAUUGGGAAAAAUAAAUAUCAAUAUAUAUUUUAAAAAAUAUAUUUUUUUAUUCACUAUUAUUUGGGGGUGGGCACAGUUCCAUCAUCACUCUUUUGGAUUAAGAUGGAGAUCUGUUCUCUUUUAAAGUGGUCAGCUUUUGAACAGCCAUCUUCUCUCUCGUUUAAUAAAUCGGACAACAUCACGGAGCCAUGUACAGAUAAUCACCGUAACAAAGUUGAUCCCCUUUAUAGUGCCUUACACUGCAAGGGGCGUGCAGUGUGUGUAGUGUGAGAGAGACUUUGAAGUUUAGAAUUGGGGAUGAGUGUUGCAGGGUCUGAGAGGGGAGCAUCACUAAAGCUCGACUUUUUGUCAACCUGCAGUUAUACAUAAGUACACUCCAGGUGUCAUUGAUCCUGUUGACCUUCGCAUUAUCAAGAUGGUCAACUGAGGUCUGCUAAAGCCCAUUGGUGCACAGGUGUGAUUUCCAGAUGUCUGUUUUAAAAAGUUUUUUUUUUUUAAAAGCUGGUGCUGAGGAAGACCUUGCAAGACAAGAACUAAUAAAAAAACCAAAAAACACAAGUUACAUUGGACCCAGGGCCAAACAAAGGUUGGUUGGUGGGAUCAGAGUUUCCGGAGUAAGGGAACCCUCCGCUGGGAUCUCAGGUAUCAAAAAAGUGACAAAGCUGCUUUAAAAGCCAGAGGAGCCAAUUCAUGCAUGAGAUUCGCCUUUCUUUUAGAGCAGAUAUGCCGUUUUCACAGCAAAUAACUCCAAACCAUUUAAGGGAUCUAUAUCUGUCAUCUAGAAUAUCCUGUUUUUCGUAAUCUAAGUGUUGUAGUCUUUGAAGAUGUCAGCACAGCUUUGAAAGAUUAUAUAAAGAAGAUGCUUUAUUUGAGUGACACAGGUCUCUGGUAAAAUAUAACUUCAAAUUCAAAUGGGAAUGGGCUGGUCAGUACCAAAAAAGUUUAAUGUUUCCAUGUAGUUUAGCUGGUCACGUAGGCAGUGGUGGAACUCAUGUAGACAGGGCCCUGGUGAAAGGUUGGCCAAAAGGUAGACACAAUUCCCACAAUGCUCAUUCUUGCAGGGUUGCAUUUGUAACCAGGUUGUGUGUGUGUGUGUGUUUAACUUAUGCUGUGUUGGUGUUUGAAGGCAGGAGUGUAUUUGCAUGUAGUGUUUGCAUUUAAAUGCAAGGGCAUUUGUGUGCAAUGCCGGCAAUUGAACACAGUUGCGUGUGCAGGAGGGAGCUUCUUCUGAGGUCUGGUGCAACCUUGAGGGCUUCCACAAUCGGCCGCACAAUCAAAACAGCAGAACUACCGGUCCCCUCUACUCCCUCCAAAGAGCAGCUGAGGGCCCCCAAACAGUCUUGGGCAACGGUGCACCACUGGUAGUUCUGCCGCUGCAUGUAGGACAAGAAAGACUUUUCAAACAUACUAUCAUUUUAUCGUGUUAAAAACCUGAUUUUUAUUUAAAUUUUUAUAUUGUAGUCCAUACAAUCUACAGUCUAAUGAAAAAUAACUAGACACAAUAAUCGAUCUCCAGACAUUACUCCUAUUUUAUGAUUUUUAGUUGAAAUACCAUAACCACUACAUUGUGCUCUAGUGGUUAUGGUGUGAGGAGCACUCUGGUGCCGCCUCAAAGUAAGUAAUCAAAAGUUAUUUGACUUUUUACCUGGGCACUGCGGGCGUUGCUCCCCGCCUCCUCUCAGCGUCCAGGAGAGCUGCAAGUUCCUUCUUAGGAGCUUCCAUUAUCUCUCUGAAAAAGUAUAUUCUGCAUAAACUUCUGUUUUUCAUAUGUAAAGUAAAUGCUAUCUAUGAAAAUGAGAUAAAAACCAUGGUAGACACAAAGUAGCAAAGGACCUUAACCUUUAAUUUCUCAGCCAGCGUUUGGCUUGUCUGAUGUUUGUGUUGGCUGUGGUUGAGCUAGCCAUUGGCUACCCAUGUCUAUAUGCAUUGUGUCCCAUAUGAGCAGUACACACACAGAUCUGGCUCUCUGUUUAUGACUCUCAAUACACUGUAGCACUGAAUUAUACAGGUAGAUUUUUGUCCAUUCUGACAGGAAACAAAACCAUCUAGGUUCAAAAGCUUCUCUGUGUUUUAAGUCUAGGAAGUGUGGCGUGGUGUGACUGUUGUAAACUGCUGACUUUUAUAGAUGGAAAAUAAUUUGCAGUACAUUCUGUUUUCAGCUUGGGACUUCCUUAGUGCUGUGGCUUUUAAAGUGCAAUUAAAUAAACUCCUUUCUAGUAACUGUAUUGUACAAUUUCUACAAACUAUCAUUGAGAAACGUAAUCACUGGGAACCUUGUAAAACAUUUCUAGAAAAUGGCUGGUCUUACUUGCCCCUGUAAUAAUGAUUUUUAUUUUAGCAUUUAUUUAGGUUUUAGGCAGUGCAUUAUAGAAGAGAAAUAUUGCAAGAGUUAGUUCAAAAAGUACAAAGAGCAAAAAGGAUCUGAAGGGAUAGAUAGCAUUGCAACAUGUUUCCCAAAAAAUAAAUAAUAAAUAAUAAAAAAAUAAAAAAAACAGAUGCAAAAACAUAAUGCAAUACAAUUAGAAGCUAGCUAGUUUUUCACAUUUCUAUAAGUUAAGAGGUAACUCUGUUAGUUCCUAGGAUGGAGCAAGUAUCUUGUUCCUAUUCAUGGAGAUUAUCCACCUAUAUUUAUAUGAUACAUGAGCAAAACUUAUUUUUGCAGGUACCCUUGUUCAUUUGUUAAACCAAUUAUGGCAAAUUUGUAUCCCUUUGUCAUCCAGUGGGUGAAAAUGUUAACCCAAUUACAAAGUGACAAACAGCUUAACCCCUUAAGGGCACAACUUCUGGAAUAACAUGGAAUCAUUACGGAAUAUUUCCGUCAUGUGUCCGUAAGGGGUUAAACAUUUUUGUAUACUGUAGAAUAAAAAAAAAUCAUGUUGAGGCCAGUGGAUGAAACCAUUAACUGUGUUAAGGAAAAAAGUUCAUGCAAUAUAUAAAAUGGUCUAUUCCAGUCUCUAUCUAGAUAUUGAUGAAAUCACCACUACUCACUCAUUAUCUAGUACAAAUCUAUGAUGGUCGCAAUUUGGUACAAGUAAAGGAAAUAUUCGUCAAACCAAACAAAUAUUUGAAUCGUUGUACCAAGAAAUCAGGCUGUUUCCUGCUAAAUUCUCAUGUAAGCCAGGUUUGCAGAUAUGUAAUUUGGUUUAAUACCCCCGUGUAAAGGAAUGGUGAAAUCCACAGUAUCUCUAGGGCAGUUGCAUGGACCCAUGACAAAGUGAUAUGAAAAUAAUUUAUCCUGGAAUUUCAUACAUAGGAUAUUUAUUGCUCCAUCAAUUAAAGUCUACAGCUUUGUUCCCAGUGCACCGUCAAGGCUUUCAAAUGCAGUUAGAGAGGUAGCCUGUGGGAUCCUAAUCCUUCUCUUCCUUGGUGCAAGUCUCCUGUGUACCCGAAUGUUUGGAGAGUAAGUGGCACCAUCUGUGUAUGCACCACGUCUCAAGUUACAGAUCUGAGAUCUGAGCAAUGAAUUUGAUGUUUAGAUGCAGAGUGUUUUUAAUGUACCCACGGGAUUGAUUUUCAUAAGAUCCACGCAGGGAUUUAUGGAGGCAUUGUUGGGUACUCGGGGUUACAGUCCUAAACGCCAUGAAGGCAGGUAUCUCCUACCCUAUCAUUUUCUGAGUAACCGUUCAAAACAUGUUGAAAGCAACUCUUGACCAAAUAACAAACCCUAAAACUCCAAAAUUAUCCAAACCCCGAAUUUUGUCCUUACCUUGGUGGCAGUUUUUUAGAAUGGAGUCUACAUUUUUUAUGGCCCAUGACAUUGUGCGUGUUUAGACAAACUGUGUAUAUAUUCUCUAAUCUGCAUUCACAGUGUAUCUGAUUCUAGAAUAAAAGACUACGUUAAAAAUCCCAGCCACCAAUUUGCACUCUAUUCCAGACCCUCACGCAGAUGUACAAAGUAAGAACGCUAAACAUCCGGUCCUUAAAAUACCACAGAUUCCACCCCCCACGGCUUAAAUUUGAAAAAGAAAAUAGGGUUUACAGUGGGGUGGUGGGACAGUGGAAUGUGUGCAAACAUCUUGAUGUCUCUUUUAGAAAACAAGCCAUAUGGUUACUGAGACUGUUCUAAUGAAUGUCUGUCUUGAUACAAAUGGAUUGUCAACACACGAUCCCAUGAAACACUCCGGCACUCGUAGAGCAGUCGGCACACUUACCGUUCCAUAUCUUUGUCUGAGACUCCUCACUAUUGAGUGGCGUGAGUUGUAAGCAAGCAGAUGCAUUGCAAAUACCUGUUUUUAUUAAAUUACAAUCCAGAUGAGCGAAGGCUAGGAAAACGCAUCAAUGUAAUGAGAAGGUUAAUGCUUUCAUUGACAUCUGGCAACUCUACGCUAGAAUGACAGAGAACAUAAGCCGAACGACGAUAAUGGGGAACGUUUUGAACAUGAUGCUACAAUGACUUUGAAUAGACAAAAAAUGGCAAUGAUGGACUAUUACAUUAGCUGAUGAUAAUGGUUUUAAUAAAAAAAAAAAAAAAAAAGCUAUUCAGGGAGCCUGUUGCUUUAUAUCAUGACUGAAUAAUAUUAUACAGUAUUAAUCAAGUGUAACAGUAGCAUGCUUGAUGUUAAUUGAAAACACACACAUAUUAAAUCUUGUCAUAUGGAUUCAAAUAUGCUUCUGCCUUUGUACGAAAAAAUCUGGUGCUCUGUGGAGGAACACUGCACCGUAGUUUUUGAGACAAUUUUUUUUAUACAUUUUAGUUGUUUAUUUCUAUUCUUUUUUUAUUUUAUAUAAAGAGGUUCUAUUAAAGGUAAGUGUUAUUGGAUGUAGUUGCCAUUUUGGACUAUAAGUAGGUUGAGCUUUGGUUGGUUAAAAAUAAACAGCGAAUCGAAACGCCACCAUGUGUCUUCCUACCAUAUGUCAUGGUCUGCUCGCUAUACGAAUGCCGCUAGCAACAGUAAACUUAAUAGAAAAGACCUAUAACUCUUAUUAAAUUGCCUCAUUGUGCGGUUUGAUAAAAGCCAUUUAUGUUAAGGUGUUUAAAGCAUUUCUCUCAUUGUACACGGGUAGGCGUUCAUUUGUGGGAAACAAACAUUUAUUUUUUUUCCCCUUUAGGCAAGUGUUUAAUCGAUAUUGCACAAAGGUUAGGUUUAAAUAUAUGCAAUGAUUGCUUUCAGGCCUGAAAGGUAUAUUUAAUGUAAAAUGUUAGAACCACUACAAAGUUUAUUCAUUCAUGUGAAUAACCUGCAAGAAAAAAAAACCAUUAAUUUUUUUUUUUUUUUUUAUUUAUUUAUUUUUUUUAAACCCUCAAGAUUCGUACAUUCUUUUGAACAACAAAAAAAGUAUAAAUUAUUUUCCAUAAAUAUCAAGCAGAUCACAAUGUUUGGAGAUAUGCUUCAGCAGAAAUGGCCAAACAUGACUUAGAGAUUUAGGGGUCUGGCCCUUUGCAAGGACCCUGGAGUGCUAAUCACUACUUCCGUGUGCUGGACCAUUUCGUUACAAUGAAUAGCAUUUGUGAAUAGCAUUUGUGAAUUCUAUGUGUGAAUAGCAGCACCAAGUUAACACUCCAUCGCCGUAAAGGUUUUUAGUGUUUUACUGUUCAGCAUAUGCGUGUCCUUAUAGAGUGUGGAUUCCUUGUUGUUGUUAUUAUUUUAUUUAUUUAACGCUAGCAAAUUCCGUAGUGCUGUACAAUUGUUCAGCAAGGGAUGACCUCUUCUGGCUACUGCUGUUGGCUAGUGCUUUCAUAGUGAGGAUGGUGGUCCAAAUAAACUUGAGUGCUCUAACUUGUGUAUGCCAAUGGAAAACGUGUGCAUUAUUAAGAUAUUAACUGUCUUGGUAUCUUUUUCUCUUUGCAGACCUUCACAGCGUGGUGUAACUCACAUCUCCGUAAAGCCGGUACACAGAUCGAGAAUAUAGACGAAGAUUUCAGAGAUGGCCUUAAACUCAUGUUACUGCUUGAAGUCAUUUCAGGUGAGCAUUCUCCGUGUGACUUUCAUCACAGAGCUCAAACUGCUGUCCUGCCAGGAACGUUAUCUAAAGUUUGUUUCACUUCUCUCUGUUAAUCACUUAUUUGAAAGCUAUUAACCCUAAUAUGGACCCUUUUCUGAGGUGGAUUGCCCUUUAAAAAAAACUCCAAAAAACAUAAAAUAUAAAAUAAAAAAUGGCAGCUAAGGGGUUCAUCUCUAAAUGUGCAGCAUUUUAAAGCAAAAUACUGCACAUACAGCCUUCAGGCACCAUGACCACUGCAAAUCAUUGAAGUGUUAAUGGUGCUUGUAGUAACCCUUUAUAGAAACACUAUAGGUUCAGGAAUACAAACAUGUAGUCCUGUCCCUAUAGUGUUAAAAUCACUAUUUCGGUGCCCCCACCCCUCACUUUAUACCAGUCCAGCGUUGGUCCUGCUCCUUGGCUGAGAUCAUCCUAGUUGACAAUCUCAGCCAAUCCAAUACAUUCCCAUGGGAAAGCAAUGGGAGAUUAUUGCACAUGCGCGGCAAAACGCUGCGCCGAUCAGCGCUUCCAUGCAGAAUUUGGAGACAUUGAAUAUCAGUGCUGCAGACUGUGCAGCACUGAUCCAGGAAUUACCUCUAGUGGCUGUCUGAGUGACUGCCACUGGAGGUAUCCCUAGGCAGUAAGGCAAACACUGCCUUUUCUCUGAAAAAAUACCCAUCAGAAAAAUUACAUUUAGCUGUAGUGGCUCUGGUGACUAUAGUGUCCCUUUAUCCAAAAAGUGACACCAAACAAAUUUCCUUCUGUAAAGGUUUGUAUUGCAGAGCUGCAUAAAUGAAAGGUAAAUAUAAAUCUAAAUUAACCAAUGCCUUAACAAGGAUUCUACAUGUUUACCAAUAGUAAGAAGUUGGGUAACCAUAGCUCCAAGAGAUCCUCCCCUUUCUAUUCGCGUCCUGUUUUAUAAAUCUCCAACAUACAACUCUUGGGAGACACCAUGACAUGGAUCUCUGGUGAGAUGUUUCCUAGAUCAUUGUAUUUGCCAAAUAGCCUUUUGCUUUUGAUGAUAUGAAUACAUUGGGAUUCUAAAUACAAUGAAUUAACCCACAGGUAACAAUAUAUCUUAUUGAAUUGUUUUUACCACGGAAUAGGUGAGCGUUUGCCCAAACCAGAGCGAGGCAAGAUGCGUGUACAUAAAAUCUCCAAUGUCAACAAAGCCCUGGACUUUAUUGCCAGUAAAGGGGUGAAGUUGGUGUCUAUUGGUGCAGAAGGUAAGAUUUCUACAUUUUGUGUGUUCUGUGUAUGUUUUAGAAAUAUUCAGCACAGUCUGUGGAAACAUUUAUUUCAAACCCUUACAUCAGAAGUACAUACCUGCUAGCUGUUUGUUUGUAAGAACAUGUGCACGUCCGAAGAGCCCCAAUUACAGAUAAGUAUGGAUCUCGAAGUAUUAAUUUGAUCGCAAUUAACCUUUGUUAAAUGCUUAAUGCUGUGCUACUUCUGAUUCUAAACCGUAAUAAUGUGCUGAUCGAAAUUGUGUCAAAUCCUUGGAAAUUCUGUUUAUUUAAUAUACCAACAUAGAUGGUGUGUGUGUGUUAGAAUAUAGAAAGUGUGAAAUAUUGUUUCUAGAAUGCCUGUUUAAAUUAUGCAGAUUCUGCAUCUAAUUCAGAUGUUUUACAAGGCCGACAGAGAAUCUCUGUCUGACCUUUUACUCAUGUAGUUAAAUUUGUGAAACCGGGACUUCUUAGCUUAAUAUCGAAUUGUUACUCUUUCUAAAGUCCUUAUAACUGCUGCCAUUACUGUGGGGCCCCCGCUGCACGAAUAUAAAUUAUAAGCUCCUAAACAACCUUUUAUCUAUACAUCUGACUCCUGAAUCACAUUGUCUCUCUGAUGGUGGAGAUAAAUCUCCUUGGGUACAAAUAAUAGUACUCUGGCCUCAACUGCUUAGCGUUUGUGCUCACAGAGCAGGUGUUUCCUUUUUUCAGUUUGACAUAACCGUGACCGUUUCUUAAUUUAGGUAUUUUUUUUGUUUUGUAUGUCUUCGAGACUUCAUUUGUUUCAAAAGCUUUAUUCGUCAAAGUUCUAUUAUUCAAAUGAUUCAAAAUAUUUUUUGCCAAAAGGUGAAUAUGCCCCAAUUCAAAACGUGAGUUUUUUUUUAAAUAGAAUUUGAUGACCCAUACAGGAGGAUUCUUUCAGUAUAUUACUACAAUUUACGUGGUUUUACCAUUUUUAAUGGAAGUGCUAAUAAGCAAGUCAAAAAUAAUUUUCCGUAUUCAGUUCAAGUUAUUUUCAUUUUUCCUGUUCAUUUAUUAUCUAUAUAAUUUUUUACAUUUAUUUUACUAGUUGGGUGGCUGCCAUAUUAAAUUUGACUUAAAAUCUAGAAAGUCAUUCUUAUUAUAAAACUGUUCUAAAGAGUUUUGUUUGCAAUAUCUACCAUUUUAUGUUGGGUGUUUUGUAGCCUAAAACAUAGCGAUGAAAUAUAUAUUUUGAGUUUAAUACCAUUAUAAACAGUUCUUUGUUAAGUAAAGAUAGUGGGUGAUUUUUUUUUUUUAAUGUUAGCCAAUACUGGGUGUGAAUAUAAUUUAUAUUGAAAUAUAAUUUUCUAAAUAUUCUGUUGCAUAGCGUGUUAGUUGUGCUUUAUUAAUGAAUGAAAUCAACAAGAUCAAAUAUCGAGUAAAUGCAGGACCUGAAUUAAACCUUUUUAAUAACAUAAAAAGUGACUAAGCAAGAGUUACAGAAACACAGGCGAUUCUAGAGCUAUUGAGAGAACGUCCUAAAUCGCUCAUUCUUUGUUUAACUAUAUUCACUUAUAAGAGUUCUACCAUUCUGUUGUAGCCUACCAAUCAGUCUUUUUACAUUAUUCUUGUAUUUAGCAUUUACAUAGCACCAAGAUAUUCUGCAAUGCCUUAAAAUCAUAGAAAGGGGCUAUUUAGAGGUGAAAAAAGCCCAGCUUAAAGGAGCUUACAAUUUAUGAGGCUUUGACUUAGGCGGAUAUAUAUCAUUCAAUGUCUUGCUCAGGGGUACUUACUGGAUAGGUGGCAUGACCAGGAUUUGAACCUUAGCCAAAAUAGUAUUAUAUGAUUUCUGAUGCUGCGGCUCCAAAUUAACAUGUAAAUUGGUGGCAGAUGGACGCUUGGUCGCUUGCUUAUUUAAAAAAAAUAAUAAUUUAUAUGCACCUUAACAUACAAAAACAGGUGGUUGUGUGUUUCUGUAAAAGACAAUCAGGACUCGUUUUUUUUUUGUUUGUUUUUUUUGUCUGACAUACAGAGUGAUUAUAUUAAACAAAUCAUCAUAAAACAUCUUUAUUUUCUUUUUAGAAAUUGUAGAUGGAAAUGCUAAAAUGACUCUGGGAAUGAUUUGGACGAUUAUCCUCCGGUUUGCUAUCCAGGACAUUUCUGUUGAAGGUGACGUUUGUUUGUUUUUUUUAACAUUUUUAUUUAGUUAAUCGAACAGAAAAUGCUUGUGUAAUUUACAUUUUGUUUAAUAUUAAAUGUAUUUAUUUUCACUUUUAAAUUGUACAAUCAAUGGUGUAACUUUGACAAUGAUGUGGGUGCUAAUUAAUAUUUGUAAUUUUAAAGAACAUUUACAAAGGUUUUCGACAUUUAAAUGUAUAUGUUAAUACUUUUUUACGAUAUUGAUCGUAGUCUUCAUACAAAUAUGUAUCGUAUGUUUAGCUUUAAAGUGAGCAAAUAUAGCCGUAAUUCCAGCUAAAGCCCUACAUCUUGCCAAGUUAUAAUCCCGAACACAAGGUGCUAACGCUGCGGCUACAAGCAGCAGGUCUCACGACUGUAAUCAGCUGCUCCUACCUCGAGAUAGAUCUGAGGCCUGCGGAGUCCUGCUCGGAAGGCACAAGGGAGGCUGUGGCGUGCCUGCCCGGGGGCAUCUCAAGCAAAAGCUCCCCCUCUCCCCCUGCCGGUGAGGGACAUCCCGGGAAACAUCACCACAUGCAGCCCUGCAUCCAGCUCUCCACUGCCCCCUCAGAACGACUCGAUCACCUGUUUGUUGCCUUCUGGGACACGCUAUCCCGCCGCAGAGGCACCAUCGAGCAGACCCAACAGAACACCAUCCCGAGUGUUACCACACAGGGACCUUCAGACCCUGGACGGAACAUCGGUGCUGCACGAACGGUGGAGGGAGAAGGCGAAGGAACAGACGAUGGCCUCAGGGCCGCAGAACAGCGGAAAGCCACCUUACAUCAGAGCAGAGUGCUGCACGGGGUAGACCCUCUCCCCCCAAAAAACCCUCUCCCCCCGGGAGUUCACUACACCGCAUCUAAAGAGACACCCUACCCGAGUUCAAGCAGCAUGCUGUCAUGAAACUCGAGCACAAGCCCUGGACGCAUACAGCAACGAAACCUGCAAACUCAGAACACCAGACUGUGUUGGUAAUGGGGGUUCGGGGGGCACUGCCAAUAAGGAACUGAACACUCAUUCGUGCCUGGAGAGUAUUCAGCACUCGAUGGGCAUCAGCUAAACCCCUAUGGGCAACUCACAAGCUUAACAGCCAAACCUCCCCUGGAGACAAUUGCCUGGCUCCUGGACUACCUCCACAUUGCCUAUUGCUUGUUCCUGACAACGGCUGGCUGCAAACUCACCAGAGCACACAUGAGUACUACCUAGCGGUUACCCAAAGCUUACAGUUUCACAUCUUGAAACACACUCAUAUUUUAAUGUAACCUACCUUGUUACAUCCCAGUCAACGUGCAUAAAAUAUACCUUUCUACCUCUCUUGAUCAAGCAACCACUGACUGGAACAAUUUAAACAUGUUUAAUAUAAAAUACCUGUGCAGUUUUCCUCAUGUGCCACAAUGCUUUACAAUUUGAAUUGCCUAUGUUUUACUAUGUUUUAAAAAUCUUUUAUUUUGUUGUGCAUAAGAUUGGCAUACACAUGUAUACCAAUCUUAUGCACAACAAAAAUAAAGAAUUAAAAAAUACACUGCAUUAGAAAUAAUAAAAAUAAAAAAAAACUAAGUUAAAUUAAAGUCCCAUUAAAGGGAUACGUAGAUCAAAGGAAGGUCCAAACAUCUUUCAUAUGAUCUUUACACUAGAAUGCCAACUUUUACAUGUUGAGGCAACUAAACCAUUUUGAAACAAAAUUUGGCAAGGUAUAUUUUUCAAUGUGAAAACCUAUAUCAAACAAUCCAGUAUAUUUUGAUCUAGGUUGGUGGUUAGUGACCAUUUUUGGUGUCAAGGUUAGCCCUAAUUGGUCAAAAGCUAUAGACGUUUAAGUCCAGGAGGUAGCUGUUGUGGCUGCAUGCUACAGCAGAUGUAUGGCCAACCUGCCAGAAUUGUGUGCAAUGAUUGUAAUGCAUUUAUGUAUUAAGUCGACGAAACCGUAUAACCUUGCGUGUAUAGUCUAUAUGUUACAUCACUGUUUUAAUAAUUCAUCUCUCACCCACUAUCAUUCUAUAUAUCCCUAACAACCUUUUAACAUGGUAUGUAUGUUACCUUUUUCAUAGAAACGUCGGCCAAAGAAGGUUUGCUGUUAUGGUGUCAGAGGAAAACUGCGCCAUACAAGAAUGUAAAUAUCCAAAACUUCCACAUCAGGUCAGUGGUGAUGUAUGUGGAAUACCCAAAAUGUACUUCUAGAAAUCUGAGGAUUCAUUCAUUAAUAUUGUUAAAGGAGCACUAUAGGGUCAGGAACACAAACCUGUAUUCCUGACCCAAUAGUGUUUAAAUCACCAUCGGGCACCCCCCUUGCCUCCCUAAAUAUAGUAAAAUCUUACUUGUAUUCAGGUCUGCAGCUGCUGCCUCUGCCUCUGAUCUGUCUGCUUGGCUGACCUCAUCAGAAGUGAUUCUGUGAGCCAGUCACAAUGCUUUUCCAUAGGAUUGACUGAGACUGUCAAGGAGGCAGAUCAGGGGCAGAGCCAGCACAAGUCAAUCCCUGGCCAAUCAGCAUCUCCUUAUAGAGAUACAUUGAAUCAAUGCAUUUCUAUAAGCAAAGUUCAGUGUCUGCAUGCAGAGGGUGGAGACACUGAAUGGCAGUGCUGCUCACUGUGUUGGUAAUGGAGGUUCGGGGGGCACUGCCAAUAAGGAACUGAACACUCCAUUCGUGCCUGGAGAGUAUUCAGCACUCAAUGGGCAUCGGCUAAACCCAUAUGGGCAACUCACAGGCUUAACAGCCAGACCUCCCCUGGAGACAAUUGCCUGGCUCCUGGACUACCUCCACAUUGCCUAUUGCUUGUUCCUGACAACGGCUGGCUACAAACUCACCAGAGCACACAUGAGUACUACCUAGCGGUUACCCAAAGCUUACAGUUUCACAUCUUGAAAUGCACUCUGUACAGCACUUCCCCAGGAAGCACCUCUAGCAACCAUUUGAGGAGUGGCCAGUGGAGUUAUCCCUAGGCUGUAAUUUAAACCCUUCAUGGUCUCUGAAAAGACCGUGUUUACUGCAAAAAGCCUGAAAGGAAUGAUUACACUCACCCAAAAAAAUGCAAUAAGAUGUAGUUGUUCUGGUGACUAUAGUGUCACUUUAAUGAUCCUGUUUGAAAAUGUUGUUUAAUAGAUUAAUAUUAUGUCUGGAAGCCUUAAUAGACCAUCUGUGCCAUACUAAAGUCACAGAAAAGUAUUGAUGUGAAAUGUUAAGGAUGUUCAGAAGGAACAAGAAUGUAUCUCAUUGUUUCCGAAUUCUAAUUAUCCACCCGUAGCUGUUCCUGGGAAAGCUUCAAGUUACAAUUAUUCUCAUGUGGCAUGAUUUAAAAAUGUUCUAAUUUUUAGGCCAGAAUUGUAAACAUUUAAAAAAAAAAAAAAAAUUUUCACCAUAUAUAUCUUUUUAUAUAUCUUAACCAUCCAAUAUUAUACAUCUAUAUAUUUAUAUCUGUAUUUUAUUUUUUUCCUUUUUUAUUUUAUCACAUAUUGUACACUUUGUGUUUGUAUCUUUGUUUUGUUGAUUAUAAUAGUUUUGUACUGUCUCUACAGCUGGAAAGAUGGUCUUGGCUUCUGCGCACUCAUUCAUAGACAUCGGCCAGAACUCAUAGACUACGGCAAGUUACGGAAGGUACAUUUAUGCCCUUUGCUGUAAAUUCUGUAAUCCUGGAACAAAAUGAGUGUAGGUUCUAUACUUUUCAUAUUGCUAAAAUCUAUACAUUUUGAUUAUUGUUCAUAUUAAAUGAACCUACAGCUAAAUCUUUUAUGUUAAAAUGCAAUUUCAAGAAAAUCAUUGCGCUGUACAAUGAAAAUAAAUAUUUGUACAUGAAAUAAAAUAUAUUCUGGUAUUUAGAUUCACAAUUUUAUGUUAUUUAUGGCACAGUGUAAUUCUUAUAUAUUCCUGAAUCAAAGGAAGCAAGGUAUUUAAUUUUUUUUUGCGUAUUUAAAAAAAAAAAAAAAAAAGUAUUUAGUUUUUACCAGGAGGACUAAAUCCAUUUAUUAUUAUUAUUAUUAUUAUUAUUAUUAUUAUUAUUGCCAUUUAUAGAAAGCCAACAGAUUCCGUAGCGCUUUACAAUAUUAUGAGAGGCGGGAUGUAACUAUAAAUAGGACAAUUACAAGAGAACUUACAGGAACGAUAGGUUGAAGAGGACCCUGCUCCAACAAGCUUACAGUCUAUAGGAGGUGGGGUGUAAAACAUAUUAGGACAGGAAAUAGCAAUCAAAUAAGGUGGGAGUGAAGCAGAGCUGGAGAAGAGAGUAGAGUGCUGCCCUUUUAGGAGAGUGCAUGAGACAGGUAUGUGAGGUAGAGGUUACUCUGGGAGGCCAUAAGCUUUCCUAAAGAGAUGGGUUUGAAGGCACUUCUUGAACGAUUGAAGGACUAGGGGACAGUCUGAUGGCAGUAGGCAGGCUAUUCCAUAGGAAGAGAGCCGCCCGCGAGGAGUCCUGCAAACGUGAGUUGGCCGUACGGGUUUGAGUAGCGGACAGGAUAAUGUCACGGGCAGAGCGGAUAGACUGAGAAGGGGCAUACCUAUGGAUCAUUGAGGAGAUAUGAGGGGCUAGAAUUGGUCAAUGCUUUAUAGGUAAGGGUUAGCACUUUGAAUUGACUCCUAUAGUAUACAGAAGGCCAAUAUAAUUACUGACAGAGGGGUGAGGUGUGAGAGGACCGACUAGAGAGGAAAAUCAGUCUGGCGGCAGCAUUCAUUACAGACUGUAGUGGGGCAAUACGGCUUUUGGGAUGACUAUAGUUCUCAUUCCCACAAACGUUGCUUAGAGUCCCUUAAAAUCUGUUUAAGAUAAUGUUUCAUGGGAUUGCAUGUCCGCUGUUUUUUGUCUUGCAGAAGCAUAAUUCUUAGACUUUUUUUUUUUUUUUUGUUAGAAUUACUAAUGUUUGCAUAAUGAGAUCAGCUUCAAAAGUAUACAGACAACAUGCAUUAUUUGAUUAUACAAGAUGCUUGGAUUUAUUAGCAUAACUGCAUCGGAUGCUGAGCAUUGAUCUAAUAAUCCCUUUUGUUGUUAGGAUGAUCCCCUGACAAAUCUGAACACUGCUUUCGAUGUAGCAGAGCGGUUCCUUGACAUUCCCAAGAUGUUGGAUGCUGAAGGUAAUUGAGAACUGUAAUGAGCUAUUUUUAUACUUUUGCAUCUAUGCCUUGCAAGUAGUUAUUUACAGAUGUCUGCUAGAGCGGGCAUAUGUUUAAAAAGUUAAACGCCUUGCUGGGUGGAAACUUGGUUUUACCAUGCAUGUACUCAUUUGCAUGCAUCAACCCAUAAUCCUUUGUUUAGUGGCAAAUGCAGCUAUAACUAUACUGGAUGUGUCUUUGUCUAUAUGUAUAUAUGUGUGUGGGUUGUUUUUUUAUUUUUUGCAUAUGGAUGUAAUUUUUAAAAAAUAUAACUUUUUUUUUUGCAUAUGUGUGCGCGUAUUUAUAUGUCCAUUUUUAUACUCCUCUAUAAAGUAUACUUUUGUUUUUUUGCAUUUUGCUAUAUAUUGUAAAAUCAUCAUGAAUGUUAUUGCUCAUUUAGCCAGGCUAAUCUAAAUAUAAAUCCUACAAAUGUUUUAUUUUUUCUACUAAAUGUUAUACAUUUUUAUUUACAUUUUUUUUUUAAAUUGGAGCAUAGUAUGUAGAAUUCAGUAGAUUUGAAAGUUACCAUUGAGCCAUCUGUAGAUAUCUGCGAAGUUUUACAUAUAAUUCAAUGACAGAGUUGCUAUAAUCAGAAGUCCAUUUCCAGGGUGACCAGAUCCACCAUGUUUUCUAUAUAUAUAUUUUGAUGGGGAGCACGUGAAAAGGGUAGCCCUGAAAUGUGUAGAAUUCAGAAGAAGGUGUAGAAGAGUAAGUAAUUAGCCAGUGAAGAAUCCUGUAGAAUGUGCAUUAUGCAUACGGCAGGGCAACCCUUUUCAUGCAUUUUCAUACAUUUGUCAAAAUUAUAUGUGUGUCCUGGUAAAUAUUGUGGAUCUGUUCACCCUGUCCAUUUCCCUCCAGGCAAACUAAGUACCUACCUGGAACUCCACUCUUUCUCAAGAGUGCCAUGGGCAACUAAUACAUGUUUGUUUGUUUGUUUAUUACGAAUCCCAGUUCUACCCAUGCCUUAAAUAAGGAAGUAAUUUUAUUUUAUUCCCCCGUAGUCUUUUUGUCCUAGCCAAGUGGCCAACACGUAUGCACUUCUUACCAACCGUGCUUUAGGAGAGUUGAUGGUUGAUUUAGGUGGUCUUUUGAUAAAUAUGUAUCCCACUGCAGUCCAUUUUGUUUAAGUAUCUGUUAUUCACCUUGUCCAUCUCAUUCAUUAAAACGACCUGCUCUAAACCUUCUCUUGACAGACAUUGUUGGAACUGCACGUCCAGAUGAGAAGGCCAUCAUGACCUAUGUUUCUAGCUUCUACCACGCCUUUUCAGGAGCCCAGAAGGUAUCUCAGGAUCUCUCCAGCCAGCAUUGUACUCCUGCGGCUAAUGUGCAAAUCUUUCUCUCCCUUUUUCCGUUUUAGCGCCAGGAAAGUUCUCCUUUCUGCUUCAUAGGGUUGGCAGUCUUUCAAAGUGGUAGCCAAGCACAGUUGCUUCUAUUACCUUAAUCAUGUUUAUUUUUUGAUCAUAGAUUCACAAUAUGACCAUGCUUUUUCUAACAAGAGCGUGUAUUAGAGCACUAAUGUUGGUUAUUACAUGGCUGGUUUGUUUUGACAAUCUGUAAAAGUCGCUAAUUCUAAUUCCUGUUAGGUCUGCUGACACCCCUAGUCUGAAUUGUAGAUGUUCUGGCAUACGUCAGGAUGUGUCUACAGUUUGUCAGAUUGUGGACAGUCUCUAAUUAUUGAACCUCCCAGUUUGCUCUUCUAAAAUGAUCCCUCUGUCCUGUCCUUAAUAAAAAAAAAAAAUUAAAAAAAAAAUUAAAAGUGAAACGUAGUAAAAAACAUGCCUUAAAUUUCACAUCUUUGAAAGCAUUUCUGGCUUUUAUGAAUUCCUUAAACAAAAAUGUUGUGGUUCCAGAGAUUUUAGAUUUAUUGACUUAUUUAUUUAACUUAAGUUUUUUUUAUGGGGUGGAGAGCAAACUGUCACUAUAAUGCCAUUGCCAUUGUCAUUUUUUCCAAAGCCAAAAUGCUCAACAAAUGAAAUGUAAGUUGGUACGCUCCGUUUUUAAGUGAAUAGGAAAAAAAGAUUGCAAAAGCACACAAUGCUCAUGGCAAAUCACUCAUGAAUGCGAGCAUCUCUCGAGUGACUGAACUUACCAUGUGUGAAUAUGGUUUCGUUCUCCAGCUAUUUUUCAGAUAGAUUAAAUGGAAAACCAAGGAUUGACUGGGAUAAUCUUGGUCAGUUCCCGAUAGAGGCGUUCGUCACUGAACGAGGAUCAGAUCAAAGUUUUGAAGCAUAAAAAUGGGAAGUUGGGAGUUAACAAGUAUAAAUUGUUAUUUAUUUAGUUUUGAAUAAUCUUUAGUGCCUUAAAAUGAGUGCUUUAAAUUCCUCCCUGGCCUGACAAUUAUUUCCCCAUGGCCAAGUGAACUUCGUACCCUCUGAAGCUAGACAGGAAAUGGGCUCAGUCAUACCAUCAUUGUGGGCGGUUUGUAGAAAAAAAUGCACAAUAUCUCUACAAUCAGGGAACUAUAAAGCGUUGGAUAGAAGCCAGACAACCAUUUAGAAAAUUUCUGUUACUUAUAGAAGCAAUUUGGAUUAACGUAUCAUCUUUUUUAACUUCCUUACAAAUCCCAUAAACAUAACAGGAUAAAUCCCGGUGACAGAUCUGACCACAAAUAGCAUGUACUUUGUACAAUACACAAACUUUACUCACAUAUAUUUCUAUUAUGACUUUUGUUUAUGCAUCUUUAAUGCAUAUCUAAGCCUGGAUGUUAUAUUUUAUUUAAUUGUGGGGACAGGGGUGUAUUACUGGGUUAAAUAAUUUCUUCUUAAAAACCAUCAAUUCAUUGCAAACCAUUGUAGAGUUAGUUCAUUUUCUGCACUGUCUCAACUACACAUUUCCUAUGAAAGUAACCAUAAAUUUCUGUUGACAUAUUAAUUAAGAAUGGCGAUAUCUAAUUUUAGCUGCAUUGGAACCAUCUUUUCAUGUGAAAGUCUCUAUGUAUCCCAGGCUAUGGCUCAAAUAAUUAAUUGUAUCUGCUGCAUGAGAUAAGCUCUUUGCUUUGUAUUUUAUAUAUGUUUUAUUUUUAUUUAUUAAUUUUUUUAUUUAAGUUACGUGUCUUAGUAUUUUUUUAUUCUUCUCCUUCAAGAGACCAGUUACAAAGUUACUUUCUUUUAGGGAGACUAAUAGUUGUUGUCCAAUAGCACAUGUGGACCUAUUUAUUGUUGUUCUAGUUCGAAAUCUGGAUGAUAAGUGUUGGUCACUCGUUAUUUGUAACUUGUCCUAUUUCACUAAAAUGUUUUUUGUCUUGUCGUCUUAAGAAAUCCCUUUUUUCAUUACUCGGGUUAUAUGUCGUUACGUUGGAUGUGUUAUUUGUAAGUGUGUCUCUUGAUGUCAUGGUUAUGUGUACGUGAAUUACCUUAUCGUUGUUUGUUUGUUUUUUGGUUGUUUUACGAAUUAAAGUGCCACAUUUUGGCAUUCACAGCAUUUUUGUGUAUUUUGAAUUCUACCGCACCCAGUAAACUGCAUGUUCUUUACUGUUUUGUGCUCUGUAGUGAUGGACACUAAAUGCAGUGAGAUGGAUGGGGGAGAAAUGAGUGGAUACCAUUUUGAAUGCUGUACCAACCCUACAAGUGUCAUAUUUUUUAUUUUUUUUUCCAUUUUUUAUUUUUUUAUUUUGGCCGUAAAAUCAUUGCAUAAACUGUGUCUGGCCCGCCCUAUAAUGCAUGCUGGGGAGACCAUUUUUUUUCCCUCAUGUCAUGUGACUGUUUAAAUUCUGUGCUCUUUGCUUCUCACUGUAUCCUUUCAACCUCUUCUUUUCCUUUUUCUGUGCAGAUAUUAUAGGGACGCUAAAGCCGGAUAAGAAGGCUAUUAUGACAUAUGUGUCAUGUUAUUACCACGCCUUCUCAGGUGCACAGAAGGUGAGAUUCCACUCAUAACAGACAUGCCUCUGCCCAAUAUGCACCCUCAAUUAAGACCCUAAGUCUCGAAAAGGCAGAGGUACAUUAUACAUCUCCAUAUUUUUUUGUGCGUGGUUACACUUUACCUCUACCCCAUUAUUCACUUAUCAUUUGAGUGUCAAAAAUGCUGUGCUGAUCACUGUUCUCACUGACAUCUUUCUUUAAAAGAGUUGUCAAACCGUUGUGUGUGUGCGCCUCGACCCUUUAGUUUGCGGACAGCAGUCACAUGCCUUCGAAUAGCGCCAUAUAUUAUAAAAAAAAAAUUAAAUUCUUUUUAAAAUUGUGACCCGCACAAGUCGUCCCAGAGGUGUAUAGUGUUUAACAAAUUUAUACUGAUUCACCCCCGUCAUGGACCCUCCAAGACUUUUAGGCAUGCUUAAUAGUGUAGGAAUUGACAUUGAGUGUUGCUUCUUCCAAAACUUGGAGAUGCACAGGAUAGAACGUCCACUUUUAUUUAUCGAAGAAUGGUUGGUUGGCACCCACCUAAUUGAUUUGUAUGAGAGAGUGCCAUGAACCCCAGUUUUGAUUAAAUAUAAUUCGAAAUAUCCAGCAUUUCAUAUCAAUCCCUUUUUGUUUAAAUCAGGUUUGAGGUUACAAUAAAAAGUAUUACACCUGCGAAAUAUAGUCCUAGGGCAUUAUGCAUUGAUAAAAGGGUGAAUCCAGAACAUCUGUCCUUUUUAUAUGUUCUUCAAAUAAAUGUGUAGCACUGGUGUGCACUUAAGUCGCACUUUGCAUUUUUUUUUUUAAAUGUUUUGGAACCCACUGACUGAGCAACAGUGAGUAAGAGUGUAAGCAGUACAGGGGGAGUUCAGUUUUAUAAUCAGUACUGAAUUAUCCUAUCCUCAGUUUUUGUGUAUUUUUUUUGGAGUCACAAGGGUAGUUUAGAGAUAAUCCAAUCAGUCUAUCGACGCUGUCCAAAUGUGCAUGAAAGUAAAAUUGCUAAUACAGAAAUUAAACUUUGUGUUGGCAAUAGGGGACUGGGCGGUGGGGGCCUUGGAGACCCUCUGUUGUGGUCAAUCUGCUCAAAUAGUCAAACCUAGAAGGCAGCACCUGCAUCAGUGUGUAGUGGUUAUGGUAUUUAGACUGUCCCUUUUAACAUGUUAAGCUACUUACAUGUUGGUGACCUUGUGAAGAUAAAUGGAAUUUUAUGUAAACCAUAAAAAAAAAAAAAAAGACAUUGAACUAAAAAUCUCAAAUUACAGACAUCCGGCAACUCGUAAAAUGUAUUUUGUGCUGUCUGUGUUUGGAUAUAAUUCUAGCAUUAUUUUAUGACGAAGAUCCAAAAAUGAUUCUGUAAAUAUUUUUGUUCCUGUCUAACUUACACGUGAUGUUUGAUGCUACUUUCAGACAAUGAGGCUACAGGAAUCCUGACAUUAUUUCAUUUGAGGUUUUUAAAGGUAUAGGGCAGUGAGCCUUAUGAUAUUUAUGUGUGGAUUUGAAUUUUCUUUUUCUUUUUUUUUUUUUUUUUACUCUUAAAGCGGUUUGUCAGUUUUUUUUUCUAGCAUAAUACAAUUAUGUAGCUAUAUUUUCUUUGAAGAAAAAAUUGAAGCGGCGCUUUCUCUCUCUCUCUCUCUCUCUCUCUCUCUCUCUCUCUCUCUCUCUCUCUCUCUCUCUCUCUCUCUCUCUCUCUCUCUCUCUCUCUCUCUCUCUCUCUCUCUCUCUCUCUCUAUUUUUAUUUUUUUUAUAUAUAUAUAUAUAUAUAAUAUAAUUUUUUUUUAUAUAUAUGUGUGUAUGUUGGCUGAAUUCCACAAUAAUUCAGGUUAGAAAUCGAGAAGCCAACUAAUAUCUGAAAGUGUAACUAUAAUGAGAAGCCCAUAUUGGCUCUACGUAGAUUUUUUACCAUUUACAUAGUGAUAACGUGAAAAUGGGACAUUUUAAUGAAAAAAGUUUUUCUUUAUUUUUAUCCCAUAUCACCAUGACAAAUCCGCUUUCAAUGAAUUUCAUUUUGCAUUAAAUUCAAAUUAAACCUGCAUGAGUUUUGCAGUUUUUAUGAAAUUCUAACACCAUAAUGCCCCAGUGUUUUUUCUCACCUAUUAUUAAAAAAAAAAAAAAACCUUCCCCCUCCUCUUUCCCCCAAACAUCUAAGCAAGCUUAUAUCCUGGUUUAUGCCAAUGUUUCUAAAUACAAGUGAGAUAUUGUUCAUGUAGUGGUAAGUUGCAUGGCCUGACUCAAGAUGAUUAGCUGAUUUAAACCGGCAAUAAUGUUUUAUAAUAAUUCAGUUGACGGUGAAGAAUUUUGUGCAGAUAAUGUUGGAAAAUAUUUUUGUGUUUCCUACUCCUUUCCGUAUGAGGUUAUCUGCCCUAAAUCAGAAUACUCUUUUCCAACUGUGUGCGUUUUGUAUACUACCUGAGCCAUCUGGUCUUUGUAAUCUUGUCAGAAUAAUAAAGUAGUGUUGGCAUGAGUGGGCCCCAUCAUAAUGGGCACUUCUUCAAAGUACAUAUAUAUGCUGCAUCAAAAAUAGCCUACAUUCUUAUCCAAUGUAAUGUUUUAUUGAAUAUAAUGUUUGACAAACUUUAUUUUUUUGUGAUUGACUUUUCCCCUCCAAUUAUGUGUAUAAAAGUAUAAUAAAUAGAUAGAACCUGCUCAGGGUUGUGUAUUUAGUCUGGUUUUGAUCACUUACAAUUGCUGUUUAAAUUUUAUUCUGGGUAUCCAUGAUAUAAUGCACCAUGUACGUGAAAUACUAAUAAUGAGGUUGCGAUGACCGAGUUGUGCCAGAACAACCUGCUAAUUUAGAUAAUUUCUCUAAAUCCUAUUGUGUAACAUUUACCUUUCGUUUGGCAAAACAAAUUAAAAACAAAAAUCAAACUUACUCUGAAACUAGCACCCCUGAUAGAUUGUGUCACCCUCACACUCCCAGAAUGCCGUGCAGAGUUGGAACGUUAGAUUUUCUACCCACAUUGCUUUAGACCUGAUUUAUGGAACACCCUGCUCUUGGUCCGAACCACUGAUUAGAAUCUAAUUUUAAAAAAAAUGUUGCCCAGAAAUCCAAUGUUCUUUAUCCAUUAAGUUGCUGUGUACAGGGCAUAUUUUCUUGUUUGUUUGAUAUAGUACUGUGAGAAAUGUCUUAAAAUUCUUGACAUUUCUCUAGAGUGUGCAAUCACGUGUGCAUUAAAACCUUAUAAGUGUGCAUAGUCUGGCGAGGGUUGAUAUUGUUAAUCCCUGCAACUUCCAUCAUUAUGACCUGAACUUCAUGAUGGAGCAUACUCAGAGAUUUCUGCAUGCCUUCAAAAACCUAGACUAUAUUUCUUGUUCUGACUUGUUUGCACCAGUGCCACAUGCGCGAGAGUACAUCAAUGACCUGAGCUCCUCGCAGAUGAAGCACCAGGAGCAAUGGACAUGGCGUACCUUCUCCUGGAACCACUGAAGUGGCAAAGUUUAACACAGUGAAGAAGUUUAAGCAUGCGUGGGAUAUGCAGAAGGCUAUACUAGAUAUAAGAUAAGGCCAGGGACUAAUUAAAAGUAUUUAGAAAUAUUGGGCAGACUAGAUGAGCCGAAUGGUUCUAAUCUGCCGUCACAUUCUAUGUUUCACUGGGCCACCAGAGUAGGUGACAAUGUCCCCAUCGCGGUUUCACUAAAUCUGCAAGGACACCUGAAGGUGACCGAGACACUCACCCACAGCCAUUUGUAAAACGCAUCCCUAGUCGCCAUGCAAACUCGUCGUAGCCUAGCAGCAUUGUCAACCUAAGAUACUGCAGUGUCCCAGGAAAUGUCCCACUUGACCAGUCCAGGUCUGGAGAGCAAUGAGAUUGCAGGCUAAGUACAAACUCACAUAGUGUUAUUUUAUGGCCCACAAAACCUGUGUGCCAAUACUUUGGAUGGCAUUACCCUUCUGCUCCCCUUGUCUGCCCUCCCAUGCGCUCAGCCAGUUUUAGGUCGUAAGUCUCUGCAGUGCCAAUAUUUGCCAUCACUGCUGUAGGGUGUCUUACUUUGUUUGGCCUAUAGGCAACAGCUCUAUGGAAUCUAUUUUCUUUGAAGGCUUAUAUCUAGAGCAUUCAUCGAACUAGAAACAUCUGCCCCUUAAAAUUACAAGGGAACCAAUACACAAACUUGGCAGUUAUAAACUGUUUAAAAGCUACACAUGUUUUUGGAAAGAUAAAAAAUUGUGCUGUGGGAGGGGCGGAGCCUAACAGCGGAGGCAAGCAGACGCAAGUCUAAGGAGCUCCGAGCAAAAACGGACGAAAAUACGCUCAAAAUCGACCGAUACUACCCCCCACAACCACUAACUGAAGGCGGGAACCCCUUAAGCCCUAAUGGGACGCAAACACAAGAAACAGAUGCCGGAUAAUCCAGCCCCAGGACUCACAAUAGGGGAAAUGUGGCGGCAAGCAUGCGGCCCGAGCGGAUCCAAUAUGGCGGCGCUCCACAGAGGCUGCUCGGAUUUCUCCGAUGGCUACUCAGAGGGAGCUGAAGAUGAAUGCCUCCUAACCCCAGACCCAAAGCCCAGGGCAAAACCCAGCAAACCAAGGAAGGACCCAGAUGCCGACCUGGUAACCACUUGGGUGUUAAAGACCCUACUAGCCGACCUCCAAAAAAACAUCCUUGCGGAUGUCACCGCACUAAGGGGAGAGCUGCAGGGCCUGACGGGGCGCAUAGCAGUACUGGAGGCCACCUCCCAAGAACAGCAGAGCACUAUCGCCUCACUGAGAAGCGACAUUCAGGACCUGCGCAGCCAAAAUAUGCUGCAUGAACGGCGCUUCGCAACCCAGGAAGACUCAAGACGGAGACUCAAUAUCAAAGUCAGGGGACUCCCAGAGGGGUUGCCGGAGACUGACCUACCGCACAUGAUCAAGCGCCUGCUAACCAGCAUACUGCCCACAGACCAAGCUAAAGCCAUAACACCAACAGAUCUCUUCCGGAUUCCGAAACCUGCUGGGGCCCCAGACAUGGCCACAAGGGACACCGUACUCACCUUCAAAAAUGGGACUGACAAAUCGGCGGUCCUCACAGCCGUCCGGGGUAAAGCCCCCAUACAAUUUGAAAAUGCUAAACUAACCUUCUAUGCUGACCUGUCCAGUGGAACUCUGGCGUGGCGCAGGUCACUUAGGCCUCUUACCUCCACACUCCAGCGCAACAACAUUCCGUAUCGCUGGCGGCCCUCGCACACGCUCCUGAUACAGCAAGGUGAAACAACACACCAAAUCUACAGCAUGCAAGAUGCAGCGGCCCUUCUCCGAACCCUGGGCCUGCCACAGGAUUCACUCCCCCAAGCGGGACCCGGUGUUCCCACCACCCCGAGCCACAGCUGGGAUCCAGCAAAAAGUGCCCCAUUCAGACCACGGAGCACCACACCGGUCACCUACGCCUCAGUUACCACAUAGAUGGAGCCUAAGGGCGCACCCUCCAAGCUCCGCAACACCAUGACCUGCCUACACUGAACUGCCGAGAAGGGGAAUACUGCUCCAGGGCACCACCAAUACCCCGCAAGGCAUCGGUUGAUGAAAUCCACUAUCAAGUCCUUGGGGACUCUACUUUCCUCUUCUCCCCUUUUAUCUCUCAUUAAAUACGCCAUCACAUGAUUCAGGACUCUGACCUGGAGAACACCAGGGAACUUUGUAACUCUGUUUGGCAAGUUUGAGAUUGUUCACCUGCAGUAACACGUUCAUAGCCACUGUCUGUUUAAUAAUUAAUCUACUAAUACUUCACACUUAUAAGGCACAUAACUGUUAUUUUUCACCGUUUUUUUUUUUUUUUGUAGCCUUUGUUUCCCUGAAAUGAGAAUCUAUACUGAGCUCCAUGUGCGGUAUAUUACGCGAUGGCUAACACACAAAUACUCGCCUCCUUAGCAAGUACCCCUAAGCAAGAAUUCCCAUGUAACAUUGUUACCCAGAAAAGUACAGGGAAAUCCCACCUAGCAGACGAGAGUAGCUUCUUAGGAUAUCACCCGGGAAUCGGCCAUACGCAAAAUAGAAAACACCACAACUUUACCCUACUACCUUAAGCCUAGCGACCCCUCAACCCCCAAUCACGCAUUAACCAUGACCUUAAGGGUCCCUACCACAUAAACAGGGGGAUUUAUGUAUGCAUCGGACAGCUUGAAUUUAGUCUACCCCGGCGGGCCCACUUCCAUUCCCAGCGAAGCAUUUAAGCGGCACAGCUAACAUAGCCCUAAGGUGCCCCCUCGGACCACUUCACAGGAGUACCUUCAAUAGCGCGGCACAAUUAAAAUCGCAGCUCUGAUCAGACAUACUGUACUAAACGCAUAAAACUGUAUAACCCAAGACAAAGAUAAGAGCGAACAGCUAUGGUCUGUAAUGCAAUGUUCUAGCCUAACUGUUAACCUUAAUCUUAAUGUGACUACUAAGUGACAGAUAUCUGUGAAACAAAAUACUACUUUUACUUGUCUCUAUAAGUGUAAGUUAUUAUCCUGUUUAUAUAACUACUCUAAAAAAAAAAGUGCAAUGUUAUUACUGCCAUGUGAUGAAACGUGUAUUUGAACUUGAGCGCACCAGCUAUUGUGGCUGUGCAACUCCGCCUGUUAACCUUAUGCACGACCAAAAAUAAAGAAUUAUUAAAAAAAAUUAAAAAAAUUGUGCUGUGGUACUUUUUAUCUGACCAUAUGGCCAUGACAUUCGUAGCCCUUUGCUACUUCCAUUUAAUGAUUGUUUUAUCGAUCUAAGAAUGCAUGACCUAUAAAUCUGCCAAGCUUUGACAGUUUAGCCCAAAUAAUAAACUCAUUGCAAUUUCUAUUGCAAAUAGUGUCAUGUUUCCUGAUACAGGUAUAUUCUCAGAUCUGUAGAAUAUAUGGAAUAGAAACCACGAUUGAAAAAUCCAGACUAUUAUAACCCAGCUGUGAGUCGCGUUUUCUUUAUUUCCUCAUCAGAGCCGUGCACUUCAUGUGCCACGAUGUUGACUUUCUGGCACUCAUAUAGUUAAUGGUUAUAUUUAAUAUUUGACUGUGCUGUAGAAUCAUAGAUUGGUGAAGUUGAACACGUAUUGUUACAGGGACACGGAGUUGCGAAAUCAGGCUUUGUGUGUGUUAGUUACGGUGUUUUGAGUCCUUUUCAUGCCUAUGAUUCCCAACCACUACAUAAAUCUGUGCUAUAGAAGAGUUAACAUUUUAUUUGUGUGAAUGUAGCAAUUCUGUUAGUUUAAGUCUUUUACGGUUAGCGACAGGUUGGUUAACCAAUGCCUCUCAUGGAUCUACAUUUUUAAAGCAAAGUUGAUAAACUACAGCCCCCAUUGUUAAUAAUUUGGCAUUCGGCAAUUAAAAAGAAUCAUGGGUUUUGUAGUCCAACAGCAGCUAAACCGUGCCAUUUAACAUGUCUACGUGAUAUUGUGCCAUGUAUGUAUUAUGCAGAUACCUUCUCUAUGAUGGCAAUUGUUUUUAUUUUUUUAUUUGUUUUUUUUUUUAAUGUAUUUUUUUUUUUUAUUGUUUUUAAAAUGUAUAGGGAGAGGGUACAGAAGGAAAAAGGGUGGUGGGGGUGGAUAAUAACGUGUGUUUUAUCACGUCCCACAUUUAAACAUUUAUUUUUUUAAAUAUUUUAUUUGACAUUGAUUAGCAUUAACAAGCAAUGAUGCAUUGUCAGUGAAGUAUAUAACAUAUGAACAUUUGCAAUAAAGUACAGUAACAAACGCUUACAUCAAUGCGGUAAUUAUUUUUAUCAACAGUGCAGCAGUGAUAGUUAGGCUAUAGUUAUCUACAUGAUACUCUGAAAUCUGAGGUGUCCAAUACCUGGACUCAUUCCCUGUUGUCUACAACUAGCCUGAGGGUCUGCAUACUUUAGUUGUUUUUUAGUGUUCGUGGCUUGUCGUCUAUGAUUCUGUAUCGUGUCAAUUGGCAGUGUCUUAUCAAUUAUCUCGCACGUAUCCCUGGCCUCCUUUCUAGGUAGGUGGGGGGGGGAGGGUGGAAGGCGAUUGCCUUGAAUGUCGGGGGACGUUGCAGUGUUAGGGCGGAUAAAGGAUAACCAGGUACCCCAAGCAUUAGUGUGUCUGGUGUAUUUUUUGGAGUUGGCAUAUGUGAUUUCCUCCAUCACCCAUAUGGAUUCUACCUUGUCUAUCCAUUCCCUUAUAGAGGGGGAGUCAGCCCGUUUCCACUGUUCUGAGAUGAGCAGGUUUGCUGCCGUGAGAAGGAAGAGUACCAGGGGCAAUAUACUUUUUGGUACCGAUAAAGGCAAAAGGAGGAACCUCAUACAUUCUGGAGUAAGUGGAAACGGUGUGCAGGUGAUAGUUUGGGUUAGUGUGUGUGUAUACAUUUCCAGACGUUAGAAAUCAGGGGGCAUUGCCACCAUAUGUGAGAGGUGUGAGUGUCAGGUAAGGUUGUUGGCAUCGCCAACAUUUUUCGUCUGCUUGAGAGUAGUGUUUGUAUAUUUUUGAUGGUGUGUAGUGCCAGUGUGUUGUUCGUUUGUAAUUGCUCUCUUGCAUACUUAGAUUCGCAGAGGAUUUGUACCCUUGAAAAAAUAUUUUUCUGCUUUGCUCUAAUGAAAGAGAGAUCAGCAUUUCCGUCGCCCAUUUGGAUAUGCAGGGCAGGAGUUUCUGAUCCUGUGUCAGCUGUAUGAGUGUGUGCAUUGUGGAGAGUAGCUUCCUCCUCAGGGGGCGAGUCGAGCGUAGCUGCUCAAAUUUGGUCAGGUCCCGGUUACCUGCUGGUAACAGGUUGUUGCAGUGAACAAAGUGGGUUGUUUGGUUGUAAUGCAGGUGCCGGAGGCCUGUUGGUUCUUGUUGGUUGAGAAUCUCGGGAAGGGGUUUUAUCGAUUGUAAUGUGAGAUAUGCACUGGAGUGGAAGGCCUGGAAUGCCCUACCUGAAAUCUCUUCUUUGAAUUUGGGAUUGUGUCUGAUAGGGGAGAGGGUUUAGGAGAUAUUGUCUCUGUUUGUCGUAUGAGCGACCAGAUUCGGAGGCAAUGGUCGGGUGGUCCUUGUAUUUGGACACCAGUUGAUAGGAGUCUUGCCAUGGGUUUGUGUAAAGGGGGAGAGUAAAGAACGAGGCUUCAAGUUUAACCCAUUGGUGUGUAUUGUUGGCGUUCGUCCACUCUUAUAUCCUGGUUAAAUGUAUUGCCUUGUGAUAAAAGUCUAUAUUGGGGAGUCCCAAGCCUCCCUCCGUACGUCACACAUUUUAUUACUUCUGAUUGCAUUCGAGAGGCACAGAUACAUCUUUAGAACAGUCCAAACAGUAAGUGCAGUAAAACAUUUAGAACAGCUAAUCUACAUCUCUAGAUGUCUGGGGUAUUUCAAAACUUAGGCCACAGGCAGUCCGUUUGAUAUGCUGGUGUUUGUGGGUUUUGGGCGUAUGAGGUUUGUAGGGGGUUUCGCUAUCAGGGGGAGGGAACAUUUGGGUACCUUUGCCCAUAGUCAUGCUAGCGUAUACAUGAGUACAGUGGGAUGCCAGUUAUCAUUCUUAUACCCCUAUUAGUACUACUAGUCAGUUCGGUAUCCAAUGGGCCAGGAUUACAGGUAGGUCAUGGUGGGGUGUGGGUUUAGUGCAGGUAUAUCAAGAGUGGGUUUAUAUGGACCAUUUGCGAAGCAGGUGUACACGAUUACAGUAACAUGUUUAGGGUUUAUCUGAUCUCCAUGUGUCCCACAUAUCACAGGCCAUUUGGCAAGGUGGAAGAGCAUUGUGAAGCCCUUCCCGUAAAUACGUUGUUUGUCAAGGGCAUGUACCAGUUCUCGGAAGCAACAAUACUUUUUAAUGGAUCUAUAUAGUCUUGGUGGCAUGAUAAUGUAAUCUCAAGAUUCCAGAUAUUAUUGGUGCACAUAUUUGUUUUAUAUUAGCAGUGGAUAAUGUCUUCUUAGGCUCCCAGAAGGCAUCUGUUUGUUCAGACAUUUUUCAAUGGUCCUGUCAUAAUCAGUUACAUAUUUACUUCAGAGGAAAAUAUCCUUAUGUGCCUGCUGAGAAGUCAGUGCAAUUUUGCAAAGUUAUUAUGAUACUUAUUGAAUAAAAACCACUACUGUUGACUGGAAAGAGUUGGAGAAACACAUGUAUACUUGGGACAUUUUCUGAUUUAUUUAUCAGACUAAAACGUCAUGUUUAGGACUAGUAAUUGUGUUGGAUAGAUUAAUUUUAAGGGCCCCUACAAAUGGCUAAAUGGCAUUGGGAAAUAAAAAGGAAUGUAGUCUUUUUGAAGCCAUGUCUGUUUGCUGCAGGGUAAAUGUGUUUUCCAGAUGGACAUUAAGUGUGAAUACUCACUGAUGGUUCAAAUCCAUCUUCUUUUCCUGUUUACAGUCAUAAGCACAAGCAAAGGGUGGGAUGCAUACCUCCUAUCAAUGAGGGGUACGGAUGAGGAAUAGAGGGAUGAGCAUUACAUGGUUAAAAAAAUACUACAAUAAUAAUAAUUAAAAUGGACAGUUUCAUUGUAAAUGCCUGAUCUAUACAGUCCCAAAAUUUUUUAAUCUUGUUUGUAGUUUUAAUAUUAACGGGGGAAACUUUGUCAAAAAAUACCCCCUAGUUUUUAACCAAUGCAGUAAAGGAAAGUAUAAAAUACUCUUACCUACCGCAGCACUUUCAUCGUCCUAAAGUGCUCUGGGUGCAUACAUGCGCGCUGUAGAAAUGCGGAGAAAGUAUGACACAAGUGUGUGUGUGGUUGGGAAUUCCUUCCUUAGUGAUGUGCGCACUCACGGUCAUGGGAGUCACACUCAUUUGCGUUGUUAUCUGGCUGUACGAUAUAAAUAAAAAUGGAUAUUUAUUGUUCUAUCACAAUCCUUAUAUACUUCGUGGCAGCUAUUUGAUCAUGCAAGAAAAGAAGACGUUCUUCUUAUUUUAGUUUUAUAAAUAAAACAAAAUGUCCCAUAUUAGCAGUAUUUAUUUUAACAAAUGUUUCUGAUAAAGGUAAAAAAAAACUACUUUAGGGUUCAAAUGGGCAACAUGCGCCUGUGUUCAAGUUCAUCUUCAUCAUUCCACCUUCCCUCACUUAAAGAGCUACGCCAUUUCCUGCUACUAUCUUGUGUGUCAGGAGGCAUAUUCUAUACUACAAGGGGUCUUUCCUAAUUUUGUUUCAUUUAAGCCUUUUUUUAUUUUAAUUGUUUUGUCCCUAUGGUGUGAUCUAGUCCUUUCCCUUUUUAAUUUUGUUUUGUCAUGUCUGUAGUAACUGCAUCAUGUAUGAUUUACUAUGAAAAAUGUAUACUAACAAUUUUGAUAUUAAAACAACAAUUUGAGGCUUUGUACAAAAAACUUUUUUUUUUCUUCAUUUCCCAUGCUCUUUGAUGUGUUUUUGUGCGUGUGUUAAGCAAUAAUAUGCAUUUAGUGAUUUAAACUCGUAUGGCUUCACCAAUUUUUUUUUUUAUGUUCUUUUUCGACAGGCCGAGACCGCAGCCAAUCGUAUCUGCAAAGUGCUCGCCGUGAAUCAAGAGAAUGAACAACUCAUGGAAGACUAUGAAAAAUUGGCUAGCGAUGUACGUAUUAAAAAAAUAAAUAAAUAAAAAGACUGGAAAAAAUGGCACUGGACAGAUUUCUUGAAUAACCACUCUAAUUUCUGCCAGAUUUUUGAUAGAAUAUUACAUUUAAACCAGAUUAGAUCUGCAAUUAAAAAUGCAUUUCUAGAGCAUUAAUGUUGGGUAAACUGUGAUAUAGGUGUGUGUCCAAAACUUUGACUUUUAAAUUCCCAUCUAGCUGUAGAACGCAUGUGCAAUAUUAGCUUCACAGAGACUAACCUAGCAGCACAUGAAUGCUCUAUAUUGAUUUCUUUCAAUAGGUUUUCAGGCUUAAUAUUUUAAAAUAAGCAUUAUCUUCAGAAUUUAUGAUUGAAAAUGUAUAUGAUGUCCUCUGGAUGAAAGGUACUAAUUUCUGUCACUUUGACCACACGCUCUUAGAGUAGCCAUUGCACAUGUCCAAUUUUAAUUAGGACGUCUCUGGUUACUAUGGCGACAUUCUACUUUAGAAUAGUGUACAAGAGGGUGAAUGAAUAUUACUGCCCCUAAAUGUAUGACAUCAUCAGAAUCCCCCACUGAUGCACGCAUUUGUUAAGGGUAGACGCAUUCUCAGGAUCAGGGACCGAUCAUUACGGGCAGAAACUAUGGAGACCCUUAGUGCACAAAGAUACUGCAAUUUGAGUCUCUGCCUGUGAGAUAGAAUGGAUUUAAUUGAAAGAAGUUUGGGGUGGGACACUAUGAACCCUUCGACUUGGUCUAAGGAUAAUUCCUACCACUAGAUUUCAUGUUUAAUGUACAUUGCUACGAUUAUUUCCACAUACGUUUCACUGCAUUCAGAUUUCACAUGAAAAACUGAAUAGAUUGCAGCAUAAUGUAUUUUUAUUUAAUUUUUUUUAUUUCUGACAGCUUCUCGAGUGGAUUCGUCGCACCAUCCCGUGGCUGGAGAAUCGAGCUCCGGAGAAUACCAUGCAGGCCAUGCAGCAAAAAUUGGAGGACUUCAGAGAUUACCGGCGCCAACACAAGCCCCCAAAGGUCCAAGAAAAGUGUCAGCUAGAAAUUAACUUCAACACUCUCCAAACCAAGCUGCGGCUCAGCAACCGGCCAGCGUUCAUGCCUUCGGAAGGAAAGAUGGUGUCGGUGAGCAUAUGGAGUACUCUUAAAUGUACUCGAUCUCUUUAGGAUUCAUUCACUAACUUGGUUCUGUACUGCCAUUACAGCAGAGUUUGGUUGAUAAGACGAGAAUAACUUUAAAAUGUUGUUCUUUGCAAUUGUAUUCAGCCAUAUUGCCUCGCCGUAUGUAGCAUUCAUAUGCUGCAGGAAGAAAUUCAGCUAAUUAAUCGCAGCAGUUUCUUUGGGAUUCCCUUGUUGAUAGAUUAAUGGAAUGUCACAACUGUAGCGUUUUGAUUGCACAUACUACAGGGCCUCACUUUACAUGUACUACCCUACUGCAUGUAGAAUUAAUGUGUGUCCAUGCAUCAUGCUGCAUGACUGACAGACACCCUCCCCAAUAGAAGGUCAUAGUAGAACAACCAAUCACAGGCUGUCACACUAUAAUGUUUUAACACAGGAAGUGUUAGCAGUAGUUAGUAGUAGAUAUUUAACAAAUGGGCCCUGAUCAGGUUUGUUUUAAUGGGGCCUUUGUUUACAUUGAUACUUACCGGAAUCCUAGUUUGUCUUGUAAGCAAAUUAUAGAUGUACAACACUUACAAGUCCCAUUUUUUUUCCCUUUAAUGACCAUUGAUCUGUCAUUAACAGCUGUACAAUUCAUUAACUUUAAAAUAUUAGUUAUUUGCAAAAAAAAAAAAAAAAUAGUAUAACCAAGUCAACUCCUGCCAGUUUCCAACAUCAAUCUUUUUCUCAUUCAUCCUACGCUUUAUCCUAUUAAGGAACCCUUGAGAAAAUAUCUGAAAUAUAUCAAACAUAUCUGAUAUUUUCUUUUUGUUUUUUUUUUGUUCUGUGAAGGAUUCUUCAUUCUAGAUUUUUUUAAAUGUAUUUUUAACGUUUGUUGUUUUUUUUUUGUUUGUUUUUUUUUCUCUCCUCAUAUUUGCUGGGCUACAGUUCCCUGAACUCUCUGUCUGGUGUUUCAUAGUGGAUUGUUAAAAUAUGAGCCUUUUCUCAUAGUGCAUUAUUUUCUCUGGAAAUUUUUUGACUUUAUUAUUAUUUACAUUCAUUCUAAAAUCCUACCAAGUUUUUCAGUGGAGCCUUUACAUGCGUGCACAUUAUUAUAUUUUAUAAUAUUUUAGUAAGAUACCCAAAUACUUAUUUAUAUUCAUUUUUCCUUAUGCAGGAUAUAAACAAAGCGUGGGGGGGCCUGGAGCAUGCAGAGAAAGGGUAUGAAGAGUGGAUGUUGAAUGAAAUUCGCCGGUUGGAAAGACUCGACCAUCUUGCUGAGAAGUUCCGUCAAAAGGCUUCUAUUCACGAGGCAUGGACUGAGGGUAAUGUCCUAUUGCGUUGUGCUUUUAUAUCACCUGAUUUUGAGCAACAGAACGGUUUUCACUAAUAAAAAUUAACAUGGUUGACCUAAGGAUUAACGAACGAGUAUGACGAGCUUUAAACCGCAUCUAAAUAGCACAGUCAAUUUAAUUGUAAUGAAAAAAUUAAAUUGACACUAUAAAAGUAAUUAUUUAAAAAACAAAAGAUAAAUGGAGAAGUGGCCUUCCUCUCCGUGUGUUCCUGUUCACCUUAAUGAGUUCAUUGUGUUUGCUGUUUUAUAUUCCCAUUGUACAGCGCUAUGGAAUAUAUCCGUGCUAUAUUAAUAAAAAGAUUGACAAAUAAAACUAGGCUAGUACUUUUACAUAAAAAUAUGAUAAAACUGACAUUUCUGUCCACAGUUUGAGGAAACAAAAUGCAACCCAUCCAGCUGUAAAUUUGAUAUUCAUUGUGUAAUGCCUUUUCUAGGAAGACAAAAUGGAUGCCCAAGGCCGGUGACCACUUUUCUAAAUUUAAUUUAUUAGAUACGGUCUAUAUGGAUUCAGUUAAGUGCUGGUGUGUGCUGUAUAUUUAAACACUGUCAGAAAGCACAUAAUGCAGAUAUUGAAAACUUUAUCAUUCAUUGUCUCAGAACCUAUGUUUACAUUUUAUAUCUGGCCGCUAAAUUCUCUGAUUUGUAAUAAAUGUAAAUUGAUCUGUAACUUAAAAAAAAACAAACCUAUAGUCACCAAAACAACUUUAGUUUAAUGAAUGGGUUUUGGUGUAUAGAUCACACAUCUGAAGUCUCACUGUUCAGUUCACUGCCAUUUAUAAGUUAAAUCACUUUUGCUUCUGUCCAUACAGCCCUAGCUACACCUCCCCUGGCUGUGGCUGACGCAAUCUGCAUGAAAACAAAAUGGCUUCAUUUUCAAUCAGAUGUUAACUUAUUUUAAAAGUUUUAGUCACCUGCUCUGUAAAUUGAACUUGAAUCAUAUACAGGAGGUUCUUGCAAGGUCUAACAGGCUAUCAACAGAACAGGAGAUAAUAAAUUCUAAAAUAAACAGUAUUUGGAAUAAAGGAAGUGUAAACAUUAGAUCUCACUUCACAGGAAGUGUUUAGGAGUGCUAUGUAGGUCACAUGCAGGGAUGUGUGACUAGGGCUGCAUAAACAAAGUGAUUUAACUCCUAAAUGGAAGUUAACUGAGCAGGGAGAUUGCAUAGACAUGCUCUAUACACCAAAAUAGAUUCAUUAAGUUCAAAUUGUUUUGGUGACUAAAGUGUCCCUUUAAUACAUUUAGGUUACAUGGUUCCUUUAAAUUUUCCAAUGCGAUUAGAAGGGAGUUAAGCAGGUAGCAUCAGUCUUAUGUGAUAUAGAGGAGAAGGGAAUUGAUUGAAAAAUUCUCUUUUUAAAGACCCUUCUCCCUAUGUUAAAGCUGCAUAGGCCAUAAUAAAAAUAUUUUAACCUUGAAAUCCAUGGGGGAUUAAUUGCUGCCAAAAAAAAAAAACUACCAAACCCCUGCUUUGUGGUUUUCUAGCAGUGCUCUCUGCUCCGUUGUAUAGAUAUAUGUAGUACUGUGUCCUUUAAUUUUCCCUUCUGACCUGCCUGUUCAGGAAAAGAAACCAUGCUUCAGAAGAAGGACUAUGAAACAGCUAGUCUCUCGGAAAUCAAAGCUCUCCUGAAGAAACAUGAAGCUUUUGAAAGUGACCUAGCUGCACAUCAAGAUCGAGUGGAACAGAUUGCAGCCAUAGCCCAGGAGCUAAAGUAUGUUCUCUCCAUUAUUUACUUGUACGAAAGAACACAAUGGAUUACAUUUAGUAGCCAAUUCACAAGGAUACCUCUCCUUUUUUCUUUCCUCUGGAUCGUAGUCAGAAUAGAAGUCAGAGUGCGUGGAAUAGAAAAAUUAUCCAACUAUUGACCCAAUGUGAAAUUAAUAUAUAUCGGGUUUCCAAGCCAAUUAUUUAACUUCAUUCAUCUAUGCCAGAAUUCAAUUUGCGAUUUUGUAAAUGUAUAAAAAUAUUCAGUUUCAUAGUAAAUUGGUUUAUAUUUAGAACUUGCUCUAUAUAGGGGAAAGCAAUUCAUAAAAUGCUCGUGAUUAACCAAAACUGUAUAAUAAUAAUAAUAAUUAAAAAAAAAGUUUUUUUUUUUUUUGUUUUUUUUUUUUUUUGUGAUCCUAAAACCCAUGUGAUUUGGUAAAACCACUUAGUUAUUCGCUAAACUCAACAUUGCAGCAAAUUAAAAUGAGAGGAAAAUGAAGGCAAACAUUGCAGACCUAAGGAGGGGGGUGGGGGAGGGGAAUCAAACUCCAGCGUAACUGCAUGGCUAUUUGAGUCUAAAUGGUGAUAUUUGGAUUUUAACUUGCUACAGUGCAGAGUUUAGUGAAUAAUCCUGUUUUUUAAGGUUUAUAAAAGCUUUAGCCAUUCCAGACUUACCCCACUUCACCCUCACCACCCCUUAACCCCCAAUGAGGUCAGUGUAUUUUGUAAAAGUAGAUCUUGUUUGCUUGUUUUGUUUGUGCGAUCUUUUGUUUGUUUGUGUGUUUACAGGUGUAGUGUUUCAUGCUUUCUGAUGCAUGUUUAAAUUUUUUUUUUUUUUUACCUUCUCCCAUCUUGCACAACUCUGUUUUAUUGACGCUAUAUUGUUUUUUAUUUUGUUAAAGGGACAUUGAAGUGGUCAGGGUGCAGGGUCCCAGGUCCCUUAAAGGGACACUCCAGGCAUCCAGACUACUUCUGCCCAUUGGAGUGGUCAGGGUGCCAACUCCCACUACCUUUAACCCUGCAAGUGUAAUUAUUGCAGUUUUUUAUAAAUUGCAAUAAUUACCUUGCAGGGUUAAAUUCUUCUCUAGUGGCUGUCCACUAGACGGCCACUAGAGGGCACUUCCGUGUCUAUAGCACAGGCUUUCUGUUCUAGAGCGUCGCUGGACAUCCUCACGCUGUAUGAGGACCUCCAGCGUCGCUCAAUUCCCCAAAGGAAAGCAUUGAAAAGCAUUUUCAAUGCUUUCCUAUGGAGAGCUCUAAUGUGCGUGUGCGGCAUAGCCGCGCAUGCGCAUUAGGUCUCGCCGGCGGGCGGGCAGGAUCAGUCUCGCCCACCGGCUGACGUAAGGCAGGGGAGGAGCGGCGGCGACCCGAAACCACCGGCAAGGGACAUCGGUGGGGGACUCAGGUAAGUGACUGAAGGAGGUUUUCACCCCUUCAGCAACCGGGGAUGGGGGGUGGGAGGGAGAUGGGACCUGCAGUGCCAGGAAAACUGAUUGUUUUCCUGGCACUGGAGUAUCCCUUUAACCCUGCAAAGAUAAUUAUUGCAGUUUUUAAUAAACUGCAAUGAUUACCUUUUGAGGGUUAAAUUUACCUCUAGUGGUUAUCUACCAGACAGCCACUAGAGUGACUUCCGGGUCGUUGGGUGACUUUUGGUUGCCUAACUGACGCUGGACAUCCUCAUGCUAUGCGUCAGGGCAUCCAGUGUCACCCAAACCACGUAGGAAAGCAUUUUUACAAUGCUUUCCUUUGGAGGAAGUCCUAAUACGAACGGCCAUCACUGCGCAUGUUCAUAAGGUCUCCCGUGCCGGCUAAGAUAGGCAGGGGAGGUGCCUGAACCAGCACCGAGGGGCAUCAAUGCUUGAAUCAGGUAAAUGGGGGGGGGGGAGGGCUAUAGUGCCAGGAAAACAACUUUGUUUGUCUUGUUUAUAUAUCAAAUUUGGUUCCGUGAGUGGGUAGUAAACCUUGAGUCAUCCAUUUUAUUCAUGAAACUGAGAAUUGUCAGGAGAAAUUAAACAUUUUUUUUAAAUUUGGCCUUCAAUUUGGCUUUUAAAUUUUGGUCUUAAAUUUUAAAUUUGCUUUGAAUUCCUGAUAGAUCUCACCUUGAAUUAAUCCUGAUUAUAUAGGUGCCAAAUGAUGUUACAUGUUGUAAGACAAUUGAUUUUAAACUAUAAUGCUAAAACUUGCUUCUAAUUUUUUUUUUCUUCUUCUGCAUGAAGUGUUUGUAUAGCUUGAUUUGGAAUUAGAAUGUUGGCUAUUUAUCUGCAGGCUAUUUAUUCUAUGUUGUUCUCAAGAUCAUAAAAAAGGAUUUAGACAAUUAUUCUAAAGAAUAAAUAAAUAGAGCUUACACACAAUCACAGGGAGCUACCACAUCCUGAUUUAAUGAGAAUGUAUUGGAGCUGUGGGUUCCUUGCCCAAGGCACCAUCAGGCUUGUUGUGUUGAAUCUAAGCUGUCGGAGUGGAAAAGUCAAUAGAAGAUAAUCGCUAACUAUGUGUUCCUCUGUCAGCCUGCUUAUAAUUAGAUGCGUGUGUCACAUUGAUCUGCAUGUGGUCAACAUGAUUCCAGUUUUGCUUAACUCUUGCCUUUCUGUCCCUGUUUAGUGAACUAAAUUACUAUGACUCUCCGAGCGUCAAUGCCAGGUGCCAACGAAUCUGUGAUCAGUGGGAUAACCUAGGGGCUCUAACCCAGAAGCGCAGAGAGGCAUUGGAGGUAUGACUUGUUUGUUGGGACCAAUGCGUGCGCCCUAAUAUUUAAAGAAGCUUCCCCUUAGCCGCCCAAAACAUGUAUUUAAAUGUUGGUUAUAUUGGCUGGUUAGAGCAGGGGUAACAUCACUGCCUUGAACUUGAAAGCCACUUAAUAGAUUGUUAGCUCUUGUAAGCAAAGCCUUCUUCAUAUCCCCUUUCUAGAACGGUUGGCGCUAAUAAUACAUAGUACGUAGGGUUUCCAGAUUCACAAUGCUUUCUUUAACACACAUCCGUUCUAGAGGGUGAUGGGCAGUAUAUUUUGAAGAAGGGAUUGGUGGGACCAGUACAUGAAAAGCGCUGACCUGCAAAUUGUAGUAUUUUUAUGCUGCAGACACAGCUGCACUUAGAUUUAGCAACUUUGUCCCUGCAACCUAUUAAUGCUAUAUUUUAUGGAUUGGCACUUUUCAUGUCCUACCCAAUAGAUCGAAGACAUUAUGUGUCCAGGAAAACAUGACAAACAUGCAAACUCCCUCUACUACUUGAGUAGUAGUUUUUUUUAUUUUUUUAUUAUUAAUUAAGACUUUUUUUUGGUUUUCUUAUUGCAUUCCCUCUGUGUGUUUGGCCAUGCAGAGAACAGAAAAGUUGCUUGAAACUAUUGAUCAGCUCUAUCUGGAGUACGCCAAGAGAGCCGCUCCUUUCAACAACUGGAUGGAGGGAGCCAUGGAAGAUCUGCAGGACACAUUCAUUGUUCAUACUAUUGAGGAAAUUCAGGUAUUCUCACACAUUCCAUAAUAUACCGCUGUGGACACUACCGUGCUAGUGCUGUUACCUGCAUGUGAAAAUGUAACUUGGCCCCUACCAUAAAGAUUCAUUUCAAUACUCUAAAGUUUAGCUCUGUUUAGCAUGUCUUUUAAAGUCAUUCACGUGGAUCAAGAUGGAGGGUUAGAGAUACACUGGCAAAUCUGUUCAGCAAUCGGAAGAAUCUUGGCCCUUUUUGUCUUCUAACCUGUUCUUUAAAUGUUUAAUACUUUAAAUUGUGUGCUUUUGAAUUGUUCUGAAUCUCAACAGUUGACAUAUCUAAGCAGUACUAGUAUUUUCUAGUCUUGUUAUUCUUUUGUUUUUAUGUAAUCUACAUCCUUUUUAUAGAUAUUGCUUACAAAAUAUUUUGCUCAUUUCGCAUCCAGGUAUUUUAAAUGUAUUAGAGUCAUUAUUUUGUCUUUAACCCCGUAAGGACCAAACUUCUGGAAUAAAAGGGAAUCAUGACAUGUCACACAUGUCAUGUGUCCUUAAGGGGUUAAAUGAAUGUUCUUGCAAAGGCAAAGUAGAGUUACUGUCAAUAGUGUGUUGCAUAGUUCCUUUGUUUAGUGUACAGAUCCUGUUUGUCUAUAGCCACCUAUAAAUGUUUGUAAUAAAUUACGUUUCUGAUCAUUUUUUGUUUAUUUUUCUGCCUAGGGAUUGACAUCUGCACAUGAGCAGUUCAAGGCAACCUUACCGGAAGCCGACAAAGAGCGACAAGCAAUACUUGGGAUCCAUAAUGAGGUUUCAAAGAUCGCACAGACUUACCACGUUAAUAUGUCUGGAACGAACCCCUAUACUGCGAUCUCACCUCAAGAAAUCAACAACAAGUGGGAUCAUGUAAGGUUAUUUCUGUUAAUCUGAAAAAAAAAUUUGUCUAGUAUAAUUACUUAUUUUUUUCCCCUUUCCUAUCAUUUUUUAUAAAAUUAUGUCGAUCCAUGUAUAGGUGCAUCAACUUUGCUAGUCAUUGUUUACAAUUGAAUGAUUCGGGGAUGUGGGCGCUAUUUGGAAGUAAUGUGGUGUCUCUUGUGUUGCUCGCAGGUCAGACAGCUGGUGCCUCGCAGAGACCAGGCUCUCAUGGAGGAACAUGCCCGACAACAGCAGAAUGAACGCCUGCGCAAACAAUUUGCCGCACAAGCCAACGUCAUUGGACCGUGGAUUCAAACAAAGAUGCAGGUGCAGACAAAUAACUUUAAAUAUUCGUGGAAUCAAUGGAAAAUUUUAGACCAAAAUAGCUGAGCUGAAAAAAUUUGUAGAUUUGGAGAAUUUUUUUUUUGUAAUUUUUUUUUUUUUUUUCACUUCAGGUAUUUCGGUCUGAAAUCUUUUUAAAAACAAAUAUAUAAAAUCAUAGGUUAGAACCCUUUAGGUUAUAUAUAUAUAUAUAUAUAUAUUCUUAUUAUUUAUUUCACUUCAUUGGUCAUAUUCUUUGUUUAUAUUGAGCUAAAUCGGUUUUAAGAAAAGCUGGAUUGAGGACAGAGUAGCUAUUAUAUGGAUUAGGUUAUAAUAUAGUGUAUGUAACAUUUAUUUGUUUAAUUGUUCAAUGCACAGUAGGAUACAGAAAUAAAGAGGAGGGUUUGCACAUAAGAUGAGAAACAGGAGUCUUCAUUUGACCGGAUAGAGGUAUGUGUUGCAGCAGUAUUUAAAGGACCACUAUAGUGCCCUGAGGGUGCUUCCGUGGCGCUGAAGGGGGAAGAAAGGGUUAAUCCCUUACCUUUUUUCCAGCGCCGGGCUCCCUCGGCGCUGGGACUCUCCUCCCUGUUCUUCCGUCAUCAGGUGAAUGCGCAUGCGCGGCAAGAGCCGCACGCGCAUUCAGCCAGUCUCAUAGGAAAGCAUUAUCAGUGCUUUCCUAUGGACGCUGGCAUCUACUCACUGUGAAAAUCACAGUGAGAAGCGCGGAAGUGCCUUUAGCGGCUGUCAAUGAGACAGCCACUAGAGGCUGGAUUAACCCAUAGGUAAACAUAGCAGUUUCUCUGAAACAGCUAUGUUUACUGCAAAAAGGGUUAAACCUAGCUGGACCUGGUACCCAGACCACUUCAUUAAGAUGAAGUGGUCUGGGUGCCUAUAGUGGUCCUUUAAUUUAAACAUCGAAAUUUAUUCAAGAGGGUACUAAGUGCAUAGGGAAAUCGGCCAUAUGGUGGCUAUGGACAGAAUUGUAUCCGAAGCAGGGUGAUAGUGUCAGGCCGUCUUCUAGGUGUGCCCCUAACCGCAGUGGGGGGGUGUUUGUUUGAGUGGUGAUAUGUGUGAGGUAUCACCCCUUCGCAUUUGGGCAGUGCCCUAUCAUGUGGAAGCAGGAGCGUGUUGUUAAGGUGAGUGUACACCGUUCAUGUGUCAACCAAUUAAACUUAGGAUAGUUGUAAAAAGAUUAACGAAAACAAACAUGACAUAGCAUAAGCAUUCAAGCCGCAGGUGGGUGUUAAGUCCCUCUGUGUAGUCCGGUUUCAGGGUGUAGGAUCAGAUGAUCCUUUGAUGUACAGGGUGCAGCCAUUUCCGCGUCCCAUCUAUUCGAUUUGGUGUGUCAGUCUGGAGGGAUCUUUGGGCCGGAAUACCCAUAGCUUUAAAGAAGGUAGGUGCCUCUGCUAGUGAGGAGAUUUUAUGUACAGUCCCAUUGUGAGUGGCCACUAUGAACCUGGUGAUCCCCAGUGGUAUUCCACACCUGCUUUUCUCAGGUGACUGGUUACGAUAUUCAAGGAUCUUCUCCACUGUAGCUUGGACCUAGUGCGAUCCUGGUAGAAGGAGAGACUUGUCCCUUCAAAGGAUAGUGGCGCCAUGCCUUGGAGCGCUGACAUCAGGAGUCUUUUAUCCUGUGAUGUGGAACAUCUGACAUUCACAUCCUGAACCACAGUAGAGGUAGCUCUGCCUGAUGCUGGUAGUCGGUAGAUGCCAUCUAUGGUGAAUUUCUUGGCGUGAGUCGGGGGUAGUAUGGAGGCUACAAGUCGCCUCAUAUAGUGAGGGAGUUCGUCAGGUGUGAUUGUGUCAGGUACCCCUCUGAUCUUCCGGUGGUUGCGCUGUGACCUGACGUCCAGUGCUAUAUAAUGGAGUGAGAGAGCCUGUUGAUGGAUUUGCAUUGCUAGGAUUGAGUCUUGGAGGUCUGAAAGUCCCUGAUUAAUUUUAGCUAUGUCCUCUUCUGAGGCCUACACACUGUUGUCAACUGCAUGCAUGUCUGCUCUGACAACUGCCACGUCAGCAGCUAGGCGAGUCUUGAUCUCCUGAACCAAGUUGUGGAAGUCCUGCUGUGUGACCAGUGCAGACCCAUCUGGGCCCUCAGUUGUGCAAGGUACCUGCUCAGGUGGUGGGUCCGGUUGUACAGGUUCCGCAGGUGUCAUUGCAGUUCCGUGAUCUGCCAUUUUGGCUGGAUGGUGCCACUGCAAUAAUGCCCCUAUGUCUCUGGACCCUGAUGGUGGAUCCAGGGGGGACUUCUGGGACUGUCUGCCCAUCUGUGCCAAGGGUGUUGGGUUAACGUCUGGAUAAUGUUCAGGCUCCAAACUGUUUAGCAGGUCUGACCAUUUCAGGUUGCUUUUUUCGGUGAUUGGGCCAACAGCAGAAUCUUUUAUAUGGUCUGGAUAUUCAUGAGAACCAUGUGUGGAGAGACAGAGAAAUAUGCCAAUUACUUUGUAAAAUGGCAGUUCUAAGGCAUCCGGUGAAUCAUAUCUUUGCAAACUCUGAUAAGCUGUCAGUGAAUUAUAACAUGCCUCAUCAAUCCUAAACUAAAGGGACUUUUAGUAGCUGGUCGAAUCCAGUAAAAGGACAUGUUUUUUGAAAAGAGGAAAUGCAAGCAUGAAUUCCAAAUUACAAUUGUAGCCUAUUGUGUAGUGAAUACACUGACUCACCAAACCCAGAAUUCCUUGCGGCUGCAUGUAAAUCACUGCGGCCAUUCAUGAUUUAUCUAUUAGAACUCUAAUCCAUGUACAACUUCAAUAGAAUCAUUCUAAGCUAUAUUUCUAAAUAUGGGAUCUAAGCAGUUAUCAAAAACAAUCCAGGCCCUGUUCAUCUGCCGAAGCUUAAUUUAGGGAUUUCCCAAAAAGUAUGCAUUAGUACAUUUCUGUAUUUUUACAAUGUUGCUUAUUCGGUAUAUAUGUAUUUCAGAAGUUGCCAUCACAUGAGGAAAUGGUUAUUUUUUGUAAACAAUUGAGUGAUUUGUAGAAGUUUGUUCACUGAGCAAGUUUUUGAAUCGGAAAUUGAAAAUUCAAAAUGUUGUCUAAAACGGCCAUAUUGUGAAUGUGUACAGAUAUAGCAUUUGGGGUAACAGCUGUGUAUCUAAAAACCAAAUACACGAAUUGCAAGUAGCAUAACACUGUUUUCAAUGAUCACACAGUCUUCUAAUGAUUGCACUCGCCGAAUAUAAUAGAUUAUAUAAUAGAUUUAUAGCACCCACAAGUGCCUCGCCAAGAUGUAGAUGGGGGGGCGGUAUUCGCACCUUUAACCUGCUCUUUGUACAACCAAAGAUCUAUCGAUGGUUGAGAGGAUUUCUGGGGGGAUACAAGCCUAAAGGGUAGCUGCCACACACAGACAACUUAAACACACACAAAAAAAGUUAAAGAAACACUGUAGUGUUAGGAAUGCAAAACUGUUUUACAUUGCAGGGUUAAAGGGAUACGUUAGGCACCCAGACCACUUCAGCUCAUUGAAGGGGCCUGGGUGCAGUUUUCCAGGCCCCGUAACCCUGCAAUUGUAUUUAUUGCAGUUUCUGAGAAGCUGCAAAAAUUAUCUUGGAGGGUUAACUCCACCUCUGCAUGAGGACAUCCUUUGUCACCCAAAACCCAGUAUGAAAUCAUUAUAAAAUGCUUUCCAAUUGUGAUAGUCCUAAUGCAAUCACUUGCCACGCAUGGACAUUAGGUCCCCCUGCAGGCUGGAAUCAGGUAUGUGAUGAAGGGGUUUUUAUAGAUGGCUAUAGUGCUAGGAAAGAAACUGUUUUCUUAGCAGUAUUUUUUCCUUUUAAGAAAACAGGGGCACUGCCCCCAGACCACUCUAAUGAGAUGAAAUGAUCUGGGUGGCUAUAGUCUCCCUUUAAAGGACCACUAUAGUGCCAGGAAAAACACUAGUUUUCCUGGCACUAUAGUGCCUUGAGGGUGCCCCCACCCUCAGGGUCCCCCUCCCGCCCGGCUCUGGGGAGAGGAAAGGGGUUAAACUUACCUUUUUUCCAGUGCCGGGCGGGGAGCUCUCCACCUCCGAUCCUCCUCCUCUCCUCCCUUUCGGCUGAAUGCGCACGCGCGGCAAGAGCUGCGCGCGCACUCAGCCGGUCUCAUAGGAAAGCAUUUACAAUGCUUUCCUAUGGACGCUUGCGUGCUCUCACUGUGAUUUUCACAGUGAGAAUCACGCAAGCGCCUCUAGGGGCUGUCAAUGAGACAGCCACUAGAGGAUUUGGAGGCUGGAGGCUGGAUUAACCCUAUUAUAAACUGCUAUGUUUAUUAAAAAAAAGGGUUAAUCCUAGAGGGACCUGGCACCCAGACCACUUCAUUAAGCUGAAGUGGUCUGGGUGCCUAGAGUGGUCCGUUAAGUAUAUGUGUUGGCUUUUGUCUCUGUACUGUGAUGUAGCUCACUUGAAGAGUUUUUGCAAUUAAGUUUCAGUUCGCUGCAGUUUGUUGUUUAGUCCAUAAACCAUAUUACGUUGUUGCUUGGCAUUGUUUGUAAUUAUCUGUAACGCAUGUCGUUCCUAGGAGAUUGGCCGCAUUGCCAUUGAAAUGCAUGGGACUCUGGAGGACCAGAUAAAUCAUUUGCGACAGUAUGAGAAAAGCAUUGUUAACUACAAACCAAAGAUUGAUCAGUUGGAGAGUGACCACCAGCAAAUACAAGAAGCACUUAUAUUUGAUAACAAGCACACUAAUUAUACAAUGGAGGUAAGUCUCUGCUCGUCUCGUAAAACGGAUGACAAGAUAAAUAUUUGUUCUUCAUGCCCAAUACCCAACAUGCUAGGUAUCUGCUUGGGACAGAGAUUUAAGUGAUUUGGGAUUUAGGGAUUUUGGCUUGCUAAAGUGCCCGUGCAUGCAAUGCUGACAUGGAGGCACUCUGCCCACUAAGGAAAGCACUCUGCCCAGAGCAUUCAAGCCAUGAGCAGAGUGCAGAUGGCAAAAAAUGUCUAAAGCGCUCAGGUCAUGGGCAAAAUGCUCUAGGAGCACAUAUAGCUUUCUAGUACAAUUUCUUAAUGUCCCUUGAUGGGGGACACCAUGGAACAAACCCAGGACAGUGCGGCAGGAGCAGAAUUGGGGACUGGAUCUGGUAGUGUUGUAAAGCGUGUUCUUGUAGAAAGAGAAAUAUGAAAUGAGCUUUUGAUCCUCUGUUAGGGAUGAGUGACCUGAAUCCUUAUUUGUUGAGGCCAUGUCUUGGUUUUGUGUUGAUGUUCUCCUGUUAUUUAUCAAAUUUUGGUUAAUAAGAAUAUUUCUUCACAGUGGCGUUAUGCACUUCUAAACCCCUAGUUUCAUACAGGUUUCUUAGAUUACAGCUGUGACAAUUCUUCAUUUUUAGACAUCUUCCUAAUUCUUAUUUUUAUUAUAAUCAUUAGUAUUAUACCCUUUAUUGGAGGAGGGGCAUCAAGUCCAAACAUCUAACAGAAACUUGUAGCAUAUGUUCUUUAAUUUCAGCACAUCCGCGUGGGCUGGGAACAGCUUCUGACCACCAUUGCUAGAACUAUCAAUGAGGUGGAAAAUCAGAUCCUUACAAGGGAUGCAAAAGGCAUCAGCCAGGAACAAAUGAAUGAAUUCAGGAACUCAUUCAAUCAUUUUGAUCGGGUAAGUUUGACUCUGUCCAUAAAACCCAUUGUUGUGUCAGUAACUCCUAACAUAGUGCACGAGGGACGUUUGGUUAUUGCAUGCUUGCCAACAAUUCUGUACAUCCAGACCGCUCGUAGUCAAUUGCUGUGCCCACAAUCCGUUAAACCAGGUGUGGCCAACAGGCCCUCUAUUCUAAAACUACAAGUCCCAAGAUUCCUGUCGACCUUAAAGGGUCACUAUAGCCACCAUACAACUUUAGCUUAAUGAAACCAUUUUGGUGUAAUGGUCAUGCCCCUACAGUCUCGCUUUCAUUAAAACCGAAUUUGAAAGUGGUGUUAUGUCCUUGUAAUUCUUUAUUAAAAGCUUAUGUUUUGGGAAGGGGGUGGAUUUAUAUUUAUUUAUUAAAUGUUGGCAAGUAUCUAAUGCUUGCCAUUAACUAGUAAGUGCAGUAGUGUGCAUGUGUCCAUAGAUAUGACAUUGUUAUACAUGUGACCUUCAUGUCAAUGUUGAUGUGCAUGUAUGUAAAUGUUAAAUGGCGUGAUUCUGUGCAUUGCGGUUUCUGCUGCUCAUGGUAAGUGUGCAUGUGUUUACAUACUAACCAGUAUUAAAUCCCUCAGCUGCUUGAAAUGCUAUAUUAUAAGAAUAAAGUUCUUCCCUGGCUCAGGUUGUAGUCCUCACUGUUAUCCCUAGUGGACUCAAUCAUUCCCCACACUCAGACUCUGUUACUAGUCGCUGUGAAAACUCUAUUACAUUACAGCGUCAUAGGUUUUGGUAAACUACAAUUCCCUAAUGCUGGUCAAGCAUCUUUUAAUUUAUAUAGAGUAUAUAAGAGGUGGUCCCUUUUAGAAUGUACACAUUCGAACAAUGGGUCCUCACCCUGUUUUGAAUUGCUGGAGCUAUCCAGUCUGCCAGUCUGGACACAAAUGGUGAUUUUAAUGCGAACAUCGGGUGGCAAACAGAUUAAUAUGCAGAGUGCAUGUUAUAGAGUGAAUUAUCAUGGUGACCAUUCUGCUGCCCCUUUAAAUCUAUUGUAGCAGGGAAGGUUGAAUGCAUGCAUCUAGACAUGGGCAAGGUUUAGAUUAGUAAAAAUUUGUCUAUUUUUGUUGUUGCACCCCUGAUUAUGGUAUUUUCUAACCUCACUGUUUCAUACUGAAUACAAGGUAACUAUGCUUGUAUGCCGCAUGAUAAUAUGCAGAUAAUAUGCUGUAUGCAGCAAAGAAUUCUGGGUACUCACAAAAAAUAAUGGCUAACUGCAUAACUAAUCCUCAAACAUUCUCUGAAAGUGAAUGUAAUAUACUGAGAGGCCCUUCCUUUGUUCAAAGUAAUACCAUCACUUUUCUAGAAGUUACACCAUUGAAAACAAAACUUUGAAAAUCAUUAUCAGUUUUCUGUUACUUGUCAGUUUCUACAUUUUUAACUUACAUUACAAUCCAGUUCAGUCAAGGCACGGUCAGGGCACAGAUUACAUUGGAGGAGGAGAAGCGGAGACAUUGUUUCUGUUCCUUUUCCUCUCUCUGUGUUUAGUGAUGGAGAGGUGCUAAGGGCAGAGCUUGUAACAAUGAAUUAGAGGGAGCCAAAAUUGUAACUCUGAUUUCCAAGAUAGAGGUAAAUACAGAGGUGUCAAUUUUCUACAUUUAAUAUAAUUUUUGUAUUUCACGAACGUAUUUGUUAACUAUAGAGGGCAAGUAUGAUCAUAUUAAAAAUGAAGUGAUGGUUCCCCUUUUAAGUUUCAUACAUUGGUCCUCGUACCUGUUAAAGUGAGAGCAUAUUACCAGGGUAACAAUGCAUUGUUUGCCCUCUUUUCCUGCAUUUAACCUGGCGUUGAUAAAUAUUCUUUCCCCCAGUGUGGUCUUACCCAGAAUUCCUUGUAAGACUAUUAACAUAUACCUAAGCAGUCAGGUUGCUAAAGCCCAUACUGUAAUUUGUUUUACGCAUCCAGACCACAAUAUAAAUUUUAACUGUGUUUUGUUCUGUUUUCUUGUUCGUCUGUCAUCUGCAUGUCUUUUCCUGCUGCUCCCACUGCAUGGUACACAAAUCACAAUCAAUCAUGCCACCAUGCCUUACCCCCUCCAUAUUGCUUUCACCCUUCUCACCCAUCUUUGGCAUGGCAUGCCCUGGACACAUCACUUAAUGUAUCAAGGAGCACUCCGGCACGCUUGGCCCUGAGGAGUUUAAAGCCUGUCUCAUCAGCCUUGGUUACGAUAUUGGAAACGACCCACAGGUACUGAAAAAAAUAUUGUAUGCUUGUUUUUAUAUAACACCAGGGACAGAACAAUACUGUGUUUUCCUCCAGGAACUGAAGAUUAAUCUUGGUUAAUUUGCCUACUUAAAAGAAAUAAUGUUUCUCUCGUUUCUUUCGUUCCUUGUUUCCUCUUACCUUCCAAAUGUUGUCCUUUCUAUCCUUUGACCCAAUGGCUUCCAUUGCUACCAUUGUAAUCCUAUUCCAAUAAAUCCCCCUUUGGUUUCCCCAUCACAAUGUGUUAUACCAUUGACUUGUAUCCUUGUCAACUGGUGCCAUUUAUGUGAUAUUAACACUCCCAUUUGUUUCCAUUCUAUAUUCAUUCACUCUAUGGUUUUCACUUGCCAUUGGGUCUAAAAUAUUGCCUGUUUUCUGCCUGUCUUGUUUUCUGAACUUCCUUGCACUUUCUGUACUCUCCUUCCUUUUUUCUUUGCUAUUGAACAGAAGAAGACUGGUAUGAUGGAUAGCGAUGAUUUCCGAGCCUGUCUUAUCUCCAUGGGUUACAAUAUGGUAAAGUAAAGCUGUUUUUAGUCCAGAUUUGUGUGAGUUCAAUAUGAUGCCUAGCACACACCCAAUAUAUAUUGGAAUUAUUAUAUUAUCCUGUAUAAUUAGCAGUACUAAAUCCUGUGCUCAAUUAACAAGAUUAAUAAAAACAAACCUAUAUAUGCACAGCAUUUCAAUUAUCUAUAACCUUUUGCGUUUAUCAAUGUCUGUUUUGUCCAGCCUGGGUGGCAUUGAUUAGCUGAUUGUGCUGGACGAACUUACAAAGCUCUCUGUCUAUCAUUGCUGUGUAUAUGUAUGUGUGUGUAUAUACAAGGGCUUACAAUUUGAAGUCCUUUGCCACUAGCUAGACCUUAAAAGUUACUAGCCACUGCAAGCCAAAGUAUGCUCAACAGGAGUGAAUUUCUACUUGCCACUGCUACAUUUUCACUCAUGGUGAGUAGAAAUUUUGAGCCCUGAUAUAUUGGAUUUUAUUGUAUUAUAUUAAACCUGUAUCAUACCAUGAGUCCUCAAAGAAAUUGGGAUUUAGAAAUGUAUAAUAUCAUAAUAAAAGUGUUUAACCAGGAAAGGUACAUUCAGCUAAUUCUGGUUUCCAAGUACGUCCUGGGGAUGCUACUUUUGCCCAACAUUCAGGGGAUGUUACGAUUACCUAAUUUAAUGGUACUCCUCUUCUUUGGUAUACAUUUGCAGAAGCAACUGUAUAUUUUAGAAAAUCAUAUUUUGUAUUUUCUUUUUUUUUUGUAAUGUGUUUAUUGAGGGUUUUUUCAAAGUAAAAUAUUGACAGCAUGUGUCCCAAUGAAGAAGGUCAUCAACAGAUUUUAACAGAACAAUAUUCAUGCCCAAGAACUCAAGAAUUAUAGUGUCAUCGUUUUUUUUAAGAAGAAAAGUGAAACCUAAAAUGAAGUGUGGAGGUUCAUGGGAGGGUAGGGAUGGGAAGGAAGGGGUCUCCCUGUGAGGAAAGCAGGUAGUAGACUCCCCCUUCCCUCCCCACCCCCCUGCCCUCUCACCCUUGAAUCACGCCACUAGCAGGGGUAGAGGCAUGUCCAAAGUUCUCCAUCCACAGGUUCCAAACUUUAAGAAUGUGAUCUGUAGUCUCGUUAAUGGCUGGGUUUUUUGCUCGGGGUAAGGAGAGGUUUCUUUAUUCCCUUUUGAGAAGGGCACCAGAGGUUCCAGGGGUAAGGCUAUUUAAAAGCAUUGCGACCGUUUUCCAAAUAUGGCUGCCCAGAGUGUGCAGUUUUAUGGGAGUGUGUUGCUUGUGUGUGUCUGAUUGCACACUCUUGUGCAUGUGUCUGGGAGCAGGGAUCUGUGACUCCUAUAGGAGUAAAUGACUGGCCCCCUCGGUAAGUUGACUUUGAGACCCUGCUCUAGAUAAAUCAAUGGCUGGAUUUUGGUUGUACUGUGAACUUUCCAGCAGUAAAAUAUCUCAACCCAAAUCCGGUCUUUCAUACAGAGAUUAAUGCAAACUUCUUAAAAUAGGUUUUCUUUUAGUUUGGUUAUUGGUGGUGGUAAACAUGUGGACUAUGGUCUCUUGUUGCUAAGGAAAACAAGCUGUGUAAGAAUGCUUAGUCACAAUGGAAAGUAAAAUAUUUAAUAGUUUCAAUAACGUUGGAAUAUACCAGGGAUGGCCAACUGGUGUCAAGUGAAAUAUACGAUGCUCUGCCGCUAACAAAGCCUGGCAAAGGAUCAUGGGUAAUUUCACAGAAACCUGUCAGGGUUAGGGUAAACUCAUUCACAACUGUUGGCUCCUUAGAUACCAAUGGUGAACCAUGCGUUCAUCCCAGUUUGGUCCCUAUAAACCAUCUGCCAGCAUGGAAUUUCCUACUAAUAUAGCAGACGGAGCGCAACUGUUUGAACACCCAGGCCCUCAUUGGUGUUUAAGGGGUUAAAAUCAUGGAGUUCAAAGAAAGAAUGCUACUAGAAGCAUAAUUUUAUUAUCCCAUUUUUUUAAUGUUUUUUGGGGUUUUUUGCCAUUUUUUUAAUUUAUUUUUUUCCAACAAAUAAUUUUUAUUUUUUUUAGAAUUCAAUAUUUUAUUGAGGUUUUUCUAAGUGUAUAUUGCAAAUGAUGCAAAUUAAUAUACAGUUUAAAAGCACGAUUAUGUUUUACUGGAGUGCUGUGAAAGAUGGGUUUAGCUGCAAUUUGUAAUUUGAAUUAAGUGCGUGUAGUUCUACAAUUAAUAACAGAGAUCUAAAUGUCCUCCUCCCAGGGUGAAGCGGAAUUUACUCGUAUUAUGAGCAUCGUUGAUCCUAACAGACUUGGAGUGGUAACAUUUCAAGCAUUUAUUGACUUUAUGUCUCGUGAGACUGCAGACACGGACACGGCAGACCAGGUUAUGGCUUCUUUCAAGGUUCUGGCUGGUGAUAAGGUUUGUAUGAAGUUAUUUACUGUUUGAAGAACCUGCAGCACAAAGAUGUUUUUAACUUUUUCAUGUGCUUUCUAAAUUAUUAACUAUAUUAAGUAGAACUUUACGAUGCAUUUAAAUCAUUAAGAACACUACACAAUUGAGAAGGUCAUUGCACAUUGAUUGGUACUCAAAUCAUUAAUCUUCUUCAAUACAAACAUGUUAUUAAAAGAAAUCUUAAACAAUUUUUAAUUUCCCAAUUAUCAUCAUCCCUGUUAUGUGGAUAUUGUUCUCAUUCUAGAGUGGUUUACUUAAGGUGAGCAAUAUGUUGUCCCAACUCUAGAACAAACGGAGAGUGAUAGCCACAGUCAUUUAAGAAUUUACCAACUUGCCAGUCCUGUUCAAGACAUAUUUGACCACUCAACACAAAAAACUAUUCUAGUGUUUGUGUUUUCUAUUUGACUUACCGCCACAUGCAGGAAAAAGCAAGAAGUGUCUGUAGAUAGAGAGAACAUAUAACACCAAUAGACUCUUCUUGUUCACGGACUGCUGAGUGUAGGAAAGAGCAGCAAGUGAUGGUCUGGAAGCGGAAGAUCGGAACUGUCAUUGUGCACAAUACCACCCAUGGUAUGGCAGGGCCGUUUUUGAGCACAUUACCCUUAGUUCUAGCUGACAACUUAAAGGUCGUGGGCAGAAGCAACCAUGGAAAUAAUACCCACGCAAGCGUCUUUUAUGCUGCCAAUAUUGUUAUUAUUAUUAUCGUCAUUUAUAUAGCGCCAACAGAUUCCGUAGCAGUUUACAAUAUUAUGAGAGGGGGAAUUUAACUGUAAGUAGGACAAUUACAAGAAAACUUACAGGAGCAAUAGGUUGAAGAUGACCCUGCUCGAGCUUACUCUAUAGGAGGUGGGGUAAACGCAAUAGGACAGGAAAUGGAAAUCAAAUAAGGUGGGAAUGAAGCAGAGCUGGAGAAGAGAGUAGAAUACGGUUUUUCAUGCCACACUGCAAAUUGCUCGCUCCACAGGAGAGUCGAGGAACCAGUAGCCAUGGGAAAGGGACCUUGGAAGUUUAAAAAGUUUAGGAAUUUUUGAGUCUUCCAACAGAUUACCACCUUUAUGUCCACCUGGAAAAGCUGAUUCUAAUGUUAAAGGAACACUAUUGUGUUAGGAAUAGAAAGCUGUAUGCAAAUAAAGGGUUAAUAAAAUUCUUUACACACAUACUCUGUGAGGAUGUCCCUCAGUGUUGGGUCGUGCUCCUCCUCUGCAAGCAUCUGCUGAUGAAGGGGGAUCUGAUGCACAUGCGCAGCGAGCAACCACAUGUGCAUUAGGCCUUCUCCAAACGAAAGCAUUGCCUCAGUGCUUUCCUGUGGGGAUUUCUAACAAAUAACUCUCUUACAAAUCGACUGUAUUUGUUUUCUCUGUUUCCCUGCUGUGUUUUUACUUUUUAUCCUGUAAUAGCUUUUUAUAAAUAAACCCCCAUUACGUCACGGAGAACAGGAUAAUAAACAAUUUAAUUUAUCUUUUUUACCAUAAUAUGGUAUUUCAUUCGUUGUAAUGGGAAUACCGUACAAUUAUUACUUGCGAUUUCAUGUUACUAGGUAUUCGAAUAAGUAAUGCAUUUAAAGGGGCCUUACAAAUACUCUUGUAUGUUUUGUGCAAAUAUUAGGUCACAGUUGGUUAUUCCGGGUGUAUUUUUAUUAACCCGAGGUGGUGUCCCCUGUUAGUAACGUCAUCACUUGUAGCUGUAUUAUCCAGAUGGAUUUUGAGAAAUUUAGUUCAGCUGCUAGCUCUCAAUACCAGAGAAAAAAACUAAUGCAAGCAUUAUGAUUGGUUCAGUCGCCACCUGUUUUUAUUUUUUUUAUUUUUUUUUUUAAAUGCAUUAGCUAUGAGAUAUCUACAAAGAAUUGAUUUUAUUAUUGUGUUACUGCCCAUUGGACAAUGGGGCUGCAAGAAGAGUUUUUUGUUUUUAAAUAUUGUUUUCCGUGUUCAUAUAUAUAAUAAAACCUGAAUUUUGACGGGAAAAAAACCAUGUCAAUCCAUCCCGACACAAAAAAGUAUAUAUUAAAGAGAUUAGUUUAAUACAGUAUAUAUGUCUAUGUAUGUUCCCUUUAACACUGUAUAUUUAAUUUCUUUUUUUUUUUUUUUUUUAGAAUUACAUAACUGCAGAUGAACUGCGUCGGGAGCUCCCACCUGAUCAAGCUGAAUAUUGCAUUGCCAGGAUGGCACCAUACAUUGGACAUGAUGCUGUGCCAGGAGCGCUAGACUACAUGUCUUUCUCUACAGCAUUGUAUGGAGAAAGUGACCUUUAACCCUUCAUAAGUCCCCUCCAUGUCACUGCAGUGCUCAUUGUGCAUCUUUCGCUGUAUGCAAAAUGGUUUCAGCUUUUCACACUUUGUGUCUUUCUUAGUUCACCAAUUGAUCACUUCUUGUGUUUUGGUUUAUUACCUUACACCCCCCACCUUUACCCCAGUGCCGAAAACCAUUUCCUCUUGAGCGCUGGUAGGGUAAAUACCUGUUCAGAGUCUGUCCUAAAAAAAAACCCAACAGUUUACAAAUACAUUUUUACUAAAGACGUUUAAAAUGCAUAUUUUAUUAUGGAAUAAAAUGUUAUGGAAUGUAUUUUUUUGCCAAAACAUACAUUUAAUAAAUCUUCCGUUGUGUCAGAUAUGAGAAAUGUAAUGUUCCAUCUCUCUAUUUUUAUUUUGCUUUUUGGUACCAUGUUUUCAAAAGACAAGAACUCUCUUUCGUAUAACUUGCUUGCCCUGCUUUUUUCCCCUAUUCUCCAGAAAAGCCGUUACGUUCUUAUAGAAGUCCUAUUUACCUAUUGAGUUACAAGUGUGCUCCUUUGGCACACUUUAAGAUCCAGAAAGAGAUCCGUUUAAAAAAAAAAACAAAAAAAAAAGUUUUGUUUUUCAAUAAAAUAAAAACCACGUAAUUGCAGACUCCCCCCACCCAGUAUUUAAUUUAAAAUAAAGCAUUGCUUUGUCCUGCCCAUCAACUUAUUUUUAAUUUUGCUGAAAUGAUUGGGAAAUACAAUGCUUAAAUAAUAUGCUCUCAAUAUUGCUUGUCACAGACCUUUAUUAAAAUACUUUUAAAUUUUAACCAUUUGUUAUUGGUUACUCUUUAAUUUUUAUCUGUAAAAUAUCAGUUCAUUAAAACCUCACAGAAAGAAACCCAACAAUUUAAAGGGAUACUAAGAAUAUCAAAAAAUGUUUUCCAAUAAAAAAAUAAAUAUGCAUAUGUUUUUUUGAUUUUCUUUCAGCUCAUCAAUUUUAACAAAAUAUAUACAACAUGUGUUGUUCCUUACUUGCAGGCAUCUUAUGGGAUAUUUCCCAUAGUAUUACAGUUUCGGGUUGCACGGGUGUCAAUGUUGAGCCUACUGUUUCAAGUGGACAGAUAGUACCCUUGUAAAUGUGUGUUUUGCAUUGUGAAUUAGCAGUUCUAAAAAAAAUCUUUAUGUAAAUCCAUACGUGCACACCAGGAAUUUUUUUUUAAAUAAGAGAUUGGGUCACAGGACAGUUUGUCCACAAUAAAUCUUAG
Molecule: messenger RNA, 90866 nt
Organism: Pelobates cultripes (western spadefoot toad)
Lineage: Eukaryota; Metazoa; Chordata; Amphibia; Anura; Pelobatidae
Source: the annotation of a GenBank genome assembly